CCCGGAGCAGCCGUCGCCUUGGCCAGCCCAGCUGCCGCGGGAGCCUCAGCAGCGGCGGCGGCAGGAGGCAGCAGGCAGGCGCCGGAGCAGCAGCCAUGAGCCAGGCAACGGCCGCUUCUUGCGUCUCCUCUCCACCGCCGUCUCCAUCCUCUCCAUCCGCUGUAGCAGCAGCAGCAGCAGAAGCGCCCUCCGCUCGCGGCUCCCCGGCGUCCGGCAGCCCCAGCCCGGCGGGACCAUGAAGCGGCAGAACGUGCGGACGCUGGCGCUGAUCAUCUGCACCUUCACCUACCUGCUGGUGGGCGCCGCCGUCUUCGACGCGCUGGAGUCCGAGGCGGAGACGGCCGACCGGACGGCGCUGGAGGAGAAGCAGCUGGAGCUCAAGAGCAAGUACAACCUGUCCGAGGCCAACUACUGCGAGCUCGAGGGGGUGGUCCUCAAGCUCAAGCCCCACAAGGCCGGCGUCCAGUGGAAGUUCGCCGGCUCCUUCUACUUCGCCAUCACCGUCAUCACCACCAUCGGUAAGGCGGCCUCGCCGCGCGCCCAUCGCCGCCGCCGCCGUCUGCGCCCCGGGGCGCCGCCUGAGGCUGCACGAAGCCCCGGAGGGGGUGGGGGGGUGGGGAAGGAGAAGGACUGUCCCCAGAAAGUGUGCGUGCGUGCCUCUCUCCCCCCCUCCCGCCGCCACAUUCCACCUGUAUAGUUUGUCCUCAGUUUCCCCUUUGGGGCCAGACCUGCGUCCCCAAACGCGCCUGCUGCGUUUCCGAACCGCUUUCCCACUUUGGAGAGGGAGACGCCGGUUUGGAGAGGAGUUGGGCAACUUAAGAACGGGCUUCGGAAACCUUUCGCUGAGCUCUGAGUGCUUUUCUUUCUUGCGGGGGCGGGGGGGGGGAGUUUCUCCCUUAUUACUUUACUCUCUAAUAGACACACAAAGCCCCUCUUCCAGCUAUAAAAUCGCUCUCUCUCUCCAUCACCAUCCAAGCGCAGAACAAGGCUCACGCCCCGAUCCCGGUCCAUCCGUUUUUUCCUCCUUCGCCUUCUUCUGUUGUCCCCCCCCCCCCGAAAGUAGUCUUCGGGUGGGGUGUGCGCAGGAGAUGGCACGUUCUCAGCGGCGCCCGGAAGAAAAAUCUCCCUUAAAAAACAGCAACAGCCUCCCAGACCUAAAGCAAACCUGUUUCUGGAAAAGUGGGGGACUAGUUGUUUUUAUAAUGACACCCCCCCACCUCAGUAGGCUUCUGUGGAAAAAGUGGCGAGGGGCGCGGAGAGGUCUGGAGGCAGGGAGCGUGAAAUGCAUGCUAAAGCGCGAGGAACAAUGAAGACAAAGGGUCUUCCCUGGAAAGCAGACCCCUCCUCUCUUGUCUCUCCCCCCGCCCCAUUUAAGACCACCAAACCAGAUUACUGGUUGGGUUUGGAGGCGCGACUGUGAUCUCCGGAAUUUCUCGUGGAGGGUCGUUGGUGUGUCUGGGUAGAAGCUGUGGCCGAAUGAUCUUUUGCUGAGUUGCGGGGGGUGGGGAGGGCGGCGGCUGUCGAUAAUGGGAUGGGGGGCUUUUUAGGGUGCUAAGCGAGCGGAACAGGGGCAGGCUCCAAGUUCCCAGUGAACUCAGAGGCAGCGCUAGGACGAAUUUCUCGCAUUAUUGACCCCACUGUCUUCCGAAGCAUGCUUACCAAAGUGUAAAUGUUGUUGGGCACAGUGGAAGUUACUUCCGAGUAAACAUGCAGUAGGGUGCGUUAGUGGGCUGCGGAUAGGAGUAUAUAAAUGUACUAGGAAGAGUUAUCAGGCUUACUUCUGAGUAAAAAUGCAUAGGCUGGGCCAUAAAAAUGUCUUUUGCACGGAAUGAGGAAGGCAGUAGCUCUCCAGGCAGAAGCGGGAGAGAUCCCUGGCUGACACCCUGGGCAGCUGCUGCCAGCCAGUGUCGACAAUAUUGUGUUGGAUGAACCAGUGGUCUCUCUGACUGUCAUAAGGCAGCGGCCGAGGUUCUUACCAGAUGCAUUCACUGUGCAAUCCCACGCGUGGUCCCGCAGAAGCGAGCCCAGCUGCAUUCCGCGGGGUCUACUCUCGAGUAGGCGCGCCGGAUCGCGGCCUGCAAGAGUUAGGAAGCACUUUUCGGACCCCUCCCCCUUGCCAUCUGUGCGUGACCGCUUCCUAAUCCCUGUAGGGAGAGGGAGACGACGCUGCGUGUGAUGCAGGAGAUUUAUUAAUCUGUCGUAAAAGGCGUGAGCUGACUUUAUCUACCUGCCCUCAAGUGGGGUGUUUUUGGGGGUGGGUGCGUGGGCUUAGCAAGAGGAAGGUUGCACCCCACAUACCCUACUAUGCAGGAAGCGACUGAGGUUCAGGAAGCUUGUUUUUCUUCCUGCUUCUCUCGAGUAAAACAAAAAAGGAUCUCUUUUGCUCCUCCGCUGUUCCCAGAAGGAGGAGGCGAGCUCGUGGAUUCAGGGCUCGUGGGUUGUUUAUGGGGAACACCCAGCCUGUCAUUUUGCCAGUUUCCAAACAUGUGAAUCAAAACACAGAGGAAGCCAAGGCGUGGGGGGGGGGGGGAGGUCUCGCCGUGUCUGCAAUGCGCAGGAUUCCUGCGAGUGGGCAGCGUUGCAAACAGAAGGGGGGUUUCCUUGCCCAGAGAAGUCCUAUAGCUGGGGAUCCUCUUUGCCACCCUCCUUUCCACUAAGCUUCGGAAGAUCCUCUGCGCGAGGCAAGAGGCUCAGAUCUUUAAGAGCAUCUUUCAGUUCAGUCUGCAGUUGUGGGCACACUAAAGAAGGGGUAAACGCCAUAGAGCCCAGUGGGACUCACUUCGCCAUAAUCGUGGGAUCCUGACCUGCCAAGCUUUCAAUAAUAAUCCAAAUGCGUAGCAAUGUUUUUCCCCUUACCCGUUUUGCGUGCUUGGCGUUCCAGGGCUUGUUCCCAUUUUACAGAUGGAGAGUUGAGGUGGGCAGAAGGGAACCCGUGUCAGAAGGCGGAGAAAUUACCGUAAAUCCCAGGCCUUUUUGGCCCCAAAGCUCUAGCAUCCUUGAAGUUUACUUGCUGUUUCCUCAUAAAGUGCCCCCACCCUCAUAGGCUAAGUCAUGUGAUCUGAGGUGGAUUGGCAAGAAACCCCUGGAUUAUCCCAAAGUUCAUUAGCGCAAUAUUAGAUGUUCUAUGUAAAAUGAGAAAAGGACCCUUCUGUAAGCAGAAAUGUAUUAAUUUCCAAACUGCACCUCAAUAUUUUCUCUUGCCUCCGUACAAUAAAGUGAGACAGGUCAGCUGUAUUGCAAAGUCUAAAUCUGUAGCUGUGCAUGAUGUAGUUCAUCUUCAGUUCUGUGCACUUUUACUUAGGAGUAAGUCACAUUGAACUUUGGAGUGAGCAUAGAAUCAUGUUGCCUGUUGAGUUAACCGGGCAGGCAUUCGGUUUGACCCUUCCGACAUUUCUCUUCUUAAUGGGGACAGAAGGCUUUCCUUUGACGCUUUUAAAAAGGAGAAAUUAUGUGCCUCUGUUUACGACGUAUUAAGCCAGCUACAAAUAGAGCGUUUUUAAGGACAAACGAAUGCAAUUGGGCGCAGUUUGACGCGCAGAGGAAGAGAUCAGUUUAAGCUCCUAACUCUUGCUUGCAAUCAGAUUAAUUCCUGAUUUAUGCCGCUGCUCUGGAAUUCUGGCCAAAGACCCCCCGAGGCCAGACAGCCUUGAAGCCUCUUGCAACGCUUCCAAAUUGUUUCUCAAAUCCCGAGCUCUUAAAAGCGCUUCCCUGCAGAGUCUCCUUGAAAUAUGGCGCUCUUCCUGGUUUCGAUUUUUUUUUUUUAGUGCUUUCCCUCUGUGCUGAAUUAUUUCACUUUUUUUAAAAAAAAUCUUUUUACUGCUUUUCCUUCUCGUUCGUGUUCUGAGUACCCUUUUGAGAGUGGACACUGACUGCUGUUGCCGGUUGGCAAUACUUAUGCCUAAAAAGAGUAUUAAUAAAACAAAGAAAUAAAUGCAAUUGAAUCAAGAGAAGCAGUGCAGGUGUCCCAGAAAAGGAUAGCUUUUUAUCUUCUCCGAAAUAUUUAUUCUUUAUUAAAUUUCUAUACCAACCUUCAGCCAAAGAUCACAGGGCAGUUUAUAAUAUAACAACAGAAAAAUAUAUAUAGCAUAAUAACAAACAAAAGCAAUAAACCCCAGUUCCAAAGGACAUAGAUUGUUAAAAGCCUGGGAGAAGAGGGUUGUUUUGCCUGGCACCUAAAUAUAUAUAAUGAAAGGACCAUUUGAGCUUCCCUGGGGACAGCACUCCACAAACAUGUUAGCUGAAUAUCUGAAGAUGGAGCAAGCUUGUUUUCUGCCUCUCCAGAGUGGCUUCGAACUACAAGAAAGGAGAUUCCAACUAAGUCAGGAAGAACUUUCUGAUGGUCAGAGCUGUUCGACAGGGGAACAGACUUUUCAGAAGGUGAUGGACUCUCCUUCCUUGGAGGUUUCUAAGCAGAUGGCCCUCUAUCAUGGAUACUUUAGCUGAGAUUCCUGCAUCUCAGGGGGUUGGACUAGAUGCCCUUCGGAGGUGCCUUCCAACUCCACAGUUCUUUAACUCUAAGUCACAAAAACAGAAAGAGUCCCUAAACCAAGGGUCAGCAACCUUUUUCAGCAGGGGGCCAGUCCACUGUCCCUCAGACCUUGUGGGGGGCUGGACUAUAUUGCUUUUUUGGGGGGAAAUGAACGAAUUCCUAUGCCCCACAAAUACCCCAGAGAUGCAUUUUAAAUAAAAGGGCACAUUCUACUCAUGUAAAAACACCCUGAUUCCCAGACCGUCUGCGGGCCGGAUUGAGAAGGCGAUUGGGCCGGAUCCGGCCCCCAGGCCUUAGGUUGCCUACCCAUGCCCUAAACCCUCUGACAGUGGCCUUCUCACAUUCCAGGGCACUUGGGGGGGGACUGGCCCUGUUGCUUGCUACAGAAUGUAAACAGCAGCUGGACUCCUUUAGGGAAAAGGCCUCUUUGACUUUUGUAGGUUCCUGGCCCUGGCAAGAAAGAACCAGGACACUUGUUGCAAAAGAGGCUGCGCAGGAUCCCUUGAGAUGGCUGGGGAAGUUUUUAAUGUUUGAUGUUUAAUGUUUUAUUGUGUUUUUAAUAUACUGUUGGGAGCCGUCCAGAGUGGCUGGGGAAACCCAGCCAGAUGGGCGGGGGUAUAAAUAAAUUAUUAUUAUUAUUAUUAUUAUUAUUAUUAUUAUUAUUAUUAUUUGCACUACUUGCCAAAUGCAGCUCCAUGGAAAGCAGAGGCCAAUUCCAGAGGUUACAAGGGAUUGGAUCGGUUGGAAAACUCAGCACAAGACUCAAUUCCUAUUGAAGUUUUUGGCGCACAAUGGCUGUGGGAAAAUUGCAACCUUCGCUAAGAUCCCAGUGGCUUUAGUGAUGGCAAGUGUGCCAGUACCAGUGGAAGGUGGUCGACUCUCUUUGUUGGAGGUUUUCAAACCAAGGUCGGGUGGCCAUCUGUUAGAGAUGCUUUAGCUGUGAUUCCUGAACUGCACGGGACGGGACUAGAUGACCUUUGGGAUCCCCUCCAACCCUCCAAUUCUGUGAUUCUGUGAACAAGAGGUCAAGUUUCCCCCCACUGCAAGGUUGUGCUGGAAUUAUAGCAGUGUCUUGUUCAACCUUGAUUAUUAUCAUUUAGUCUUGAUAGUUGCUUUUCUUUAUUUAUAAGAAUAGUUGUAUACUGCUGCAUCAUAAAAAUAAAUAAACUGAAGCAGUUUAAAGAAAUGAAGACACAAAAACCACGCAAUGGCAUCCAUAUAAAAGUUAAAAAUAGACCUCAAACAACAGUUGUGGACCAAUGUGUUCUUAAUUGCAGUCAGAGGCCUGGCAGAAUACAAACGUUUUCAGCAGGCUUUUAAAAGUCGAUGCAGAAGGCGCCUGGUGAAUUUCCAGUGGCAGAGAGUUCCAGAGGACAGGGCCAAUGACACCCAAGGCUUAGCUACUUGUUGUCAAAUGAGCCCCAGCACCUUGGGGUAUGACCAAUGAUGCUCUUGCAGAUGACCUCAAUGACCGAGUGGGGAUAGGAGAAUUCAGGUGGUCCCUGAAGUACCCUGGACCUAAGCUGUCCCAGGGCUUUGUGAAUUAAUACAAGAAACUUGAACCAUAAUGUAUUUAUGUUUGCAUGUUACGCAAAAUUCUCCAAGCAGCUUGCAUCACUUUUCAAUACAUAAAUAUAAAUAUACUAUAUGAUUAGAAGAAUUAAUUCGAACACAUGUACACAUGAAACAGCACAUAAAGGUCACAGGAAGCACAUUGGCAGCAAAUUUAAGUAGUCUGUUGCUGUGACAGGAUUUGAAUCCAGGACUUUGAGCUUCUAAUCCUACUGUCUGUCUACUGGAUGGACACUUUCUGUCUUCUUCCAUGGCUUCCUUCCUUCCUUCCUUCCUUCCUUCCUUCCUUCUUGUGUGUGAUAUCAAUGGUCAAAUCUCAUAGAAAUCCAUGAGAAAAUAAUAGUAGAAAAAGGAGUGAAGUUUUAUUAAGUGCCAGUUUGAUGUAAUGGUUAGAGAGCAUGUUGGAGUAAGACGUGGGAGAGACCAGGGUUCAAAUUCCCACUCAGCUGUGAAGCUCGCUGGCUGACCUUGAACCAUCCACUGUCUCUCUGCCUUGCCUACCUCACAGAGUUGUUGUGGCGGGUGAAAGGGGGAGGUGAAAAACUGUGCUCAGGGUGGAAGGCUGGAGUGGAGAUAUAACAAACAGAUUAAGUUUGAAACCAGCUCCCACUUCCAAACCAAUUGCUCUAAUAACUCAAGAGGAUGCCUCUCGUAUCAGCGGAACGAUGUGAUAUUUGAGAGAUACAGCUUGCAAACUCUUCUGCAAAAUUUGGCUCCAUUCCUUCAUCAUGUUGCCUUUUAGACCUUUUUAGUUUUUAGAUUGUUUACGGGAGUUACUUGAUAUCGUCUUGAGUUUAAUUCAAGUGUGUGUAUAUUUAUCCUGAUUGUAAAUUCCCUCGCGUUUAUUUUAUAGACGGUUGGGAUCUAAAUCUUAAUCGUCAUCUGCAAUAUCCCAGUGCAGAGAAGGACAACCAGAAUGAUCAAGGCAGCAGAAGCGAAAUCACCUAAGAAAAAAAUGUACCGUGUUUCGGGCUUUUCAAUUUUAGUUUAGACCAGUUUCUGGAGGAGAGAGCAUUCUUGUACUUGAAUUCUGCUUGUGGGUUUCCCAUAAUGGGCAUUUGGUUGGCCACUGUGAGAACAGGAGGCCAGACUAGGUGGGCCACUGGCCUGAUCCAGCACGUUCUUCUUAUGGAGCCUCCAGGUCCAGAGGCACUCUAUUUAAUAUUUAAUGUAUUUUUGCUCUUUUGUUGGAAGCCGGCCAGAGCAGCUGAGGAAAACCAGCCAGAUGGGCGGGGUAUAAAUCCUUCAGCCUGGACACUGAGGUGCAGCUCUGAGGGUCUUCUGGCGGUUCCCUCCCUGUGAGAAGUGAGGUUACAGGGAACCAAGCAGAGGGCCUUCUCGGUGGUGGUGCCUGCCCUGUGGAACGCCCUCCCAACAGAUGUCAAGGGAAUAAAGAACUACCUGACUUUUAGAAGACACCUGAAGGCAGCCCUGUUUAGGGAAGUUUUUAAUGUUUCAUGUUUUGUUGUUUAGUCGCUUAGUUGUGUCCAACUCUUCGUGAUCCCAUGGACCAGAGCACGCCAGACACUCCUGUCUUCCACUGCCUCCCACAGUUUGAUCCAACUCAUGUUGGUAGCUUCGAGAACACUGUCCCACCAUCUCCUCCUCUGUCGUCCCCUUCUCCUUGUGCCCUCCAUCUUUCCCAACAUCAGGGUCUUUUCCAGGGAGUCUUCUCUUCGCAUGAGGUGGCCAAAGUAUUGGAGCCUCAGCUUCAGGAUCUGUCCUUCCAGUGAGCACUUGGGUCUGAUUUCCUUCAGAAUGGAGAGGUUUGAUCUUCUUGCAGUCCAUAGGACUCUCAAGAGUCUCCUCCAGCACCAUAAUUCAAAAGCAUCAAUUCUUCGGCGAUCAGCCUUCUUUAUGGUCCAGCUCUCACUUCCAUUUGAUGUUUGAUGUUUUAUCGUGUUUUUAAUAUUCUGUUGGGAGCCACCCAGAGUGGCUGAGGAAACCCAGCCCGAUGGGCGAGGUAGUAAUCAUCAUCAUCAUCAUCAUCAUCAUCCACCCAUCUCUUAGGACAGGCAGCAUGAUGAAGGUGACCCCAUGGAGAGUUUCCCAUCAGCCACCUUGUCUCGCUGGGACUACCCCAUAACAAGCCUUCUACAGUGGAUGCUUGGGGCGCGAAUGUGAUCCGUGUGGGAUGCACGUUCGCAACCUGCAGCGUUCGCAACCCAUGUCUGUGCACACACGGGUUGUGAUUCGGCGUGCAUGUGCAAAGUGCAAUUUAGUGCUUCUGCGCAUGCGUGAUUCGGAAACCUGGAAGUAACCCAUUCCGGUACUUCCGGGUUUCGGCGGUCCGUAACCCGAAAAACACAACCUGAAGUGGCUGUAACGGGGUCCUUGCUGCGAGAUCACACUCACCCUGUGCUAUACCAGCUGCACUGGCUCCCGGUGGAGUACAGGAUCAGGUUUAAGGUGCUGGUUUUAACCUUUAAAGCCCUAUAUGGCCUAGGACCCUCGUACCCAUGGGACCGCCUCUCCUGGUAUGCCCCACGGAGGACCUUACGGUCUUCAAACAAAAACAUAUUGGAGGUCCCAGGCCACAGGGAGGUCAGGCUGGCCUCAACCAGAGCCAGGGCUUUUUCGGCUGUGGCCCCGAUCUGGUGGAACGCUCUGUCACAAGAGACUAGGGCCCUGCGGGACUUGACAUCUUUCCACAAGGCCUGCAAGACAGAGCUGUUCCACCAGGCCUUUGGCCAGGGCACAGCCUGACUCCCUUCUUUGGCAAUCUUCACAUAACUCUAGCCCAAUGGUUGCCAUCAAUUUGGUUUGAAUUAAUUUUAUAAUGAAAUGAUUUUAGAAUGUUGUAUUAUUUUAUUGUUGUUAGCUGCCCUGAGCCCGGCUUUGGCUGGGGAGGGCAGGAUAUAAAUAAAUUAUUAUUAUUAUUAUUAUUAUUAUUAUUAUUAUUAUUAUUAUUAUUAUUAUAUUAUUAUUAUUAUUAUUAUUAACCUGAGGUAUGACUGUACUUGCCAGCGAUUGGAAAGGUAGGAAUGGGUUGCGUGAAUUCCCAUGUGGAUGUGACAGGAAAGGUGGCAGUUCAUUCAAUGUGCAGAUCUGGUCCGGGGCACAUCCAGGUACGGCUGGGGAGUAAGCAGAAUGGGGGAAACCUUCGGAGAGCCUCUGCCAGCCAGUGCUGGAAAGACUGAGCUCAAUGGGGAGCCGGGUGCAAAAGCAUCUUUCUUCGCUUGGGGCUGCUUUGAGUCCCUCUGGCCGGUGCUCCCCAAGCUUUGCAUGCAAAUUGUUCAAGUUGGUUAAUCCAGGGAAGCUGAGGGCGGCUGGAUUUGGAACCAAAUGUGAAGAGAGAGAGAUUAGGUGGAAUUAGGAUGGGGAUGGAAGGGAGGAGGGGAGGGAAAGGUCAAGCAACAAGGCAGCCGCAGAGGGAGGGGAGGCUGGAGAGUGAAGUCCAGAGCUUAGUUUUUACAACGGAGAGCCUGAGGUGAUGCCAUCCAGGGGCUGAUUCAUGGUCCACAAGGACAAAAGGGCCAUGAGGGCUGGGAGAAUCUGUCAGUUUCGGUUGAUCUCAGUUUCUCAUUUUUUUCGCUCUAAAGUUCAGUUCUCCAUAUGAGUUUACGAAUUCUUCUUCUUCUUCUUUUUAGAAGUCCUCUUGAAAAUUCUUCAGCACCUUACUGAGAAUUUCUCCUAAUAUGCACAUUUUCCCCCCAAUUUUUUUUAUUAACUUUUCCACAGUUACAACAAACACACAAAAGAAAACACAUUACAUUACUAAAACAAGGGAGGGAAAUUUAAACACAUAUUUCUUGUAAAACCCAAUUUAUCUUUCUUUUUGGAUUUAGUAUGUUAUUAAAAGAAAAGAUGAUAGUUAAUUGACGGAAUUAAUUUUAGUAGAAAAAUGAUAUUGGAGAGCUGUUAUAAGAUGAUACAAUGAAAUUCAGAUAGGAGGGAUCCGAGGAAGUCAGUUAACAAUGAAAUAUGCACAUCUUAAAGGCAGUCUAACCUGAGAAUACACUUUUUUUUUUUUUUUUGGCAAAGCCCUUUCUGCUAGCAUAAUGAAUUUUAGCUGGGGAACUGCACGGCCAAAUUCAGAGAAGUGCAAUUUCCCAAAGUUAAUCUCAGUGUCUCAUUUUUUUCCGUCUUAAAUUCAGUUCACGUUACUUUAUGAAUUCCUUUUUUUUUUUUUAAGUCCUUGUGAAAAAGCAUUUUAGUCUGAAUUUCUUCUGCACCUUUUCGAAGGGAAUUUUGACUGAUAUACACAAAGGCAUUUCUGCUAAUAGAAUACAUUUCUGAAUAUACGCCUGUAUGGACACUUUCCCCUCAUCAAUGCAAUUCUGUAGGCAUUGGUCAGCUGCAGAAUCACACCAGAAAAUUCAGAGAAAUGCAAAUUUCAGAGGACAGGACUGCUUUGGUUCUUGUUUUGUGACUAUGAACUGAAUAGAAUACAUUCUCCACCUGGGAAUGUCAGUGUCGGUUGUGAAGGACAGGCUUACAUGGGAGUGACAAACAGGCCCCACUUCCACGAUUAUAGUGAGGUAAUAUUCUGCAUGGAGAAAGUGUGGCACAGAGAAGGUUUUCUCCAUUUCUCAAAAUACUAGAGGGGAGGUCACUCAAUGAAGCUGUGAAUAGAAGGAGAUUCAAAAUGACGAAAGGAAGUCCUUCUUCACAUGGCACAUAGUUAGACUGUGGAACUGACUGCCACAAGAUGCGGUAAUGGCCGCCAACUUGGAUGGCUUUAAAUACUGUUCAGACAGAUUCAUGGGGGGAAAGGCUACCAAUGUCUGCUGGCCAUGAUAGCUGCACCAUCGGAGGCAGUUUGAGUCUGAACAGCAGUUGGGGUGCUGUUGCUUCUCAGAGUUAUUUAGUGGUGAGAGCGGGGCUAACCUAAGAACGUAAGUUCUAGUUACAGGUAGGUAAUCGUGUUGGUCUGCUGUAGUUGAAACAAAAUAAAAAAAUUCCUUCCAGUAGCACCUUAGAGACCAACUAAGCUCUGCUGGCGGCUCAGAAUCAUCUUGCUUUAUUGGCCAAGGGAGCCGGCGUACAGCUUCCGGGUCAUGUGGCCAGCAUGACUAAGCCACUUCUGGCAAACCAGAGCAGCGCACGGAAACGCCGUUUACCUUCCCGCCAGAGCGGUACCUAUUUAUCCACUUGCACUUUGACGUGCUUUCAAACCGCUAGGUUGGCAGGAGCAGGGACCGGGAAACGGGAGCUCACCCAGAACCACCAACCUGAUCAGCAAGUCCUAGGCUCUGUGGUUUAACCCACAGCGCCACCCGCGUCCCUGCAAAUGGCUUUAGAGACCUAUUAGGUCCAUAAAUGACCAUAUAGCAUAUAUUCAGCACAAAAAACAGUGACAAUUUGUUUUGGCAAAGGACAGGUGGACAUAUAAAGGGCCCCAUUAUCUUCAGUGGCUUAGGGCCUCAUCCAGCCUAAAUCCAGCCCUGUGGGAAACCUGCAAGCAGCAUUUGUGCGCAAGAGUGCUCUCUCCUGUUUUCAAGCAACUGGUGUGCAGAUGCCUUAACUGCCCUUGUCUGCAGAGUGUGAUUCUCGGACUGCAGAGUGGUUGGAGAAUUAGGGGAAAGGCCUCCUCGCCCUCUGGUUUAUUUGCUCUGUGAUGCUCCCAGGCCACGGCGGCUCUGAAAGCACCCAGGACACUGCGGCGCAUGGAACGCCGCCCUCCUCCCGACCGCACAGAAUGUACGCUAUCUCCGGAAUCCCUGCUCCGGCCUUGACUCGGCGGCUCGGCUCUGCCGGCGGCUCAGAAUCACCCUUGGCUCCGUUCAUGAGGCUGUGCUUAUCUCCCCAACCAUUUCCUGAUCUAAUUCUCCAACCCUCAAGGAAAUCUCCAUUUGAAGAUGAGCUUCGAACAACGCCUCUGUGCCGGCUCCUUUGAGGACCACGGCCGGCCACCCGGCAUUGCAAUGCAGCCUGCCAACGAAGCACAUUGAUCACAGGUGUGCUUCCCCCACUGAAUCCGGAUUGAAUGACAGUAGUUUCUGUUCAGGGUGUGCUGUCAGAGAUCUGGCAUCCUAGGCAUGUUUCUAGACCUCAUGGUCUUGCGAUCACUUUCUGGAGAGUUUUGAAGUUUUCGUAUCGUAGUCAGUAUGAUGAUGAUGAUGAUUUAUUUAUACACUGCCCAUCUAGCUGGGUUUCCCCAGCCACUCUGGGCAGCUCCCAACAGAAUAUUAAAAACAUGAUAAAACCAGGCAGAGGGCCUUCUUGGUGGUGGCGCCAGCCCUGUGGACUGCCAUCCCAUCAGAUGUCAAGGAAGUAAACAGCUAUCGGACUUUUAGGGGACACCUGAGGACAGCCCUGUUUAAGGAAGUUUUUAAUGUCUGAUGUUUUAUUGUAUUUUUAAUAUUUUGUUGGAAACGGCCCAGAGUGGCUGGGGAAACCCAGCCAGAUGGGCGGGGUAUAAAUAGUAAAUUGUUGUUGUUGUUGUUUUUAACAUUACAAACUUCCCUAAACAGGGCUGCCUUCAGAUGUCUUCUAAAAGUCUGGUAGUUGUUUAUUUCCUUGACAUCUGAUGGGAGGGCGUUCCACAGGGCGGGCACCACCACCGAGAAGGCCCUCUGCCUGGUUCCCUGUAACCUCACUUCUCGCAAUGAGGGAGCUGCCAGAAGGCCCUCGGAGCUGGACCCCGGUGUCUGGGGUGGAGACGCUCCUUCAGAUAUACUGGACUGAGGCCAUUUAGGGCUUUAAAGGUCAGCACGAACACUUUGAAUUGUGCUCGGAAACGUACUGGGAGCCAAUGUAGGUCUUUCAAGACCGGUGUUAUGUGGUCUCGGCGGCCGCUCCCAGUCACCAGUCUAGCUGCCGCAUUCUGGAUUAGUUGUAGUUUCCGGGUCACCUUCAAAGGUAGCCCCACAUAGAGCGCAUUGCAUGAUCCCUUUUCUCUCCUUUGGGGUUGGUAAUCAUGUUCUGGAGCCUCUAGACAAUAUGAUGCUUGAGGGUCCAGUGACUCUGAAUAUGGAAGCUUCCUAUUUAUUUUAUUUUUAUUUAUUAAAUUUAUAUUAUAUAUAUUAUAUUUUUUUAAUUUCCCAAAACUUCACACAUACAUUUCGAUACUUUUUUUUUUGCUUACCACCUCCUUUUCUGGGCUGCAUCAAUAGGAGUAUAGCAUCUAGAUCAAGGGAAGUAAUAGUGCCACUGUAUUCUGCUCUGGUCAGACCUCACCUGGAGUACUGUGUCCAGUUCUGGGCACCACAGUUCAAGAAGGACACUGACAAACUGGAACGUGUCCAGAGGAGGGCAACCAAAAUGGUCAAAGGCCUGGAAACGAUGCCUUAUGAGGAACGGCUAAGGGAGCUGGGCAUGUUUAGCCUGGAGAAGAGGAGGUUAAGGGGUGAUAUGAUAGCCAUGUUCCAAUAUAGAAAAGGAUGUCACAUAGAGGAGGGAGAAAGGUUGUUUUCUGCUGCUCCAGAGAAGCGGACACGGAGCAAUGGAUCCAAACUACAAGAAAGAAGAUUCCACCUAAACAUUAGGAAGAACUUCCUGACAGUAAGAGCUGUUUGACAGUGGAAUUUGCUGCCAAGGAGUGUGGUGGAGUCUCCUUCUUUGGAGGUCUUUAAGCAGAGGCUUGACAACCAUAUGUCAGGAGUGCUCUGAUGGUGUUUCCUGCUUGGCAGGGGGUUGGACUCGAUGGCCCUUGUGGUCUCUUCCAACUCUAUGAUUCUAUGAUUCUAUGAUCCUUUCCCUUGGUGUUUCUGUUUCUUUCCCUCUGCUGCACUCUGUCUUCUAUGUCUUAAACCUUAACAAAACCAGUAUAAUCGUUAAUCCCUUCUGUUGCUUGUAGUUCAAAUCCUGGUAGUGUGUUCAUCAUAUAGCAUUUCUUUAAAUAUUCCAUUUUUCAACAAAACCUUUGUCAUUAGGUUCUCUUAUUUUAGCUGCCAAUUUUGCAAAAUCCAUUACCUUAAUUAUCCAUUCUUUUUUAGUGGGUAUUUCUGCUUCUUUCCAUAAACAAUUAAAACAAAAACAACAAAACAACACAACAAAACAACAACAAAACAACAACAACCCUUUCCCUCUAUGUGGGGUUCCUGGGUGUGGGUCUCCGCUGCUCAGCAGAGGAUCUCAAAGCUAUCAAGGGCAUGUUUAGAAGACGUUAUGUGAAAUAAGGAUGGUGACUCCUGUAUUUCAGAGGGUUGGGAUAGAUGACCCAUGGGGUCCCUUCCAGCUCUUUAUGAUUCUAUGCAAUGCAAUGUGGUUCACCACUGCAAUUUAUAAAGGUCAUGAAAUUCGCCUCCUUUGCAGAAUUUCAACGCUUGGACCAACAGCAUUUUUAGGGAAAUGUUUUUCCUCCUUUUAGCAGAGAGGACAAACACUCUGCGUGGAGCAACGAGGCAGCCGUGUCAUUGUACGGCGCAGGCAGCUGGCAUUUCUCCUGUGCCAGCCUGAGAACCUCUCCCUCUUUGCCAGCCUCCAACCUGCUUUCGGCCCAAGCUGGCAGGGGCUUCUCCGCAGUCUGCCGCUGCCUUGCCAGUUACGAUCUCCAUUGCCAACGUUGCAUUUCUGCCAUUCUGUGCCAGCAUCUGUUCUGCAAGCUUUUCUCUGUUCUUGCCUGAGAGGGGAAACGAUGUCCCACUGAGAGCCCCUUCCUUUGAAACUUUCACUUAACGUAAGGACAUAAGAACAGCCCUGAGGCUGGAUCAGGCCCCUGGUCCAUCUUAGUCCAGCAUCCUGUUCUCACAGUGGCCAACUAGAUGCCCCAAUGUCAAACCCACAAACAGGAUUCGAACGCAAGGCACUCUCCCUUUCUGGAAUUUCAGAAGCGGAAGUGGAGCCGGAGCAGAGAGACGUCCUUGCUAGUAGCCAUCAAGAGCCCUCUCCUCCUCUAUGAAUUUGUCUAAUCCUCAUUUAAAGCCAUCCACGUUAGUGGCCAUCCCUGCCUCUUGUGGCAGGGAGUUCCACAAGUGAAAAAGAACAUUCUUUUAUCGGUCCUGUACCUUCUAACAUUCAGCUCGUAUGGAGCAUUGAUGGUGAGCUUUGGGGUGGGAUGGAAAGGUGCAAGGAGAAAGUUGGAGGCAGCGACGCUUCUGGAUCCCAGUUCCUGGAAACCACAGGAGGGAAGAGGGGCCUUGUGUUCGAAUCCUGAUUGCACGGUUCCCAUAUUGGGCAUCUGGUUGAGCACUGUGACAAUAGGAUGCUGGACUAGAGGUGCCUUUGGCCUGGUCCAGAAGGUUCUUCUUAGGUUCUCCUCGGUGUGAGAGGGGUUUUGUUUGUUUUUUGCUUGUCCCAUCGCUUUCCCCAGGAAAACCCAUGCUUUAAUAAUAAUAAUAACAUUUUAUUUUUUUAUAUAUAUAUAUAUUUAAAUAAUAUUUAUUAAAGUUUCAAAAGAAGAAAAAUCACAUUAAUAAAAAGAUUAACAAUAAAAAGGAAAAAUACAAAGUAGAAAAAAGAAAAAACAGUUAAAAACAAUUCCAUCUUUUCAUCACUUCUUUUACAUUUACUUGUUUCCCGGACCUCCUCAUACCUCUCUCUUUUGUAUUCCAAUUCAAUUUGUUAAUCCAACAAUUCCUUUCCCUCCUUUUUAAUCCUAAUCUUUAAUCUUGAUAUAUUAUAACAUUAAAUUUUUACAUAUUAGAAACCAAUUUUUCCAUAUUCUUUUGUACCUGUACAGCUAGAAACCACUUAACUUCAAUCCAACAUCAUUCUAACAUUCAUUAAUUUUGCAAUAUUUCUGUAAAUAGUCUUUAAAUUUCUUCCAAUCUUCUUCCACCGACUCUUCUCCCUGGUCACGGAUUCUGCCAGUCAUUUCCGCCAAUUCCAUAUAGUCCAUCAAUUUCAUCUGCCAUUCCUCCAGUGUGGGUAAGUCUUGUGUCAUUUUAUUUAUAUCCUGCCCUCCCCAGCCGAAGCCGGGCUCAGAGCGGCUGACAACAGUAAAAAUAGCACAGUUUACAUAAAAUCACAGUCAAUUAAUUGAAAUACAUAGUAAAAUCAAUUCAGAGUCAAAUUAAUGGCAACCAUUGGGCUAGAGUUCUAUGAGGAUUACAGAAGGAGGGGGUCAGACUGUGCCUUGGCCAAAGGCCUGGAAGAACAGCUCUGUCUUGCAGGCCCUGUGGAAACAUGUCAAGUCCCUCGGGGCCCUGGUCUCUUGUGACAGAGCGUUGCGCCAGAUCGGGGCCACAGCCGAAAAAGCCCUGGCUCUGGUUGAGGCCAGCCUAACCUCCCUGUGGCCCAGGACCUCCAAGAUGUUUUUAUUUGAAGACCGUAAGGUCCUCUGUGGGACAUACCAGGAGAGGUGGUGCCGUAGGUACGAGGGUCCCAGGCCACAUAGGGCUUUAAAGGUUAAAACCAGCACCUUAAACCCGAUCCUGUACUCUACCGGGAGCCAGUGCAGCUGGUAUAGCACCGGGUGAAUGUGAUCCCGCGGCAAGGACCCUGUAAGGAGUCUUGCCACGGCAUUCUGCACCCGCUGGAGUUUCUGGGUCAGUCUCAAGGGCAGCCCCACGUAGAGCAAGUUACAAUAGUCAAGCCUGGAGGUGACCAUCGCCUGGAUCACAGUGGCUAGGUCAGGGCGAGAGAGGUAAGGAGCCAACUGCUUAGCUUGGCGGAGAUGAAAAAAUGCCGCCUUUGUUAUAGCUGCAAAAUGUGCCGCCAUGGAAAGGGAGGUGUCGAAGAUUACACCCAAACUCUUAACGGACGGCGCUGGCACUAAUUGCGUCCCCGCAAGAGAUGGGAGUUGCCUGGGAGUCUCAAGGGCAGCCCCAUGUAGAGUGAGUUUUACCACUUUACCACUGACUUGUAGCAAAUGUCAAUCUUAGAAAAACCCAGUUGAAAUGUGCUGCGAUUCAGGGGUGGAAGUGUCCACUAGGACAAGUGUGGGCGAUCUCUCACCCUCCUCUUUUCAAGCUAAACAUUCUCAGCUCCUUCAACUGUUCCUCACAGGGCUUGGUUCCCAGACACUUGGCCAUCCCAGUCACCCUCUUCUGCACAUGUUCCAUCUUUUCAAUACCCUUCUUACAUUUGGGUGCCUAGAACAGGACACAGGACUCCACCCGGGGACUGACGAAGGCAGAAUAGAGUGGGACGUUGCCACGGCUUGCUGUCUCAGUAGCUGUUCUUCCCGGGCAUUUACGCUGACUGCUUUUACCACUGCUGUUUCAGAAGGUAUUUUUAAUUGGCCGGUCGUAAGUUUUUAUGGGAGCUGCCUCGCUUAAAUAAAUACGCAGGAAUGAGAUCACCGCGGGGGCUCCCAGAUCGCUCCCAGAACAGCAGGUAUUAAGACUCAGGCGGAGUGACGGGUUGGCACAGACAGCUGGCAGGUGGACGGGCUGUUCCAUCAUCUGAGCCAGAGGACAGAAGCACUUCCUGAUACCCUUUCCCUUCCGAAAGAGCUGGGGCACAACGCUACCCUCCCCCUGCCGCCUGGCAGACUGGCUGGAGUCCAGCUCAGGGGUUCGAUGGGCAUGGAAUGUCCCCUUUGUGGGAAUGUUCAGGGAUCAUAGAAUCAUAGAAUCAUAGAAUCAUAGAGUUGGAAGAGACCACAAGGGCCAUCGAGUCCAACCCCCUGCCAAGCAGGAAACACCAUCAGAGCACUCCUGACAUAUGGUUGUCAAGCCUCUGCUUAAAGACCUCCAAAGAAGGAGACUCCACCACACUCCUUGGCAGCAAAUUCCACUGUCAAACAGCUCUUACUGUCAGGAAGUUCUUCCUAAUGUUUAGGUGGAAUCUUCUUUCUUGUAGUUUGGAUCCAUUGCUCCGUGUCCGCUUCUCUGGAGCAGCAGAAAACAACCUUUCUCCCUCCUCUAUGUGACAUCCUUUUCUAUAGUUGGAACAUGGCUAUCAUAUCACCCCUUAACCUCCUCUUCUCCAGGCUAAACAUGCCCAGCUCCCUUAGCCGUUCCUCAUAAGGCAUCGUUUCCAGGCCUUUGACCAUUUUGGUUGCCCUCCUCUGGACACGUUCCAGUUUGUCAGUGUCCUUCUUGAACUGUGGUGCCCAGAACUGGACACAGUACUCCAGGGGAGGUCUGACCAGAGCAGAAUACAGUGGCACUAUUACUUCCCUUGAUCUAGAUGCUAUACUCUAGAUCAGAGGAUGCAGGAGAGGAUAUAUGAUUUGAUUAUAGCCUUUCCAACUUGUGUUAACAUGUUCACAAUUUAGCAGAGUAACAUCCGCCUUUUUAAACUUGCAGUGGAUGCGUUUGCUCAGGCUCGCUAAAGCAUCUAUAAUAACUGUUUUGGUAAAGGUAAAGGUAAAGGGACCCCUGACCAUUAGGUCUAGUUGUGGCCGACUCUGGGGUUGUGCGCUCAUCUCGCUUUACUGGCCGGUGUACAGCUUCCGGGUCAUGUGGCCAGCAUGGCUAAGCCGCUUCUGGCAAACCAGAGCAGCGCACGGAGACGCCGUUUACCUUCCUGCCGGAGUGGUACCUAUUUAUCUACUUGCACUUUGAUGUGCUUUUGAACUGCUAGGUUGGCAGGAGCAGGGACCAAGCAACGGGAGCUCACCCCGUCAUGGGGAUUCAAACUGCCGACCUUCUGAUCGGCAAGUCCUAGGUUCUGUGGUUUAACCCACAGCGCCACCCACGUCCCACUGUUCUGGUAUUUCCCCCUUAUUCCCUCAUAAAAGAUAAGACACGACACAAUCUUCUAUAAAAGUAUAAAAAGAGUUUACUCACUCACAUUCUGUUCACAAUUGGAUCCCAGAAGGCAGACUUAGGUUACAAAAGUAAUAUACACCUGGAAACUAUCUCAUAAGGAGACAGUCCCUUUGUCCUCUCUUGGCUAGAAGCCAAGAGAGCAUCUUUGGCUAAUCAGAUGUUGCUUCUUCGAUGCAUGUAGUCAAAGAGAGGGAGAGAUGGCUGCCCCGCCCUGUGCUUUUGUCGUUACCUGCACAGGUGAGGCCACACCCACCUCUAGUCACAUGCAGAGGAAGUCUGUCCCAGCCCAGAAGGAAACAGGAAGUUGACCUGCUGGCUGGACAAACAUUCCUCCCCAUGUGUAAACAUCUUCACUCUAGGAAUGUUGUACUUGACUGCUCUUGUGUUCCACAUCCCACUCACUUCUUCUCCUCUUCCUCCUCCUCACCAGAAAGGACCAGCCAAGGCCUCCAUGACCAAUUGGGACAAUGAGAAAAAUAAUUCGGCCUUGGCGGUUGGUGGGAUUCUUUUCCAACUGUUUCAGUGCAAGGACACAGCCCGGGGGUCUUUCCUGACAACAGCCCACCAGUCAUCGUAAUUCAUAGCAUGCCUGGUUGGUGGAGGCCCUGAUUCACAGGCAGCGGAAGCCGGCAAAGCAGAGAGUGAUGCAAUAAGUUAAUAGGCACCCUCUUCUGCCCCCAAAAUAUCUUUCAACAGAGAAACAGGGAGAGUCUGUCAUGCUACUGUAGUGGAGGAAAGCAAGUUCAUUCCUUUUUUUGAACUCCUAUUUCUGGCCAUGUCGGUUUCCAUCACGUGGACUUUCUAAUUUAAGGGCAUAUACCUUCGUGAGCUUUGCAAUGUCAGCAUUGAGGAAUCAGCACAUGUACACUCAGCGUUACUUACCCAUGCCGAAAAUUUGGGUGGUUUUGAAGUGUGGGCUUGUGGGCUUUCACUUUCCCUCCUCCGCGACAGAAAUCCUAAAAACAGGGCAUGAGUAAAGCCUAUGUCGUAGACCCCGCAGGCUUAAUUUCAUUUCUGUGUAAGUUCUGAGCAGGGGAUUUCCACGGAAAAUCUAUCAUCCUGUCUGCUUUUUGGCUGAUUCAGUUUGCACAGCCCUUCUUUCAACUUUGUCAUAGAAUCGUAGACCGUUCCCUGUCAAACAGUUAUCACCCUCAGAAAGUUCUUCCUGAUGUUUAGUCGGAAUCUCCUUCCUUGUAGCUUGAAGCCAUGGGUUCGAGCCCUACCCUCCAAAGCAGGAGAAAAAGGGUGUUUUGUUUUUUUGCUGCUGCAUGGAAUUGCUCAUAGUUACCUUGCCCCAUGGGUCCCAAAGUCGUGGGGUAACAGAGUUCUCCUCUUGCUUCCUUAAUUUGCCUAAGCAAUUUUGGAACCUUCCAGCAGCGAUGCCGGUUUAGAUUUGUUAGUUGUUUUACACAAAGUCAUGAUAAUAAAAUGUCAGAGUGACAUAGCAGCAAGACAAAAUAUAAGCAGAUAAAAUCAAUUCAACAAUCAAGUUGCAAACAGUGUACAAAACAAAAUUCCUAAAACGCUCCUUCAAAAACACAAGGACAAGUUCUGCCACCCGCCAGCAAAAUCUUGAGCAACACAAGGCAGACUUAACCAUGCAAAGCCUGGGCAUAGAAUCAUAGAAUUGUAGGGUUGGAAGGGAACUCCAAAGGUCAACUAGUCCAACCCCCUGCAAUGCAGGAAUCACAGCUAAAGCGUCCCUGGCAGAUGGCCGUCCAACCUCUGCUUAAAAACGUCCAAGGAAGGAGAGUCCACCACCUUCUGAGAGAGUCUGUCAAACAACUCUUACUGUCAGAAAGUUCUUCCUGAUGUUUAGUCGGAAUCUCCUUCCUUGUAACUUCAAGCUACGGGUUCGGGUCCUGCCCUCCAGAGCAGGAGAAAACAAGCUUGCUUCAUCUUCCACGUGACAGCCCUUUUGAAGAUGGCUAUCACAUCUCCUCUCAGUCGCCUUUUAUCCAGGCUAAACAUCCUCAGCAUUCCUCAUAAGAGAGCCAGUGUGGUGUUGUGGUUAAGAGCGGUGGACUCGUAAUCUGGGGAACCGGGUUCCCGUCUCCGCUCCUCUACAUGCAGCUGCUGGGUGACCUUGGGCUAGUCACACUUCUCUGAAGUCUCUCAGCCCCACUCACCUCACAGAGUGUUUGUUGUGGGGCAGGAAGGGAAAGGAGAUUGUUAGCUGCUUUGAGACGCCUUAGGGUAGUGAUAAAGCGGGAUAUCAAAUCCAAACUCCUCUUCUUCAUAAGGCUUGGUUUCCAGACCUUUAUCAUAUUGAUGCAGCCUAGAAUAGCAUGUGCUCUUUUUUUUGCUUCUGUGCCACACUGUGGACUCAUGUUAAGAUUGUGGUCCAUGGGGACCCCUUGAUCCUUCUCACAUGUACGAUACAAUACGAUACGAUAAUCUUUAUUGUCAUUGUCCCAUACAGAACAACGGAAUUGAAAAAGAUCUACAUAAGAUAUUCAACACCCAACAAGCCUGCUAUCCCAGCUAUCCCAACCUGGUUAGCCCCCUAAAAACUCCGAAAGCCCAUUUUUAAAUACAAUAUACUCCCAUAGAGACUACCUUACACUGUGUUUAAAACCAAAAUCGUAUUUGGCUAGAAACUGUUUCUCAGGCGGCUAGUCCUAUUCUUUAUAACCCUAUACCUUCUUCCAGAAGGCAGAAGCUGAAAGAGAUCAUUUCUGGGGUGCGCACUGUUCUGCGCUAUCACUGCAGCUUUCUUAUGGCACCUGGAAGUGUAGAUUUGAUCCAAGGUGGGAAGAGUGCACCCGAUUAUCCUCUCCACAGUCUUUACAACCCUGGACAGCAUUGUUUUUUCCCUUGUAAGCCAGGUGUUCCCCAUCUUAUAUUUGUACGGCUGGUUCUUCGUGUCUAAGUGUGGAAACUUAAAUUUGUCCCCAUUGAAAUUCACUUUGGUAGUUUGGGCUCCAAUCUGUUAAGGUCACCUUGAAUCCCAAUUCUGUCUUCUGCAAUAUUAGCUACCUGUCCCAGUUGGGUGUCAUCUGCAAAUUUGAUGAGCCCUCCCCCAACGCCUCCAUCAAAGUUAUGUAAAAAGAUACAGAGCAUGGCUGAGACCUUCUAGUUGAGAUGCAACCCAGCCUCGAUCUGCUUAUAUGUGUAUGCAAUGCCAGGAUGAGACCCUGAGGAGAGCCAGCAGUCUGGUUCUUGAGCUGUUCUGCCGAGUCAGCCAAGCUACCCAUCCUCCGGCCCAAGGACAACGUGAAAUAUUUCUGCCCAGCUAUCCUGUUCCCUGGGACAGAGCCCGAGAGGAGAGGAAGGGCUCCACAAAUCAGCCAGGCAGGUUCUCCAGAUGUUCACCAGAAAACUUCAGAUAGAGAGGAGCCCCCAGGCCAAGAUGUCCAGAUGGACACAUGCCCUUCUCCACGAUGCAGAGGGAAGCAUCGCUUUAAUAACUUUCUAAAAACCUUCAAGGAAUUCAGCUGUGCUCCCUUUGCUUCGUCCAAGUGAGCGGUCACCCUGGCUGACCUUGUUCUUUGUGGACUCUUGAUGCUGUAGGAGCUUCUUGAAGCAUCUUGGUCACCCUGGGGAGACCCAGGACCAUUUAAUCAUAAACACCCAAGACUCAUCUGGUCCUGCAGUUUGCAAAGUCACAGAACAGGGCACUUGGACCAAGACCUAUUUUCCUGUGUGUGUAGACGCCUGGUUUUUUUUAGCAGUGCUCUUAUUCUGGGGGUACUCAAGGAUAUGCAGUAACCGUUGCCUUUUUUCCCUUGGAAGAAAAGCACUGGUUCAAAGUGUAACAACUUCAUGGGGAAUUGUUGUUGUUGUUUAGUCGUUUAGUCGUGCCUGUCUCUUCGUAACCGCAUGGACCAGAGCACACCAGGCACCCCUGUCUUCCACUGCCUCCUGCAGUUUGGUCAAUGCAGAAUAAAAGUAAAGGUAAAGGGACCACUGACCAUUAGGUCCAGUCGUGACCGACUCUGGGGUUGCGGUGCUCAUCUCGCUUUAUUGGCCGAGGGAGUCAGCGUAGAGCUUCCGGGUCAUGUGGCCAGGAUGACUAAGCCGCUUCUGGCGAACCAGAGCAGCGCACGGAAACGCCGUUUACCUUCCCGCCAGAGCGGGACCUAUUUAUCUAGUUGCACUUUGACGUGCUUUCGAACUGCUAGGUAGAUGACCUUUGGGAGUCCCUUCCAACUCUAAGAUUCUUUGAUUCUGUGGCAAGGCGAUGAGUCAAAUUCAUGGAAGAGGAGAGUGCUAGCUGUCUCCACUAGCCAUGAUGGUUCUGCUUUCACACUUAGAGGCAUCCAUGCUUCUGAAUUCCACUUCCUGGAAGCCACAGGAGGGGAGAGUGGCCCAAAUGGUUGGCAACCGCUACUCAGAGGGCAGCUGCCAGUUCAUUUAAAAAAAAAUAAUAUUUAUUACUUUUCCAACAAUUUAAACACUACAAAAAAAAUAAACAAUACAAUACAAAAACAGUACAUAACACUAACACAUUAAACUAACAAAACAAAACAAAACAAAAACAGCUUAAAACACAUCAAACAGUUUCAAUAUUUUAUCUUUCAUUCACUUAUUUCCACGACCUCCUCACACCUCCCUUUUCGUAUUCCACUUCUAUUAAUUGUUUCAGCAAUUCCUUUCCAUCUUCCUUUGUUUUCUAUCCUAUAAUUAUCUUAACACAUUCUAACCUUAUUUUUCCUUUAAUACUCUAUUAAUCUAUUUAUACUUAAUUCCUUAUAACAUUUCUACUAAAGCCAUAUAACUUCAUUCCAACAUUUUUCUAACAUUCAUUAAUUUUACAAUAUUUCUGUAAAUAGUCUUUAAACUUUUUCCAGUCUUCUUCCACUGACUCUUCUCCCUGUUCUCGGAUUCUGCCAGUCAUUUCUGCCAAUUCCAUAUAGUCCAUUAACUUCAUCUGCCAUUCUUCCCGGGUGGGUAGAUCUUGUGUCUUCCAAUACUUCGCGAUGAGUAUUCUUGCUGCUGUUGUUGCAUACAUAAAAAAAGUUCUAUCCUUCUUUGGCACCAAUUGGCCGACCAUGCCCAGGAGAAAGGCCUCUGGUUUCUUCAGGAAAGUAAGUUUGAGUAUCUUUUUCAUUUCGUUAUAGAUCAUCUCCCAGAAUGUCUUAAUCCUUGGGCAUGUCCACCAAAGGUGAAAGAAUGUCCCUGCAGUCUCAUUACAUUUCCAGCAUUUAUUAUCAGGCAAAUGAUAAAUUUUUGCAAGGUUGACUGGUGUCAUGUACCACCUAUAAUUCAUUUCCAUUAGGGCAGCUGCCAGUUCAGAGAGCGUGAGAGUGCUAUUGUCAGCUGUUGGUGAGUCUUGGUGCCUCUUUUGAGACUUGAGGUCCUUGUGGGGCAGGGAGCAGGCAGGAGAGAGGCGAGGGGGUGCCCUUCGCUCACAGCUGCAGAGUGCCUGGCCAAGUGGCACACAGCUUGGCUUAAUUUUAGCCCCAGCCGCAGCUCAAACAUGGAAUCCAUGUGGUGCUGUUAACCCAGCUGGUGCGCCAGGCAGGCAGCUGCUGCCGCCCUUCAGAGGCCGGAUCCUGGGGCUUUAGCCGGCCCCCAAAUCCUGCCCUCUUUUGCUGAGUUACAGGGGAGGAUUAGAAGCUGUCAUGAUCCCCAGGGCUGUUAAGGGAUUUGGAAGCUGGCAGCCGGCAAGGGUGGGGCUGAUGGGACCUCUCGCGUAGUCUGAAAAGUAGCCACUGAUUCCUUUCUGCAGCCACGGGUUUUGUGGCAAUGGAUGGUGUGGAUAUGAACCGAAUUGCAGAGUUGGGAGGGGCGCCAUGGGUCAUCUAGUCCAGCCCCCGGCAUCCAUGUGGUUCCCCCCUCACCCUUUCAUUUGAUCAAAAGUCAUUGGAGGUUUUUAAGCAAAGGUUGGGUGGCCAAUCUGUCAUGGAUGCUUUCAUUGAGGUUCAUGCAUUACAGGGGGUUGGACUAGAGGACCCUUGGGGUCCCUUUCAAAAUAAUAAUAAUAACAACAACAACAACAACAACAACAACAACAACAACAUAUUAUUUAUACCCCGCCUAUCUGGCUCGGAUUUCCCAGACAUUCUGGGCGGCUUCCAACAGAAUAUUAAAAUACAAUAACCUAUUAAACAUUAAAAGCUUCCCUAAACAGGGCUGCCUUCAGGUGUCUCCUAAAAGUCUGGUAGUUGUUCUUCUCUUUGACAUCUGGUGGGAGGGCGCUCCACAGGGCAGGUGCCACCACCGAGAAGGCCCUCUGCCUGGUUCCCUGUAGCUUUGCUUCUUGCAAUGAGGGAACCACCAGAAGGCCCUCGGAGCUGGACCUCAGUGUCCAGGCUGAACGAUGGGGGUGGAGACGCUCCUUCAGGUAUACUGGACUGAGGCCAUUUAGGGCUUUAAAGGUCAGCAGCAACACUUUGAAUUGUACUCAGAAACAUACUGGGAGCCAAUGUAAGUCUUUCUGACCGGUGUUAUGUGGUCUUGGCGGCCUGCUUCCAGUCAUCAGUCCAUCUGCCACAUUCUGGAUUAGUUGUAGUUUCCAGGUCACCUUCAAAGAUAGCCCCACAUAGAGUGCAUUGCAGUAGUCCAAGUGAGACCAUGCACCACUCUGGCGAGGCAGUCCGCAGGCAGAUAGGGUCUCAUCCUGCGUACCAGAUGGAGCUGGUAAACAGCUGCCCUGGACACAGAAUUGACCUGCGCCUCCAUGGACAGCUGUGAGUCCAAAAUGACUCCCAGGCUGCGCACCUGGUCCUUCAGGGGCACAGUUGCCCCACUUAGGACCAGGGAGUCCUCCACACCUGCACACCCCCUGUCCCCCCAAAACAGUACUUCUGUCUUGUCAGGAUUCAACCUCAAUCUGUUAGCUGCCAGUUCAACUCUACUAUUCUGCGAUUCUAUACUUUGUAGCUGUGUUAGGAACUGCUCCAGGAAUAAAUCAACAAUGAUGAGGUGCAUCUAUUUGGACAAAAGUGGCUGUAAAGGAAUUAAGGGCACUGACACCCAACUUUUCCUCCAGCAGGGAACUCGAAGUGGCACAAUGUUUUUGAAACCCAGAUGUUGAAAGAGUCUCCUUGGUUGUGGCUCCCUGUGGAAUUCUCUCCACAUGGGGAAUAUUCAUCUGGCACUCAUUUUAACAUCUUUUAAUGCCUCCUUCUUCUGCCAAAUGUUUACCAUCUGAUAUGUUUUGAACUUCUGGCUCUUUUGAUUGUUGUGUUGAUGACGCCUCUGUUGCAAGGACUGUUGGAGGUUUAUUGUGACAUUGUGGGUUUGGAGAGGUGAGUCUGGAUGAUGCCCUGAGUAACCAUUCCAAUUCUCGGGGGUCCUGUACCCAGGGAAGUUUAGCAUCUAAUAAAUAUUGCUGAACGAGUCAGUCAGGUUUCUUUGUAAGACAACGACCUUAGCUGGUUGCUGCGGUGUCCUCAUCAACAUCUCCAAAGAAUGAGCCAGCUUGCAAGAGCUGCAACUAAGUCCUGGGGCUCUCCAGGGUAAUGGGUGGGCCUUUCCUCCACCCCCUCACCUAGCUGCCAGGACAUUUGCCAGAGUGGAUGUGAGAUGAACUGGAAGCUGGAGACACAGAGACCUGCUUGCUCUGUACCGGAUUUGAAGUCGUGACUAAUGGAGAAGCAAGAUCCGUUGGGCUGUCAAUGCUGUGAGCCUCUCCAUCCUAGGCUCAGCUUGUAUAUAUAGGUAGUUAAAACCAUUUCUCUCUGCUGACCUUAAUUCCAAGGAAACUGAACCCAACUGAACCCUGGUACCCCAGGGAUCUCUCACCCCCUGGAGAUUGGGGUGACAUGUAACAUACAGUCAUACCUCGGGUUACAGACGCUUCGGGUUGCGCGAUUUCGGGUUGCACACUGUACUGAACCCGGAGGUACUGGAACGGGUCAGGACAACAUGGGGUUGGGGGGCCAACUCCCAUCUCUUGCAGGUGCUCAAUUAGUGCCAGUGCCUUCCGUUCCGAGUUUGGGUGUAAUCCUUGACGCCUCCCUUUCCAUGGAGGCGCAGGUUGCAGCAACAGCCAAGGCGACAUUUUCCCAUCCUCACCGUAUCAAGUAGUUGGUCUCUUACCUUUCCUGCCCUGACCUGGCCACAGUGAUCCAUGCGACAGGCAUCUCCAGGCUUGACUACUGUAAUUCGCUCUAUGUGGGGCUGCCCUUGAAACUGUCCCAGAAACUCCAGCGGGUGCAGAAUGCUGUGCUCCUCAUGGGGUCCCUGCCACGGGAGCAUAUUCACUCAGUGCUUUACCAGUUGCACUGGCUCCUGGUGGAGUACAGGGUCAGAUUUAAGGUGCUGGUUUUGACCUUUAAAGCCCUUUGUGGCUUAGGGCUCUCGUAUUUACAAGACCGCCUCUCCUGGUCUGCCCUGCAGAGGACCUUAAGGUCCAUGAAUAAUAGUAGCUUGAAGGUCCCAGGCCCUAAGGAAGCCAGACUAUCCUCCAUCAGGGCCAGGGCCUUCUCAGUGAUGGCUCCGACCUGGUGGAAUGCUCUGUCCCAGGAGACCAGGGCCCUGCAGGACUUGAUCUCCUUCCGCAGGGCCUGUAAGACAGAGCUAUUCUGCCUGGCCUUUAAUUUGAAUUCAGCCUGAUCUUUUAUUCCCCUUUUCCCUUUUCUCUUCUAUGAAGAAACCCUUUCUGGGACCCCACAUUUAAACUCUUCCCUGGUCUCCUUGCUGGCCCUAGUAGGACCAACAUGACCAGUUAGCCCUGGUGAUCAUUUGAUGUCUAUUGACUGGGUUCCCCCCCAAAAAAUGACCCCUGAAUUUUUGAACUUUAUUGAUAUUGAUGCUGCAUUUUAUGCUGUUUUUAAGUCACAUUUUAAUCCAUGUUUUAUAUUUGCCGUUAUUCGCCCUGAGCCUGGUUUUUAAACCAGGAAGUGCGGGGUAUAAAUAAAAAUUAUUAUUAUUAUUAUUAUCCUGACGAGAGGCCAAUGAGAGAAUUGCCACUGUAAAUUCUGCCUUUUUCUGAGUUGCACGGGGAAGCCCCUCUCUCCUGAUAUGAGAGAGAGAGAAAGAGAAAUCUCUUAUUUAUGAUGAGAAUUUUAGUUUCAGCGGAGCCUUUGCUGGACAUCUCUCCCCCUUCCCUCUUCCCUCCAGCCUUCCUGGGCCCACGGUGGUAGUAAGUUUGGGGUGCGUGGGGACGAUACCUGCCCGCCCCCGUCCCUCUCUUGCCACAGCAGGUGUGGCACGUUUCCCUGCCUGCUGCCCGGGGCUAAGAAGAUUUUCUCGCCGGAGUGCGGCCGCUAAUGCCACUGACGUCAAUGGGGACCUCGGCUUGAACUGAACCCAGCAGAGAGGCUGAGUGGACGGCCGUCUAGGGCUCUGGAUGCGGCCAGAUGGGCCGUACGUGGGAAGCCUCUUUUCGCCAGCGGCAUUGGCUGGGUGCGGCUGAUUCCUAAGGAGAGGAAAAGGCUAGGUCCUGACGGGUGGGGAAUCUAGCAGCCCACCCUCAUGAUAUUGGCGGUGGAAGCACAGUUCUGAAUCCCAGUUGCUGUGAAUAAUAAUAAUAAUUGACACACAAGCUACGGGACAAGGAUAACUGUGACUUUAAAGAUGAAUGGGAACCCUUCACAAAGGCAACAAAGUGAACUGGACUUCUUGGCAGGCUUUGAAUCAACACUCACAAACUUUUUAUUGACAAUAAUCAGUUAAACAAUUUAAGGAUUUAUACAACUUUGUAACAUGCAGAGAACAGUGUUCACAAAGAAAGCAAAGACUGGAACUGAGGGGAAAUGGGAAAAUUAAGGAUGACAUCUUUUGGAUAAUAUGUUUUGUUUAAAUCUUUAAUAAAAAUUAUACCAAAAAAAUAAAUAAAUUCUACCUCGCCCUCCCCAGCCAAGACCAGGCUCAGGGUGGCUAACACCUGAUAUAAAAACAAAUUGAUUGAAAUGCAACUGAAAAACAAGAUUAAAAUACAACAUGAAAACAUUAAAAUACAGCCUCAUUUCAAUGGAAACUCAAAUCAAAAACUUUUUUGGGGGGGAUGAAAAUGUCAAGUCUUCACCAAGGCUAACUAUCCAGACUGGUCCUACGUGGGCCAGAAAAAGCCAGGGAAGUCCCCAAAUAGGAGAUCCAUCACAGAAGGAGAAAGGAAAAAGGAAAGAGGGGGAGGAAUCAAGUUGAUUCCAAGCCGAAUAGCCGGGAGUGUGUGUGGGCAAGGGUUGCUGUUGCUUGCAGAUUUUCCAGAAGAUGCAUCCAGCCGGCCGGCCGCUGUGUGGACAGAAGAGUUACUAGCCAUGAUGGCUAAGCUCUGCCAUACUUCUUCCCCUCUUCAUUUAAUCCCAACCACAACCGCCCUGGGAGGUAGGCUCGGACGACUGGCCCAGGGUCACCCCAUGAGGUUCACGGCUGGGUUUGCAGAUUUGAACCCUGGUUUCCGAGGUCUUAGUUCGACGCUGCAGCCGCUGCACAAUCCCAUACCCUCUGACAUUUCUCCGAUGGAAAUAGGGACAUGCCAUUCCACAAUGAUAUUUUUUAUUAUUUAUACCCCGCACACAUCUCACUGGGUUGCCCCAGCCACUCUGGGCGGCUUCCAACAUAUUAAAAAUAAUAAUAAAACAUUAAACAUUUUUUUUAAAAGCCCUUCCCUAUACAGAAUUGCCUUCAGACGGCUCGGGGGUCGGAUAAUUCCAACAUUUCUCAAAUGAAAAUAGGGGUGUCCUAAAGAAAAGGUUGUGGGAUGCAGGUGGCGCUGUGGGUUAAACCACAGAGCCUAGGACCUGCCGAUCAGAAGGUUGGCAAUUCGAAUCCCCGUGACGGGGUGAGCUCCCGUUGCUCGGUCCCUGCUCCUGCCAACCUAGCAGUUCGAAAGCACGUCAAAGUGCAAGAAGAUAAAUAGGUACCGCUCCGGCGGGAAGGUAAACGGCGUUUCCGUGCGCUGCUCUGAUUCGCCAGAAGCGGCUUAGUCAUCCUGGCCACAUGACCUGGAAGCUGUACACUGGCUCCCUUGGCCAGUAAAGCGAGAUGAGCACCGCAACCCCAGAGUCGGUCGCGACUGGACCUAAUGGUCAGGGGUCCCUUUACCUUUAAGGAAAAGGUCCGUAUAGUUAAAGCUAUGGUUUUCCCAGUAGUGAUGUAUGGAAGUGAGAGCUGAACCAUGAAGAAGGCUGAUCGCCAAAGAAUUGAUGCUUUUGAAUUAUGUUGCUGGAGGAGACUCUUGAGAGUCCCAUGGACUGCAAGAAGAUCAAACUGAUCCAUUCUGAAGGAAAUCAGCCCUGAGUGCUCACUCGAAGGACAGAUCCUGAAGCUGAGGCUCCAAGACUUUGGCCACCUCAUGAGAAGAGAAGACUCCCUGGAAAAGACCCUGAUGCUGGGAAAGAUGGAGGGCACAAGGAGAAGGGGACGACCGAGGACGAGAUGGUGGGACAGUGUUCUUGAAACUACAAACAUGAGUUUGACUAAACUGCGGGAGGCAGUGGAAGACAGGAGUGCCUGGUGUGCUCUGGUCCAGGGGGGUCACGAAGAGGCGGACACGACUAAACAACUAAACAACAACAAGGAAAAGCGAGACAUUCCAGGAUCAAAUCAGAAACUGGGACGGCUUCUCUAAAUCAGGUAUGUCCUUGGAAAACAGGGACACUAGGAAGAUCUGCAAUGCUGGCUUUCCUUAAUAAACUUGCAGCGACAGAUAAUUGAUCCAUCAGGUCAGGUAGUUUGGGAAGCCUGACUCCCACCAGAUGAGUUCAUAGCUGAGGUGAGAUGCUGCUAAUUCAUUUAGAGCAGCGGUGGUCAACUCCCAAGAGACUGCGAUCUACUCACAGAGUUAAAAACAGGCAGUGAUCUACCCCCUUUUUUGGGGUUCAGGUCAAAGAUGAGGUUUAUUUAGGGAGGAGGAAAGCAGGGCUAAAAUCAUGAGCUUUUUUUAGGGGAGCCAAAGUUGUUGAGCUUCUUUGAGGGAAGCCAGUGAUCUACCAGAGACGUCCAAUGAUCUACCGGUAGAUCACAAUCUACCUGCUGGACGUGUCUGAAGAGUAUUUUGCACCCUGACCUCCACUAAAUAUACUCAGGACAGUUACUAGAAAAACAGGUUUAAAAUACUACCACUGCUAUAAUGAAACAACGUAAGAUUCCAAAUUAAAAAGCAGUAGGGGUAACAAAAUUAUUUUUUUAAAAAGCAAAAACAGUGUAAAUUUGUGCAUCCCUCAGAGAGGGGGCCACCACUGAGACGACCCUGAUACCACCGCCAGCGCGACUUUGACCGCCAUCUUUUGAAUGCCUCCCUUAUGGGUUAGACCCUUCAAGUCUCAUGUGUGGGAAAGCUUUUUCCAGGGUCUGUAGUUGCGAUUCAUGCACCGCAGGGGGUUGGACUAGAUGACCUUUGGGGAUCCCUUCGAACCCUACAGUUCUGCACUUCUAUUCAUUUUGCUGAUUUAUUGCCAUUUGCAUCCUGCCUGCCAUCCUCCAAGGAGCUCAAGGCAGCACAAGCAGCUUUCCUCCUUGCCAUUUCAUGCUCACGACGACCCUGUGAGGCAGGCGAGGCUGCGAGUGGCCCAAGAUCGCGCCUGGCGAGCUUCACCAAGUGGGGAUUCGAACCCUCGUCUCCCCAGGUCCUAGUCCGGCACUCUGAGCAGCCCACACCACACUGGCUCUUAAAAGAUCCAAGGCCUGCUCUCUUCCUAGAUUUGCUGAGCCGACCAACUCACACGUGCAAGGGAAGGAGCCGCUCUCCUGAAUGCUAAAAAGGGCCUUGGAAGGAUUCCCAGCAGCUGCCAGGAAUGUGGAUCUAUGCUUGCAGAACAAAAGUUCUCUUAACCAGUAUGUGAGUGUGUGUGUAUAUAUAUGCAUAUAUGAUUUAUACACAGAGAGAAAGAAAACUCUGGGUCUGCAAUGCACAAAAAGAAAUGGACCAUGUUGCUCCGAUAUUAUUUUAAUGGCUAUGUUUAGGGAUACAUUAAUUAACGAUGAGCAAAAUCGGCUCGAGGCUCGAUGGGAGAAGCACAGCGGGGAGGGUUUGAAAGGAUCCAAGAACAAUGUUCGCGUGUGUCACGUCCCCUCUCUCUCCCCCUCUCCCUGCCCAAACGGAAAAAUUAUCUGCCGGGUGACCUUCUCCCCAACUGCCAAGCGGAACAGCUGCAGUCAGAUUCCUGCCUGCUCUCCCCCCCUGCACUGCCCCACCCUCAUAACUCCCCGGCUAUCUUCCGCUUGUGUUAGGGGAAAAGGGUUUCCACCUUUCUGUCUGGCAGGGCUGCUGCCCUUUGCAGAAAUCAAACAGGUGAAGCCCUCUUUAUCUCUACAGCAGGGAGGUAGAGAGAGAGAGAGCUGAACCUGUUGAAUUUCUGUCUGCUGCACAACUUUGAAGGGCAUAGAGCUGGGCCAAUGAUUCUCAACCCCAAGAGAGGCCGGUAGAAGAACUGAGCUGGGAAAGCAAAUACUUUGCCCAACUCCCAGCCCCAUAGAAUUGUAGGAAGAGAACCUUGAGGAUCUAGUUGAGGCACGUUCAAUAGGUAGAUCGUGAAUUGUGGUAAUAAUAAUAAUAAUAAUAAUAAUAAUAAUAAUAAUAAUAAAUUUUAUUAAUACCCCGCCCUCCCCGGCCAGAGCCGGGCUCAGGGCGGCUAACACCAAUAAAAUCACAGUAAAAACAUAAUGGGGGGGGGGACGAACCAAUUUAAAAUACAGGUUAAAAUGCAAUUUAAAAUGCAGCCUCAUUUUAAAAGUAGCCCAUCAAUCAAGACCAUAAGGGGAGGGAAACAGAAGGGUCAGACUGAGUCCAAACUAAAGACCAGGCGGAACAGCUCCGUCUUGCAGGCCCUGUGGAAAGAUGUCAAGUCCUGCAGGGCCCUGGUCUCUUGUGACAGAGCGUUCCACCAAGUCGGGGCCAGUGCUGAAAAGGCCCUGGCCCUAGUUGAGACCAAUCUAACCACCUUGCAACUUGGGACCUCCAAAGUGUUGUCAUUUGUGGACCUUAAGGUCCUCUGCAGGGCAUACCAGGAGAGGCGGUCCCGUAGGUAUGUGGGUCCUAGGGCUCUAAAGGUGAAAACCAGCACCUUAAACCUGACCCUGUAUUCCACCGGAAGCCAGUGCAGUUGGUGAAGCACUGGAUGAAUGUGAUCCCACGGCAAGAACCCUGUAAGGAACCUUGCCACGGCAUUCUGCACCCACUGCAGUUUCUGGGUCAGCUUCAAGGGCAGCCCCACGUAGAGUGAGUUGCAAUAAUCAAGCCUGGAGGUGACCGUUGCAUGGAUCACUGUGGCCAGAUCACGGCAAGAAAGGUAAGGUAGAUCACUGGUAGAUCACUGGUUCUCCCCAAGAAGCUCAAUAACUUUGACUCCCCUAAAAAGCAGGCCUUCCUCGUUCCUAAAAAAAGAUCACUGUCAGUUUUUAACUCUGUGAGUAGAUCACAGUCUCUUGGGAGUUGGCCACUCCUAGUCCAACCCCCUGCAAGGCAGCUGUCCUAUACGGGGAUCGAACCUGCAACAUUGGUCUUAUCAACACCAGGCUCUAAGCAACUGAGCUGAUGCUUUGAGACUUCUUUAGCUGCAAUUCCUGCAUCGCAAGGGGGGCUGGACUAGUUGACCUUUGGGUUCCCUUCCAAGUCUCCAGAUCUAUGAGUCUGUUAUUCCUUUUUGGAGAUGCUAAAAAGCAGGCAGUAUUGAGCUGGGUGGACCAAUGGCCCGGUUGGUGCGAGACGUAAGUGGAUGACUCUUAGGUGGGCAAGCUUUACCCAGAGAACAGAUCAGGCUGUUGCUGGCCUGCCCAUACCCAUGACACGUUUUGGAGCACCGCAAGAGAUCACAGCCUUGAUUGUUGUUGUUGUUUAGUCGUUUAGUCGUGUCCGCCUCUUCGUGACCCCCUGGACCAGAGCAGGCCAGGCCCUCCUGUCUUCCACUGCCUCCCGCAGUUUGGUCAAACUCAUGCUGGUAGCUUCCAGAACACUGUCCCACCUUCUCGUCCUCUGUCGUCCCCUUCUCCUUGUGCCCUCCAUAUUUCCCAACAUCAGGGUCUUUUCCAGGGACUCUUCUCUUCUCCUGAAGUGGCCAAAGUCUUGAAGCCUCAGCUUCAGGAUCUGUCCUUCCAGUGAGCACUCAGGGCUGAUUUCCUUCAGAAUGGAGAGGUUGGAUCUUCUUGCAGUCCAUGGGCCUCUCAAGAGUCUCCUCCAGCACCAGAAUUCAAAAGCAUCCAUUCUUCGGCGAUCAGCCUUCUUGAUGGUCCAGCUCUCACUUCCAUACAUCACUACUGGGAAAACCAUAGCUUUAACACAGCCUAGAUCAAAGCACAGCGAGAUCAGGGCGAGAUCUCGGCAUGAAAUCGUGUGAGAUCACAGCGACCAAAACUGGCCCCAGUCCUGCGACACUUGCAGGGUCUGAGAUUGGCCAUUGAUUAUGCCCUUUAAAUGACUUGCAGCCAAGCUUUCUGAAAGACCAUAUUCCCUCGUACGAACCUGUCUUGGUUUUGAGAUUUUCGGAGAGGCCAUUGGGUUCCUCUGAUAUUCUUGUGACUCAGGAUAAGAACCCUUCUGGUGUCUGAAGUUAUCAAACACAGAUUUUUUUUAGCACACCAAACUGCCGCGGAUGCUUUACCUGAGAUUCCUGCAUUGCAGUGGGUUGGACUAGAUGGCCUUUGGGGGUCCCUCCCAAUUCUACAAUUCUAGGAUUCUGUCCCCAAAACAGGGUAGCAAAGCCAGAGGGCACCUGGCAUCAUCUUGUACAAGAGAGAUCGGCAUCUCUCUCCCCCAACCUUGCCCCCUGGAGCCACCCGUGCCACCUCGCCCCUCCCGGCAGAGUCCUAUAGGCAAAGCGAAUAUUUUUAGCACCUGGUGCUGCUGCCUCGGCUGCCGGAUUGAUGGGUUCAAUUAAAUAUUUAUCAAAUGACUUUCGCGCUGAAGUGACUGCCGGCGUCUGGAUAUGGCGAGGCGCUGACUCGGCCAAUGAAUCAUUCAUGGUGUGGGUCCCGACGGGGAGAGAGGAGCUGGCAAAUCGAGUGAGGGGGAGCAGGCCCGGUGGCAAAGGAGCGUGGCCUGCGCCCCCCCCAGCUCACAAAGUGUUGCCAGAAGAGGGCUGCUGCUGCUCUACCCCCAAGUUUUUCCCUCCUCAUGCAGAUUGCAGGAAGGGAUCCUGAACUAGUGCAUCAUGGGAAGGUGAGCAGCCAGGAUGAUGAGGGUCUGGAAACCAAGCCUUGUGAGGAACGGUCGAAGGAGUUGGGGAUGGUUAGCCUGGGAAAGAGUCGAGACUGGGAGGCGACAAGGCACCCAUCUUCAAAUAUCUGAAGGGCUGUCCCAUGGAACCAGUGAAGGCGGCGAAGGUCCUGUGUGAGUGCCUGGAGGAGGUUGGAGGAUGGAUGGCGGCUAACAGAUUGAGGUUGAAUCCCGACAAGACAGAAGUACUGUUUUUGGGGGGACAGGAGGCAGGCAGGUGUGGGGGAUUCCCUGGUCCUGAAUGGGGUAACUGUGCCCCUGAAGGACCAGGUGCGCAGCCUGGAAGUCAUUCUGGACUCACAGCUGUCCAUGGAGGCGCAGGUCAAUUCUGUGUCCAGGGCAGCUGUUUAUCAGCUCCAACUGGUACGCAGGCUGAGACCCUAUCUGCCUGCAGACUGUCUCACCAGAGUGGUGCAUGCUCUAGUUAUCUCCCGCUUGGACUACUUGGGGCUACCUUUGAAGGUGACCCAGAAACUACAACUAAUACCAGAAUGCGGCAGCUAGACUGGUGACUGGAACUGGCCGUUGGGACCACAUAACACCGGUCCUGAGAGAUCUGCAUUGGCUCCCAGCACAUUUCCGAGCACAAUUCAAAGUGUUGGUGCUGACCUUUAAAGCCCUAAACAGCCUCGGUCCAGUAUACCUGAAGGAGCGUCUCCACCCCCAUCGUUCAGCCCGGACACGGAGGUCCAGCGCUGAGGGUCUUCUGGCGGUUCCCUCAUUGCAAGAAGUCAGGUUACAGGGAAGCAGACAGAGGGCCUUUUCGGUAGUGGCACCCGACCUGUGGAAUGCCCUCCCUUCAGAUGUGAAGGAAAUAAGCAGCUAUCCUAUCUUUAAAAGACAUCUGAAGGCAGCCCUGUUCAGGGAAGUUUUUAACAUUUAAUGCUGUACUGUUUUUAACAUUUGAUUGGGAGCCGCACAGAGUGGCUGGGGAAACUCAGCCAGAUGGGCGGGGUAUAAAUAAUAAUUAAUAAUAAUAAUAAUAAUAAUAAUAAUAAUAAUAAAGGAUGGAAUAAGCAUGUUUUCUGCUGCCUCGAAAGGAGGACCACCUGAACCCAUCCAAAUGACAAGAAAGGAGAUUCUGACUUAACCUUAGGAAGAUCCUUCUAAUGGUAAGAGUCGUUUGACAGUGGAAUGGACAAGUGUAGAAUGUGGUGGACUCUCCUUCCUUGGGGUUUUUAAACCAGAGAUUGGAUGGCCACCUGUCAGGGUUCUCUUUAGGUGCAAUUCCUGGAUGGCCCUGGUGUGGGAUGUGAUACAUAAGCAGCAGUCAAGUACAACAUUCCUUGUUUUCCUAGAGUGGACAUGCAAGGGGAUGUUUGGUCCAGCCAGUCAGAACUUCCUGUUUCCUCCUGGACUGGGACAUACUUCCUUUGCAUGUGACUAGAGGUGGGCGUGACCUUACCUGUCCAGGUAACAAAAAGGACAAGGCACGCAGCCCCCCUGUCUUUUUUUGACUUCCCCUGUCGUUGGAAGGGAUGCGGGUGGCGCUGUGGGUUAAACCACAGAGCCUAGGGCUUGCCGAUCAGAAGGUCGGCGGUUCAAAUCCCCGCGACGGAGUGAGCUCCCGUUGCUCGGUCCCUGCUCCUGCCAACCUAGCAGUUCGAAAGCACGUCAAAGUGCAAGUAGAUAAAUAGGUACCGCUCUGGCGGGAAGGUAAACGGCAUUUCCAUGCGCUGCUCUGGUUCACCAGAAGCGGCUUAGUCAUGCUGGCCACAUGACCCAGAAGCUGUACUCCGACUCCCUCGGCCAAUAAAGCGAGAUGAGAGCCGCAACCCCAGAGUCGGCCACGACUGGACCUAACGGUCAGGGGUCCCUUUACCUUUACCUUACUGUCGUUGGAGCACAGUGAUGGCCACCAAUCUAGAUGACUUUGAAUGAGGAUUGGACAAAUUCAUGGAAGAGGAGAGGGCUAUGGAUGGCUACUGGCCAGGAUUGCUCUGCUCUGCCUCGCCUGCCAGAGGCGGAAAAAUCUCUGAGCCCCCGUUGCUGGAAACCCCAGGAGGAGAGAAGGGUUCAUGUGCUCAGAUCUUGCUUUUGGGUUUCCCCAACUGGUUGGCCCCUGUGAGACCAGGAUACUGGACUAGAUGGGCCAUGGGCUUGAUCCAGCAGCCUCUUCUUAUGUUCCUACAUUGAAAGGGACAAAUGGUUUGAGUCUGGAUAACGCCCCUGUGCUACAUGACCUGUUUUCACACCUGAGCAAGAUUUGAACCCGGCAGUUUCCCAGCUCAUAGCUCACGCUGUCAACCGCUAUGCCACGCCGUCUCUCAAACAGUGUCCAGAAAUAAUAGUUGGUAUGGAAACUACUUGGGUUUAUGAGGAAUAGGACAUCCUGCCUCUAAUUCUAAAAGGGUUCCUUUGAAGACUAUAGUUCUGUGGUUAUUUAAUCCAGUAAAAAGGCUUUAAUCAAAUCAAAGCCAUUCAUUAGUGGUGGCCUGUUCCAUGGCUUUGGUUUUCCUUGGCCAAGUCUGAUCUUUUUUAAUGACAAUAUUCAUUUCUGUUUUUUAAAGAAGUCGUCAGAAGCGGAAUACAUAUAUCCUUAAAUGUGUGACCUUUUGCUAAAUUCUGUGGAUCCUCCCCCACCCCCUCUCAUUUUGUUUGCCCAGAAAAUUGAAGGCUGGAGCAGUUGCUAAGGUCCUUUGAAACACCCUGUCAUAUUUUUAUUUGAUUAAUUAUCUGCACACGAGAGAGAAAAUAUUUGCCAAUUGACCUCCCUGGAGGGAUAUGAUGAUUAAUGUUUGCUAAACACACUGAAAGGAAAAUGUGCUUAGAAACCAAUGGGCUUACUAACUCCUUGUGGCAAGGGAGGUGUUUCGGAGGUGGGUGGAUGGUGAGGGCUGGGCCUCUGAACUGAGGAGAGAUAAUAGAAGCAGAAUUGUAGAGUUGGAAGGGAACUCCAAAGGUCAUCUAGUCCAACCCCCUGCGAUGCAGGAAUCACAACUAAAGAAUCCCUGGCAGGCUGGCAUCCAAGCUCUGCUUAAAAACCUUCCACUGCUGAACAGCUCUUGCUGUCAGACAGUCCUUCCUGAUGUUUUGUCAGAAUCUCAUUUGAAUCAUUUGGUUUGUGUCCUGUACUCUGGAGCAGCAGAAAACCAGCUUGCUGUGCCCUCCAUGGGACAGCUCUUCAAAUACAAUCAUACCUCGGGUUACAGACACUUCGGGUUGCGCGAUUUCAGGUUGCACACUGCGCCAAACCCGGAAGCACCGGAAUGGGUUACUUCCGGGUUUUGGUGCUUGCAAAUGCGCAGAAGUGCUAAAUCGUGCUUUGCACAUGCACAGAAGCUCCAAAUCGUGACCCACACAUGGGCAGACCAAGGUCCAUAGCAAGGUCGAAAGGGGAACCUUAAAGGGUGGGUGGGUGGGGAAACCUUACCAGCUGAGCAGACCCAAAGAGGGAAAUCCCGGGGCCGCGCUUGCCUUAAAUGAGGCAAGCCACGCCCCCAGAGCCGGCUGAUAGGGUGGCUCGGGGAAUGACGCGGCCCCGAGGAUUCCCCUGUUCGCGCGGGGGUUGAAGCCAGCUCCCGUGUGUGUGUUGGGGGCGUGAGCCCGCAACACCACCUCCUUCUUAUGUCGGAAGUGGCUUUACGUCAAAAGACAAACUCAUACCUAGCAAAGGAUGACUUUAUCUGGAUUUGACUGCAUUCUGGGACUUAUUAUUGAUUGCUCCAUUGUGCUUCUGUGGAAUCACGAUCUGGGUGGUGAUGUGGUCUAAACCACUGAGCCUCUUGGGCUUGCCUAUUGGAAGGUCGGCAGUUCGAAUCCCUGCGACGGGGUGAGUUCCCAUUGCCCUGUCCCAGCUCCUGCCAACCUAGCAGUUCAAAAGCACGUCAAACUACAAGUAGAUCAAUAGGUACCACUGCGGCUGGAAGGUAAACGGUGUUUCCGUGCACUCUGGUUUCCGUCACGGUGUCCCGUUGCACCAGAAGCGGUUUAGUCCUGCUGGCCACGUGACCCGGAAAGCUGUCUGUGGACAAAUGCCAGCUCCCUCGCAACCCCAUAGUCGCCUUUGAUUGGACUUAACCGUCCAGGGGUCCUUUACCUUUACUGAAAUAUACUCAGAGUCGAGUGUGGAUUUCAUGCUCUUUAUUCAGCUCAUAGUAGCGAGGAAUGAAAGUUUCCUCACAAUAUCUGCUUUAUGUACAUUAUUUACACAAUGGGCCGCACAUGAUUGGCUAAUUCCGGGAUUCUCCUGUGGGCCAAUCAGGUUGCGGAUUCACUUCCACCUGGAGCUGGAUUGGGUGGCUCCUGCAGACCAAUCAUACUGCUGCAUUCUGAAUCCUAUUGUUCUAGGACCAAUCAGACUGCUGCAUUCUGAAUCCUAGGACCAAUCAGACUGCUGCCUUUUGGAUCCUAUUGUUCUAGGACCAAUCAGACUGCUGCAUUUUGGAUCCUAUUCAACUCAGUACAUAACAUUUACCUUAUUCAUAGCAUAGUUUUUAUCUCUCUGCAACAACCAUUUCUCUGCUAAUUGCACAUUUCUUCAAAACCCAAUAAAAACCAUUUAGUUUAACUCAACAGAAGGGAUUAUGCAGGGACACCAGCUUUUCAAGGUCUGAUAGUCAUUUUGCAUCCUCUUGCCUCACAGAACCCCCAGGCAAUCCUGCCACCCCCAGCGGGUGCCACCACCCACUUUGCAAAUGAGUACUUUAACACUUCCUUGCAAGGAAGGUGCUCCACCCUUGGCCUGUUUUGAGCUCCCUUUCUUCCCCAGAAUCAGCGUGUCGUAUCAAAUAUGGUGAAGUGUUCUGCGGCACCUGACAACCUAACCAUUUUGUUACGGCACGAACUUCUGGGAUCUUCAGCUCACUGCUGGUGCCUGGGUGACUGUUUUUAUCCAAAUAAUAAUCAUCAUAAUAAUGUCCAGUAGCACCUUAGAGGCUAACUAAGUUUGUUCUGGCUAUAAGCUUUCGUGGGCAUGCACACUUCUUCAGAGACCUCCUUCUUCAGAUUUUGUGCAUGCACACAAAAGCUUAUACCCAGAAUAAACUUAAUUGGUCUCUAGUGGCCGGGUGGCACUGUGGGUUAAACCAUAGAGCCUAGGACUUGCCGAUCAGAAGGUCAGUGGUUCAAAUCUCUGCAACGGGGUGAGCUCCCGUUGCUCGGUCCCUGCUCCUGCCCACCUAGCAGUUCGAAAGCACGUCAAAGUGCAAAUAGAUAAAUAGGUACCGCUCCGGCGGGAAGGUAAACGGCGUUUCCGUGCGCUGCUCUGGUUUGCCAGAAGCGGCUUAGUCAUGCUAGCCACAUGACCUGGAAGCUGUACGCCGGCUCCCUCGGCCAGUAAAGUGAGAUGAGCGCCGCAACCCCAGAGUCGGCCACGACUGGAUCUAAUGGUCAGUGGUCCCUUUACCUUUACCUAAGGUGCUGCUGGACAGUUUUUUUUUAUUUAUUUCCACUGCAUCAGACCAACAUGGCUAUCUACCUGAAUCUGUUUUUAUCCAGUACAUGCUACAUAAAAUGCCAAGGGAUGGGUGAUGGAGGGGGCGGGGCUGCCACAGUCUUGAAAUAAUAAUAAUAAUAAUAAUAAUAAUAAUAAUAAUAAUAAUAAUAAUUUUUAUUUAUACCCUGCCCUCCCCGGCCAGAGCCGGGCUCAGGGUGGCUAACACCAGUAAAAUUACAGUAAAAACAUAAUAGGAAAAAAACCCACCAAUUUAAAAUACAGGUUAAAAUGCAAUUUAAAAGGCAGCCUCAUUUUAAAAGUAGCCCCUAGAUCAAAACCAUAAGGGGAGGGCAACAUAAGGGUCAGACCGAGUCCAAACCAAAGGCCAGGUGGAACAGCUCUGUCUCGCAGGCCCUGCGGAAAGAUGUCAAGUCCCGCAGGGCCCUAGUCUCUUGGGACAGAGCGUUCCACCAAGUCGGGGCCAGCACCGAAAAGGCCCUGGCUCUAGUUGAGACCAAGCUAACCACCUUGCAACCUCCAAAGUGUUGUCAUUUGUGGACCUUAAGGUCCUCCGCGGGGCAUACCAGCAGAGGCUGUCCCGUAGGUAUGUGGGUCCUAGGACAGCUUUCUGCAGGUUCUUGAGCAAAGAUCAGAGCAGCCGAAUUGGCUUGGCGCAGCUGCAAUGGUGUGCAGAGUGGCACAGCGCAACAGAAGAAGGAUGGCUAACUGGGAAGCUGGCUAGCAAUCUUUGGCACGCCUGUUUCUUAGAGAGAGUUCAGCUGUUGCAUCUGAGGCAUGAAAUUUCAGUCUCACUUAACUGCUAGAGAAAGUGGGGGGAGAGAGAUUAUUUCUUCCAGCUCGCUCGUUGCACUUGGCAGCCAGACGGGAUUCUACGAUUAAUCGGAGGCCUAUGAGCUGGGAGUGGCUGGCUUUUGAUUAAGACCCCUCUGUGAAAAGCUUUGCCUGAGUGCAAGAACACUUCAUGCUGUUCCGCAGCAUGCUGUGGUCACCUCACCCUCGAUUUGCAAGUGCAAAUUUCACUCCACGGUCUGUGGGAUUUAUUAUACGAGGAUUAAGGAUUUCUCUGCGGUCAAAUUAUUGCAUGUCUGUUUCAUAACAUUUCUACGCUGCUUGGUUGCAGCCCCUUCCUGAAAGGAGUUUAGAAUCAUAGAAUCGAAGACUUGGAGGGUCCCACAGUCCCACCCCCUGCAAUGCUUGUGUUCUUGAAAUUAAACCGCAACCAAUCCCACAACUUUGUGAAUGAGCAGGGACUUGGCGACUCUUCUGGCACAACUUUUGUUUUGUUUUUUCCUUCCAAAAUUUUUAUUGGUUUUCACAAUAUUAUAAACACACAAACAAACACACAAGACAAACAAACAAAACAAACAUAAAUCAUAGCCUUAUUAAAAAUUACAGUUAUUAACUUUGUUAAGCGACUUCCUCGCUUCCCCUUGGUUGAAUUUCAUUGCAUGUCCUUUUAACGGUUUUCCAAAUCCCAAUUUUUAUGAAAUUUAACUUAAACAUUAACAUCCUUAAAUCUUCACCUUAUAGAAUUAAACAUAUUAAUUCAUCACUUAACAUAAAUAAAAUCCUAAGCCCAUUAAGUAUCUGCAAGCUAUUUCCAGUUAGUUUAACUUAACAAAUUUAACUAAAUAAUCAUUAAAUUUAUUCUAUUCUUCCUGAUACUCCUUCUCCUUCUGGUCGCGGACUCUUCCAGUCAGGUUGGCUAGCUCCGAAAAAUCCAUCAUCUUCAUCUGCCUUUCUUCUAUUGUUGGUAAUUCUUGGGUUUUCCACUUUUUAGCUAACAAAAUACGAGCAGCAGUUGUGGCAUACAAAAAUAAUUUAACAUCUUUCUUGGGCAAUUCCAAACCUGUUAUUCCAAGAAGAAAGGCUUCUGGUUUCUUUAUAAAUGUAUAUUUCAACAUUUUUUUCAAUUCAUUAUAAAUCUUUUCCCAGAAGUCUUUCACCUUGGGACAGGUCCACCACAUAUGAUAAAAGGUUCCUUCCUUUUCUUUACAUUUCUUCUGGCACAACUUUUGAAGGACGCAAAGGCAAGCCACUUAUUUCCUUCUGCUCACAAGCGCUUAAGGUCUUUGUGGUCCUGGAAUCAGGCACUACCCACUGAAAGUUGGCUGCAGGAUGGCGAAGGUGGCAUGUGCCGGUCUCAAUGGAGACAUUGCACUCUUUUGCUGACUCCCUUCCCUUCCGUUUCUGCGCCUCUUCUCUUGUUCCUUGCCUUUCUUUUCAACCUUGUUUCUUGAACAAGGUCCGUGGCAAUUAGAGUCAAUUAUCUCUUAGCGAUGAGCUGCUUUUCAGAUCACAGGAAAACACUGCGCCAGGCAAGGCAGUUUGUUUGCAAGCCAAUUAAAAGCGCCGCCUGGUUCAUGUUCUCAUUUUAAUCAGCUUACAGCGGAGUAUACCUAGGCACUUCAGGUCCUUGUUUUAAUUAGCUGACGGUGGAGCCAAACCGUUUUGCAAAUGAUACAAGCAAGCCCAUCCUGCCCGACUUAAAUCAGAGCUCCUUACAAGGUUCCCACUCCUUUUCAUCCAGAUUAACAUGAUUUGCUACACCUGAGGUCCUUGUUCUCUCAGUUGCAGCUCUUGCAAGAUGCUCAGUGAUAAGCAUUGCUAAAUCUAAACCUGCUUGGUAGAAAAUCAGCAGCCAGUGCCGAUCUCUGAGCUAGUAUAUGUUAGUAAGAGGGCUGUCUUGUUGUCUGUAGGGAUGAGUGAACCUCUCAGUUUCUCAUUUUGUGAAUCUUCACUUCCAUUCCCAACAUUUCUGAAUCAGCUGAGGAUCUUUUUCUAAAGUCCUCACGAACAUUCGCCAGCCUUUUGGUGCGAAUUUCUCCGACCGCACACAUUUCCAAGUGAAAUUUUGUCCAAAAUGAACUUUCUGCAACACAGAUUUCUCCAACGUGAUGCACUUCUUUGCACGUUAGUUUCACUAAUGUAUGCAUUUAUGUGCACGAGUUAUUAAAGCAUUUUGACGCGCACUACUUGGCUGGAGAACGGCAUUGCAAAUUUCUGAAGAGUGGCUCUGCGUUCCGUUCCCCGUGUCGUUUUAGAACAAUGUGAACUUGGGAGGCUGGCCUUUAAAUGUGAACAGAAAUGAAACCCUCCCCUGUUCUAGGGCGCAGGGUGGGGUUUUUUUCCUUUCCGCCCACCCCACACGUGGAAAGGCCCCACGUGGAAGCCUGUACUGGCCUGGCCUUGAGAUGUCAACUCAACAGGUGUUGCACAUGGUGUGUUUACUGCUCUUUUGUCCUGCUCUGUGAGAUGGCGUCAGGAGGACGGGGACAUCAAUGUGUCAUCCUGGUCCCUGGAAACUGAACCCGAGAGAGAGAGAGAGAGAGAGAGAGAGAGAGAGAGAGAGAGAUGCAGAGAUAAGUCAAGGCUGUUUCAUUCUUGGAUUUACGAGCACCAUCAUCUCAAGGUCAGAGAGCAACGCUCAUGAAACCCCAGGUGACAAAACCAAUAGAAAGAAGACCCACCUGGCCUUUGAUUUAAUUAACACGGGCAUGCCUUGCUUCUCCCAGGUCGGUUUUAUGACCGACGUGCCGAUUCAUGCCCCGCUCACUUUGCCUCCUCUUGGAAGACGGGUUUCCCUGGACAAAAUUGGCAGGUUUUGAACAAUACACAAGCGAUUUUCUUCCUCUACUGCUUUUCAGAGGAUCCUGGUAUGUUGGAGUGCAAUAAAGAACAGCAAAUAACCUUUUCAGGCAGAUCAGGUGGCAGGUACACAACUUCCGAGGGCCGUGUUCCUGCAGCUCCUCCGAGUUCUUGGAGUUUUCCUUUGGAGAAAAGUUAAAGCGUUUGAGGGAGGCCUGUGCUUGCAGACAGGGAUGCUUCUGAAUCCCAGUUGCUGGAAAUCUCAGGAGAAGGCAUGUGUGCUCGGAUCCCGCUGGCAGGUUUCCCAUAAUGGACAUCGGGUUAAACGUAAAAGGUAAAGGACCCCUGAGGGAUGCGGGUGGCGCUGUGGGUUAAACCACUGAGCCUCAUGGGCUUGCUGAUCAGAAGGUCGGGGGUUCGAAUCCCCACGACAGAGUGAGCUCCCAUUGUUCGGUCCCUGCUCCUGCCAACCUAGCAGUUCGAAAGUGCAUCAAAGUGCAAGUAGAUAAAUAGGUACCACUCCGGCGGGAAGGUAAACAGCAUUUCCGUGCGCUGCUCUGGUUCGCCAGAAGCGGCUUAGUCCUGCUGGCCACAUGACCCGGAAGCUGGACGCUGGCUCCCUCAGCCAGUAAAGCGAGAUGAGCACCACAAUCCCAGAGUCAGCCACGACUGGACCUAAUGGUCAGGGGUCCCUUUUAAAGGACCCCUGGACAGUUAAGUCCAGUCAAAGGUGACUAUGGGGUUGUGGCGCUCAUCUCACUUUCAGGCUGAGGGAGACAGCGUUUGUACACAGACAGCUUUCCAGGUCAUGUGGCCAGCAGGACUAAACCGCUUCUGGUGCAACAGGACACCGUGAUGGACACCAGAGAGCAUGGAAACGCCGUUUACCUUCCCGCCACAGCGGUACCUAUUUAUCUACUUGCACUGGUGUGCUUUCGAACUGCUAGGUUGGCAGGAGCUGGGACAGAGCAAUGGGAGCUCACCCCGUCACCGGGAUUCAAACUGGCAACCUUCCAAUCAGCAAGCCCCAGAGGCUCAGUGGUUUAACCCACAACGCCACCCACGUCUUUUACCUUUGCAUUGGGUUAACCUCUAUGAGGUUAGGAUGCUAGACUAUAUGGCCUGCUGCCCUGGUCCUGCAGGCUCGUCUAAUGUUCUUAAUGAAGUGUCUUCAUGUAUGUAUGUGUCAGGGUGAUCAUGAUCCAAACAGGCACCAGGGGUAAAGGGCAGAGAUUCUGAUGCAGCAGGAGACCCUUGGCUGGCAGAGGGUGGUAGAGCGAGAGAGCAAAGACCCCAAGCAGUUUUGCGAUGGGGGUAUAAGGACAGCAAUUGUGCCUCGCCUGACACAUCAUCUGUCCUUUCAGACAUUUAGCAAAGCUGGUCCAACAUCCAAGUAGGUUAUUAAUAUUUAGAUCUGGCCUUGGCUUUGCUAAAUCACACACACACAUGCCUGCAAUUCUGGGCAUGGAGCAGGAUUUUUGCAGGCUGCACAGCAGGACGUCAAAGUAGGAUGAUACCCUCGAGAGGAGAGGAUUAGAGGACUUCCCCUGACCUUGGCAAAGGGGCCUCUGGAGCGACACAAUGAAAUUUGGUAAGGGCAAGUGGGAAAGUAUUGUGUGUGGGGAGACUCAAGCGCUGCUAGGGAGGAGGGGAGGCUCAUAGGCAGAGGCAGCAAUGCGGUGCAGUGGUUAGAGCCUGAUCUACUUAUUUAUUGCACAAAAUUCACAUACCGCUCAGUUGUAGGAAACCUCACAGAGUUUUUCCCUCUGCGCACUAUCCAACAUUAUGUAUGUUUUCAGGUGCUCUUUUUUGGUUAGAGAACCGCCUUGCAAAAUCUGGAAAAGCGCAAAUUUUGAAGGAUAGCUCUGACCCGAUGCAUAUAUUUGUUUUCUUGAGGUUGCUCUGGUCAGGCAGGUUCCAGUUAAGAUGCAAGUGGAAUUCCCUCCAACCCAAGUUGCUUUUUAAAAUAGAAUUUCAAAAUAUUAAUGGACACCAAAAGGAAAAAGCAAGUGUCUCGGGUGUAGGAAAACUAAAGUAAAUUGAAACCAUUAGGAUCUAUGAGCUCAUUAAAAAACACACCAUUUUUUUAAAAAAAAAUCUAUUUUCAGUAUUAGGAACUGAUGGUGAACCAGGCAAAUUAUAAUACACUUACCAUUAAUGUUGCAGCAUUUUGCUUAUUGCAUUUGCUUGCUUACUUUCUGUGCCACAGGGUCUGGGUGGUGCUUUAACUCUCUGUACAAGCAAAUCCAUGCCAUAAAUUAGGGGUACUGUCAGGAGCUGGAAUCAAGCAUAGGUCAGCAAUCCAAGGUGUCAGUGAAAUUAACUCUUUAUUCAAGAAACCAAAACAGGCCUAGCGAUCCCACCAGCUCUUCCCAGUAGGUCUUGCUCCAACAGGCCAGUUGCGAGGACUGAAGCUCCUCCAAUCUCUAAGGCUCCAGGGUCCUUCCCAAGCAGUUGCAAGCCCACAUCUGCUCUGCCUUCUUCCUUUCUCUGUGAGCUCCUGGAGACCCUGCUUGUCACCUAAAGGUAAAGGUAAAGGACCCCUGGAUGGUUAAGUCCAGCCAAAGGCGACUAUGGGAGUGGGUGGCACUGUGGUCUAAACCACGAGCCCCAUGGGCUUGCCGAUCGGAAGGCCGGCGGUUUUAUGUCCUUAUACCCCCAUCGCAAACCUGCUUGGGGUCUUCGUUCUCUAGUUCCAUCACCCUCUGCCAGCCAAGGGUCUGAAUCAGAAUCUCUGCCCUUUCCCCCUGAGAGCCAGUGUGGUGUAGCGGUUAAGAGCGGUAGACUCGUAAUCUGGGGAACCAGGUUCGCGUCUCCGCUCCUCCACAUGCAGCUGCUGGGUGACCUUGGGCUAGUCAUACUUCUCUGAAGUCUCUCAGCCUCACUCACCUCACAAAGUGUUUGUUGUGGGGCAGGAAGGGAAAGGAGAUUGUUAACCCCUUUGAGACUCCUAUGGGUAGGGAUAAAGCAGGAUAUCAAAUCCAAACUCUUCUUCUUCUGGUGCCUGUUUGGAUCAUGCACACCCCGACACAUACAUACAUGAAGCCACUUUAUUACGAACAUUAGACGAGCCUGCAGGACCAGGGCACCAGACCAUGUAGCCUAGCAUCCUAUCCUCACAGUGGUUAACCCGACGCAAAGGUAAAAGACGUGGGUGGCGCUGUGGUCUAAACCACCGAGACUCUUGGGCUUGCCGAUUGGAAGGUUGCCUGUUCGAAUCCAGGUGAUGGGCUGAGCUCCCAUUGCUCAGUCCCUGCUCCUGCCAACCUAGUAGUUCAAAAGCACACCAGUGCAAGUAGAUAAAUAGUUACCAUUGUGGCGGAAAGGUAAACGAUGUUUCCGUGCGCUCUGGUUUCCGUCACGGUGUCCCAUUAUGCCAGAAGCAUUUGUGUGAUAAUCUUUUCAGCAAGGCUGUUUGCCAAAUUGUGCUCUACCAUUGGUCUAUAUCAAGAAAAUCCAAGGUUUCCCGAGUGCAAAGAUGCUCUGUCAGCAUCGAAAGACAGCGGCGCCUAGUGGCACCGCCUCCUCCGCACGACUGGGAAGGGUGCAGAAUGGAAGUUGCCGCUCACCCAGGUUGCAAAGGAGCAGUUUAUUUUAAGAGCAUUUGCUGUGACUCCUUUCUUUUUUUAAUCCCUCGUAGCAUCUAUAGCAGUGUUGCUGACACAGGAUGGAACUUUGCUCUAAAACAAGCCUCUGCUGAUUUUUUAUUAUUAUUUAUAAAUAACCCCCUUUUUUUUAAAGCUUAAAAAAACCCCAAGUAUAGCGCGAUAACAACAGCUGCGAUAUAGAAUCAUAGGAUCAUGGAAUCGAAGAGUUGGAAGGUACCCAAAGGACAUCUAGUCCAACCCCCUUCAAUGCAGGAAUAUCCUAAUCGAACCAAAGGAGGGAGGGAAUAAAAUGGCCCACCUUAAAUGGGUCAAAUAGCAAUGGAGAACAGCAUGAAAAAGAAAAUGUUUUAGUUAAAAUAACACAAUGCAAUGCACAAGUUUCAUUGAGGAUGUGCUCAGAAUCCGAUUCUGAAUAAGUUGCAAAAGGAGUUGACUUUUAAUAUUGUGGGGGGAGAAUCAGGCCAGGGGAUGCUGUUUUUUUUUCUCCAGAAAAAGAGGCUACUCUGCAUAUUCUCAGCUUUUGCAGUUCUGAAAGCUGGCAGGCACCUGAGAAAUUGAAAUUGAAAAUUGAAAUACUUUCUUGUCACUUGUACAACUUGUAUACAGUGAGAUUACACAAGCACACCCUCAUCCAGCUCUCUUAGUCUUAAUUCCCCUCGUUUACUGACGCACACCCACCAAACCCGAAAGUCAGGAAACCCCUCUUGCAAGAACCCAAGAACAAUUCUCUCCUCCUGAGGCUUGCAGCAACGAACUGGGAUUCAGCAGCUGCCAGCUGUGAAGGCAGAGCUGACUAGUAGUAGCCACCGAUAGCUCUCUCGUCCUCCACGAAUUUCUCCAGUCCUCUAAAAGCCACCCAUGUUGGUGGCCUUCACUGUGUCCUGUGGGAAGGAGUUCCAUUGUUUAACUGUGUGAUGAUGAUGAUGAUGAUGAUGAUACUAGUACUACUACUACUACUACUAUUACUACUACUAAUAAUUUAUUAUUUAUACCCCGCCAAUCUGGCUGGGCUUCUCCAGCCACUCUGGGCAGCUUCCAACAAAACACUAAAAUACAAUAACCUAUUAAACAUUAAAAGCUUCCCUAAAGAGGGCUGCCUUCAGAUGUCUUCUAAAAGUUUGGUAGUUAUUUUUCUCUUUGACAUCUGGUGGGAGGGCGUUCCACAGGGCGGGUGCCACCACCGAGAAGGCCCUCUGCCUGGUUCCCUGUAACUUGGCUUCUCGCAAUGAGGGAACCACCAGAAGGCCCUCGGCGCUGGACCUUAGUGUCCAGGCACUCAGUGCUGAUUUCCUUCAGAAUGGAUAGGUUUGAUCUUCUUGCAGUCCAUGGGACUUUCAAGAGUCUCCUCCAGCACCAGAAUUCAAAAGCAUCCAUUCUUCGGCGAUCAGCCUUCUUUAUGGUCCAGCUCUCACUUCCAUACAUCACUACUGGGAAAACCAGAGCUUGAACUAUACGGACCUUUGUUGGCAAGGUGAUGUAUAAGUUAUUGUAUUUUAGUGUUCUGUUGGAAGCCACCCAGAGUGGCUGGUGAAACCCAGCCAGAUGUGCAGGGUAUAAAUAAAUUAUUAUUAUUAUUAUUAUUAUUAUUAUUAUUAGGUGCCAAAAUGUCCUGGGCUGGCUAGCCCGCUGCUUCACUCGGCAAAACUUGCCCUGUUCAAUACAACACCCGUUCUGCGUUUGCAAGAACUCAAUCUUUUCAUGUGGCAGCACCUGCCCUUUGGAACUCCCUGCCUCUUGAGCUCAAGUAGGCACCUUCAUUGCAUUCUUUUCUCAUUAUUAUUAUUAUUAUUAUUAUUAUUAUUAUUAUUAGUAUUACUAUCUAGUUGAGCAUCCUGUUCUUGCAGUGGCCACCCAGAAACCCGCAGGGAGGAUCUCUUUUUCUCCUCCUGCAGUUUACAGCAACUGGGCCAUGGAAGAAGAGCAUGGCUACAUCAUCUUCUUCUUCUUUUCCUGCUCCUUCCUCUGAAACCCUCCUUCCCUCUGGCUGGUGAAAACAAGCUGCUUCUGGGGAGGGAGGUUGUGGUCACUGGAGGGGGGGAAAGCAUUUUUCCCUCCAGGCCUGGGUGUGGGGAAGGGGAGGGAAGAAGACGGAGCUCUCUCUCGCUCUCUCUCUCUCUCCUUCUGCCUUGAUCCUCUGCUGGAAGGACUUGGCUGCGCCUGGCCAGGCGCCAAGGAGAAAGCAGAAAAAAGCAGAGAAAUUGCCUGAUUCUGUCGGCACAAACACUCCCUUUGGCUGGCGGCAGCAUUUUCCAUGACACCAUCAGCUCCGAUGGAGGGCUGAGGUCCCUCCCAGCUGAGCAGCAGCAGAGAUCUUGGGGGGGGGGGCGGGGGAGGCAGGCAAGGAUGACAAAUUUGACCUGACAGGUCUGGAUGCUGGCUGGACCUUCCUGGGAUACAGCCGGCCAUUUCUCCCUUUCUUGUAACGCCGGAUCUUGCAGAGAAGAAGCUGAAUGUGGGCAGGGUCAGGACAGAUGAGACUUCUUUUACGUUAUUUAUAUAUAUAUAACGUAAUUUGUUGAUUACAGCUGCUUUUCAAAGAAUUCAUGUACUUCUUCCAAUCUUCUGCGAAUCUCUGGUCCCGCAGGUUUCGAAUCCUUCCUGUCAUUUUGUCCAAUUCUGCACAGUCCAUUAAUUUCGUCUGCCAUUCUUCUUUCGUCGGAAUGUCUUCUUGCUUCCACUUCUGGGCUAACAAUACUCUUGCUGCAGUUGUUGCAUAUAAAAACAGUUUGACAUCUUGUCUAUUAACGUCUUGGUCUAUAAUACCAAGUAAAAAGGCUUCUGUUUUUUUUUUUUUUAAAUGUAUAUUUCAACAUCCUUUUCAUCUCAUUAUACAGGACAGAUGAGACUUCUUAUUCGCACAGCGCAUAGAUAACCUGUGGAACUCCCUCCCACAAGGGGCAGCCAUGGCCACCACCUGGGAUGGCUUUAAAAGAAGGUUAGGCAAAUUCAUGUAGGAGAAUGAAGCUCAUUUGAUGGCUCUGAUCUCUCAGAGGCAGUGAUGCUUCUGGAACCAAUUGUUGGAAACCACAGCUUACUCUCCAACAAUUUAUCCAGUGAAAAUAGGGGGGGGGGUUCUAUUCAACAGUAACAAUAACAAUAAUAAAUCUAAGUUCAAAAUGGUUCAGACUUGCAUGUGUGGUCAGCCGGGAAGCAGGUAAAAGAAAGAGGAAGCAGAAGGAAGUACAGUUGGACCUUGGAAGUCGAACGGAAUCCGUUCCGGAAGUCUAUUUGACGUCCAUAAUGCAGCCUCUGAUUGGCUGCAGGAAGCUGCUGCAGCCAAUCGGAAGCCGCAGAAGCCAUGCCAGACGUUUGGCUUCUGAAAAUUGUUCAGAAACCAGAACACUCACUUCCGGGUUUCAAUUGUUCGGGGGCUGAUUUGUUUGGGAGCCAAGGCGUUUGAGAUCCAAGGCAUGACUUGGAUAUAGCUUCCUGCCAAGGCAGGCAAAGGAAGUGAUCUCAUAGCGUUCUCUCUGGCAGAUUUUACAGGAAAGCUCGGUGACUCAUCAUCCCCAUCAUGUGCCUAAUAAUAAUAAUAAUAAUAAUAAUAAUAAUCUAUUACUUACACCCUACCCAUCUGACUAGGUUGCUCCAGCCACCCUGGGCAGCUUCCAACAUAUAUAAAAUCAGAAUAAAACAUUAAACAUAAAAAAACCAAAAACCUUCCCUAUCCAGGGCUGCCUUCAGAUGUCUUCUAAAGGUUGUAUAGCUACUUAUCUCCUUAGCUCGGGAUUCAGAUUGUUGUUGUUGUUUAGUCGUGUCCGACUCUUCAUGACCCCCUGGACCAGAGCACGCCAGGCCCUCCUGUCUUCCACUGCCUCCCGCAGUUUGGUCAAACUCAUGAUUAUAGCUUCGAGAACACUGUCCCACCAUCUCGUCCUCUGUCGUCCCCUUCUCCUUGUGCCCUCCAUCUUUCCCAAUAUCAGGGUCUUUUCCAGUGAGUCUUCUCUUCUCAUGAGGUGGCCAAAGUCUUGGAGCCUCAGCUUCACGAUCUAUCCUUCCAGUGAGCACUCAGGGCUGAUUUCCUUCAGAAUGGAGAGGUUUGAUCUUCUUGCAGUCCAUGGGACUCUCAAGAGUCUCCUCCAGCACCAGAAUUCAAAAGCAUCAAUUCUUCGGCGAUCAGCCUUCUUUAUGGUCCAGCUCUUACUUCCAUACAUCACUACUGGGAAAACCAUAGCUUUAACUAUACGGACCUUUGUCAGCAAGGUGAUGCCCUCCAGCAUUUUUCUGAUGAAGAUAGGGAUGUCCGAAGGAAAAACGAGACAUUCCAUGAUCAAAUCAGAAACUGAGGUGGCUUCUGUAAAUCUGGGUCUGUCCCUGGAAAAUAGGGACACUUGGAGAGUUUGGGGGAAUGUGCUGAAAUGCUCUUUGUGGGUUUGUGGUUGGCCACAGUGAGAACAGGAUGCUGGACCAAGAUGGACCAUUGGCCUGAUCCAGCACCCUCUCCUUACACACUAAAACCAGCUUUUGCAAACUUGGUGAAACUCGUGGUCCUCUUUUGCCUUCUCUUUUUGGUGACAUCUAGCUGGCCACCCUUAGCUUGGGCUCAGCGCUGGAACACGCGGAGCCUUGCUGCGGAAAGGGUUCCUCUGAGUGCAUGCAGACUUCAUGUCUCCCAAGCAUUCUCUCUUUGGAGACCUUGCCCUUCCAAAACGAGUCUGGGACAGGUGAAUAAUAAUAAUAAUAAUAAUAAUAAUAAUAAUAAUAAUAAUAAUAAUUUAUUAUCCAUACCCCGCCCAUCUGGCUGGGUUUCCCCAGCCACUCUGGGCGGCUUCCAACACAAUACAGUGGUACCUCUGGUUAAGUACAUAAUUCGUUCCGGAGGUCCGUACUUAACCCGAAACUGUUCUUAACCUGAAGCACCACUUUAGCUAAUGGGGCCUCCUGCUGCUGCCAGGCCGCCGGAGCCCGAUUUCUGUUCUCAUCCUGAAGCAAAAUUCAUAACCUGAAGCACUAUUUCUGGGUUAGCGCAGUCUGUAACCUGAAGCAUAUGUAACCUGAAGAGUAUGUAACCUGAAGCGUAUGUAACCCGAGGUACCACUGUAUUAAAAUACAGUAAUGCAUCAAACAUUAAAAGCUUCCCUAAACAGGGCUGCCUUCAGAUGUCUUCUAAAAGUCUGGUAGUUGUUGUUCUCUUUGACAUCUGAUGGGAGGGCGUUCCACAGGGCGGGCGCCACCACCGAGAAGGCCCUCUGCCUGGUUCCCUGUAACCUCACUUCUCGCAGGGAGGGAACCACCAGAAGGCACUCGGAGCUGGACCUCAGUGUCCGGGCAGAACGAUGGGGGUGGAGACGCUCCUUCAGGUAUACUGGACCAAGGCCGUUUAGGGCUUUAAAGGUCAGCACCAACACUUUGAAUUGUGCUUGGAAAUGUUGCAGAUCUACGGCCAGGAGCAAAGCGCACACAAACAAACACACAAUGUCGUCCCUUUGCAUCUGACUUUCCAAAUGCCCAGGCAGAGAACAGCUGGGUCUCUAGGGCCGAGCGUCCUAAAUCUCUCCUGUCAGAGGCCUUGGCUUCCUGCCCCCACCUCUCAGGGAAAUGAGGGAUUAGUCAGGAAUCAGGUGUUCCACUGUCUGGAUUACCAGGCUGCCUGCUGCUCCCUCCCUGGUGUGGCAAAAGUCCCCAGACCUUCCCAUUUCCAAUUCAUUGUUGGGGUCCACAGACCCUCCUUUCUGGCAACUGGCCCCAGCUGCCGAGCUGCCCCAAAUAAUUCAUAAAUGACCUUCAUCCAAACACUCACGGCUCAUCUAGCCUCCUGCUUGCCUCUCACCACUUCCCUCUGUGGAAACCUGAUUUUACCACCGAAUCGGUGCAAAUGUCGUAGAAUUGUAGAGUUGGAAGGGAAGCAAUGUCGAUCUGGGUGCAGAAGGCACAGAAUAUGGUGCGAUUCCUGCAUCUCAGGGGGUUGGACUAGAUGACCCUUUGCUGUCCCUUCCAACUCUACAAUUCUACCAUUUAUGAUUUCCUUUUGCGCUGCUGCUUUCCCCUAUUGUUUACCGCUGAAUUGGAACAAACGCUGAUCUAUAGUAACCCCAGUCAAGCAGAACUAUGAACCAGGGAAGUUUUUAACGUUUGAUGUUUUAUUGUGUUUGUAAUGUUCUGUUGGAAGCCGCCCAGAGUGGCUGGGGAGGCCCGGACAGAUGGGCAGGGGUAUAAGUAAAUUAAUAAUAAUAAUAAUAAUAAUAAUAAUAAUAAUUCAUUAUUAUUUAGUCCAACCCCCUGCAAUGAAGGAAUAUGCAGCUGUCCCAUACAGAGAUCAAACCUGCAACCUUGGUGUUAUAGCUUAGGGCCCCACUCUCUGCGGGCCCCCAAAAAAUUUAAAGAAAAAACCCUGGAUGUACAUUUCCAAAAUAUAAGAUAAAAACAAAUAAAAUAAAACCUACAUACAGCAAGAGUGUUUUGUGUUGUGUAGGUUCCUGUGAUGUAAGUCAUGGGCCCCGCCUGCUCCCUAAAAUAUCACUGGUUUGCUCAUUUCUAUAUACAGUGGUGCCUUGGUUCUCAAACUUAAUCUGUUCUGGAAGUCCGUUCCAAAACCAAAGCGUUCCAGAACCAAGGCGCUCUUUCCCAUAGAAAGUAAUGCAAAACGGAUUAAUCUAUUCCAGACUUUUAAAAACAACCCCUGAAACAGCAAUUUAACAUUCAACGCAGAAAAACAGCGACAUUUUUUUGUUGACAGCCAGACAUAUAAAGCACCCCAUUACCUUCAGGCGCUUAGGGCCUCAUCCAACCUAAAUCUGGCCCUGCACGGCACUCUAACCAACUGAGCUACAUUUCGUCCAUUGGGUUUUCUCCGGAUUGAUGUCUGCUCUGGGUUUUGUGGAGGAAAACCGAAGCUGAAGAACAUAAGAAAAAGCUGCUGAAUCAGGCAAGGGGCCCAUCGAGUCCAGCAUCCUGUUCUCACAGUGGCCGACCAGAUGCCCAUUAUGGGAAACCCACAAGCAAGAUUUGCACCCAAAGCCAACCAACUCCCCUCCUGUGGUUUCCAGCAACUGGGAUUCAGAAGCAUUUCUGCCUUCAGCUGUGGAUGCAGAGCUGAUCUAUAGGGGCUAGUAGUGAUCAAUAGCCUCUCCUCCAUGAAUUUGCCUAAUCCUGUUUAAAAGCCAUCCUUGCCUCCUGUGGCAGGGAGUUCCAUAGUUUAACUGCAUGAAGAAGGGCUUUUUUAAAUCUGUCCUGAAUCUUACAACAUUCUUUAUCAGAUGUUAUGAGAUCUAGCCUUAGGAGAGGAGAAGAAAAACUUUUCGUUCUACCCUCCCUUCCCUGCCGCGCAUAACUUUAGAAGGCUUGCUCACCUUUUCUCUAAAUGUUUACCUUCCCGCCAGAGUGGUGCCUAUUUAUCUACUUGCACUCUGAUGUGCUUUCGAUCUGCUAGGUUGGCAGGAGCAGGGACCAAGCAACGGCAGCUCACCCCGUCGCGGGGAUUGGAACCGCUGACCUUCUGAUCGGCAAGCCCUAGGCUCUGUGUUUUAACCCACAGCGCCACCCGUGUCCCUUAUAAGCUAGUUGGUAGAUUCGUUUGAAUCUCUUGAGUUAAGCAAUCCGGUCUGGCUUUGUUCAGAUUGGAUUUGUUCCUGGCAAAUUCCCCUUUUAGUCUUCUCUUAAAAGUAACAAGAAGUUUACUCACAUUCAUUUCACAGUAUGAUCCCUGAAGGCAGGCUUUAGCUUGUAGUUACAGAAGAGAGUGUGAGUUUAUUCCAUGUGGGGAUUGAGCCCAUGUGCUGCUGGCUGAGGGCCAGCAGACAGCAAAACCAUCAAGAUAGAAGAAGGAAUGAGAGAGGAAGAUGGUUGUGUGACCAGUCCUUUUAUGGGAUCCACCAGGCUUAUGCUCAUCUACCUGGUCACACGUAGGGUGAGGAAGCUCCAGACCAGGUGUGACAGGAAGUCCUCCUGGCUGGAGCAACAUCCCCCAGUGGGUCCACUCUGGGCAAACAGGAAAUGUACUUGACUGCUUAUGUUACAUCCCACAGAAUUUGCCUUUCCCCACAGCCACUACAUCAUCCUCAAGCUACCCACUAUAAUUAUUAUUAUUAUUGGGAUGCGGGUGGCGCUGUGGGUUAAACCACAGAGCCUAGGACUUGCCGAUCAGAAGGUCGGCGGUUCGAAUCCCCGCAACGGGGUGAGCUCCCGUUGCUCGGUCCCAGCUCCUGCCAACCUAGCAGAUCGAAAGCACCUCAAAGUGCAAGUAGAUAAAUAGGCACCGCUCCGGCGGGAAGGUAAAUGGCGUUUCCGUGCGCUGCUCUGGUUCGCCAGAAGCGGCUUUGUCAUGCUGGCCACAUGACCCGGAAGCUGUACACUGGCUCCCUCAGCCAGUAAAGCGAGAUGAGUGCCGCAACCCCAGAGUUGUCAGCGACUGGACCUAAUGGUCAGGGGUCCCUUUAACAGCCACUACAUCAUCCUCAAGCUACUACCACUACUACUACUACUAAUUUAUUAUUUAUACCCCGCCUAUCUGGCUGGGUUUCCCCAGCCACUCUGGGCGGCUUCUAACAAAAACCAAAAAUACACUAAAAUGUCACGCAUUAAAAACUUCCCUGAACAGGGCUGACUUCAGAUGUCUUCAAAAAGUCAGAUAGUUCUUUAUUUCCUUGACAUCUGGUGGAAGGGCGUUCCACAGGGUGGGUGCCACCUCCGAGAAGGCCCUCUGCCUGGUUCCCUGUAACUUGGCUUCUCGCAGUGAGGGAACUACCAGAAGGCCCUCGGCGCUGGACCUCAGCGUCUGGGCAGAACGAUGGGGGUGGAGACGCUCCUUCAGGUAUACUAUGGUUUCUCCCCCUGCUUUCUCCAUGCCAUGUACAAUUUUACCGUGUUCUAUUGUUGGACUACAGAGGGUUGGAUUAGAUGACCCCUGAUGUCCCUGCCAGCACUACAGUUCUAGGAUUCCUGGCAGGCCAUCUCGUGGGUGCCCUUUGGCUGUGCCGGCCAGAGUUGCUGCCGUGUUCACACAAGACAAAUCCAGCUGUUUCAACAGCUGGGUUGAUAUCUGCAGCCAGAAGCCCACCCACAGUGCGAUGCUUAAGACCCAGAGGAGCUGGGUUGGGGGUCUCCUCUUCCACCUCCGCUGACUCCUCUUCCGUUGCCGGAUCCUUCUCGGCCGAGACUUUAGCACGUGAGCCCCUUUCCUUAUUAAUAGCAUAUGCUCUAUUUUCUCCCCCUGAGUUGUGAGGUUUCGGUGCCACUUUGAGGGUAAACAGCUCUUUGGAGAAAACGCUAACGAAGGGUGACAGCUGGGGACGAGAACCGGGAGAAAAUAAAAUAAUAGGAAUGUCAGCAAUGUAAGGUCAGCUGGCCUAGCAAGCACCAGGCAGAUUGCUGCAAUCCACCGGGCAGCAGAACUCAUCCCUCUUGGUUUGAUAAAGCACAGCAAGAAAACGAGCGUCAAAAAAAGAGACUUUUGCGAAGCUAUUGCAUCAUGCCAAAGCAGGGGCACAAUAUUUUUUGGGGAGGGUGGGGUGGAUCUUGGAUGUCUGAGAUCACAGCACAUGAUUAUGACUCCCGGCAUUUCAGAGAAUGGGAAGAGAGGAGUUCUAGUAAAUGAGGCAGUGCGCUGGCCAAACGUGUCAAAGGCACAAUGGAUUUGCCCUCGCUCUGGCUCAGUUGCCAGGAAGGGAGGGAAGCUUGCCAACAGCCUUGGCCUUUUGUGUCCUCGUCCCCCGUCACUUUCUCCUCCCCAUGCAUAAUUUCAGAAACCUCUAAUACUCCUCCUAACUUUUGUUUUCUGAACGGAAAAGUCCCAAAGUUUUAGCCUGUCCUUGGAGCAGCAGAGCUCCACCUUCCUGAUCAUCUCUCUUCUUCCUUUGCAGCUUAAUAAUAAUAAUAAUAAUAAUAAUAAUAAUAAUAAUUUAUUAUUUAUACCCUGCCCAUCUGGCUGAAUUUCCCCAGCCACUCUGGGUGGCUCCCAAUCGAGUGUUAAAAACAAUACAGCAUUAAAUAUUAAAAACUUCCCUAAACAGGGCUGCCUUCAGAUGUCUUUUAAAGAUAAGAUAGCUGCUUAUUUCCUUCACAUCUGAAGGGAGGGCAUUCCACAGGGCAGGUGCCACCACCGAGAAGGCCCUCUGUCUGGUUCCCUGUAACCUCGCAAUGAGGGAACUGCCAGAAGGCCCUCGGAGCUGGACCUCAGUGUCCAGGCUGAACGAUGGCGGUGGAGACGCUCCUUCAGGUAUACAGGGCCGAGGCUGUUUAGGGCUUUAAAGGUCAACACCAACACUUUGAAUUGUGCUCAGAAACGUACUGGGAGCCAAUGUAGAUCUCUCAGGACUGGUGUUAUAUGGUCCCGGCAGCCACUCCCAGUCACCAGUCUAGCUGCCGCAUUCUGGAUUAGUUGCAGUUUCCGGGUCACCUUCAAAGGUAGCCCCACGUAGAGCACAUUGCAGUAGUCCAAGCGGGAGAUAACCAGAGCAUGCACCGCUCUGGUGAGACAGUCCAUGGACAGAUAGGGUCUCAGCCUGCGCACCAGGUGGAGCUGGUAGACAGCCGCCCUGGAUACAGAAUUAACCUGCACUUCCAUGGACAUUUGUUGUAGGCCAAAAACAUCUGGAGGGCCGAGGCUGAGGAAGCCUGCUCUGUGCCGAAACUCUCUGAACCAAAUCCCCAAACUCUUGUGCUGAGAUUCCCAUUAACAUCUCCUAGGAGUUUAUUCUCCGGGGGGGAAAAGAGCCUCGCCUGCCAGCUUUCUGUCUCUCUAAUUCAAACAACAUCCUUUGUUUAGCUGGAUGUUGCCGUCCAAAGCAUGGUGAGAUUCUGAGAUGAAAGGAAGAUGCUUUCUCUGAACCGAGUCGCGGUCAUUCGUCUGCCAGGGAAAGAUCAAGCUCUUGUUGAUUUACUCUCCUGGGAAAAGAUGCCCCGGCGAGGGACCUUUCUUCUGUCUUUUGACUUCGUAUCUAUCCUGCACAGAAAAGGAGUCACUGUAACCCGAAGAAGGGGAUGAUUAGGAAGAGGCAAUGUUUUGUCUUCAUGCGCUAGGGGUGGAUGUGGUAGCCAGGCUCCGUGAAGUUCCUCCGCCCAUUGAGAUCAAUCACAGGGCAGACUUCACCUCCUUGUCUCUAGGAAAAAUCUUGCUCCAGGCCUGUGCUCAGCAGAGAUGGGGAGACACUUACCGUAUUUUUCGCACCAUAGGACGCACCGGACAAUAGGACGCACUUUGUUUUAGAGGGGGGAGAACAAGAAAAAAAAAUUCUCCCCCUCUCUGCCCAGCGCCCCUUCAGUGAAGCAGCAGAAGGCGCUGCACAGAGAGGGGGAGAACUUUCCCCCUCUUGUUUUCCUGCUCUAAAACAAGGUGCCGUUUAAGGUGCGUUCAGGCGGCUACCUUGGAAGCCUGGAGAGCGAGAGGGGUCGGUGUGCACUGACCCCUCUCGCUCUCCAGGCUUCAGGUUCCUUUCGACCUGCUCUUUGGGGCUGGCGGGGGGAAGCCCACCACCAGCCCCAAAGAGCAGGUCAGGGAGCAGCGGAAAGGCGCAGCGGAGAGGCUCCUGCCAUAGCCGCGCGUCACCUCUCCAGCCGGGAGAGGGUCGCGGGGGGCUGCUUUAGCCCCGCGCGCGCUGUCCCGGCUGCAGAGGUGACGCGGGGCUGUAGAGGCUCCUGCCAUAGCCGCGCGUCACCUCUCCAGCCGGGAGAGGGUCGCGGGGCUAUGGCGUCUUCGCUCCAUAGGACGCACACACAUUUCCCAUUCAUUUUUGAAGGGGAAAAAGUGCGUCCUAUAGAGCGAAAAAUACGGUAAUCCAUUGCCCCCAAAGAGCAAAUGCACCCAUCCCUCUCCCAAGACAAGGUGGGCACAUAAUUGCAUAAAUAUGCGCCUAUGCUCACUUAUACAACUAGAUGCAAACUGAGAAAUUGUCGCUGCAAUUUAAAUAGAAAUGCGUAUCGCCAAAGUGACUUGUACCACUUUCAUUCUGCUGUCCAGCUGCUGACAAUGGGUUUUAAGCCUGGUUCUCAAACAUUUUCGCUCGGGGCCACUUUUUCAGAAUAAAAACUUGCUCACACCACACUGAAUUUUUUUAUACAAUGGAAAACAAAAAGAAGCAACUCUUAGCAGUGCUCGAUUUAUAACACAGAACACAAGUUCUUUAUAAUAUGCUCAUGGGACACCCGGAAAGUAUUAAGCAAUGCAGCUACAUGAGAACGUGAAUCCUCCCAAAAUAUAAUUAUAAAUGAGCCUCUUAGAUUUGUACCUGUAUACAAAGUCAAUGAGAGGCGUGAGGUUGCUUUUGCCAGGUAAUCUCAUUUACACGAGAUCUAAUCUGAGACAAACUCUCAUCUCCUCACCAACACAAAGAAGGCCUUUUCUUUUCUGAUCUUUCAUAGAAUUGUUGAGUUGGAAGGGACCCUGGGGGUCAUCUAGUCCAACCCCCUGCAAUGCAUAUUUGUCAGAGUUGAAAAUCCCUGCUCACAACAAGACAUGUCAUGGAAAACUGUAGAAAAAUACCCAUUGCUCUUCAAGAGAGGCAUGAAUACGGUUCUGGUUGUGCGUGGAUAGAUGAUAGAUAGAUAGAUAGAUAGAUAGAUAGAUAGAUAGAUGAUAGAUAGAUAGAUAGAUAGAUAGAUUGAUAGAUAGAUAGAUAGAUAGAUAGACAGACAGAUAGAUGAUAGAUAGAUAGAUAGAUAAAUAAUAGAUGAUAGAUAGAUGAUAGAUGAUGAUAGAUGAUAGAUAGAUAGAUAGAUAGAUAGAUGAUAGAUAGAUAGAUAUAGAUAGAUAAUAGAUGAUAGAUAGAUAGAUAGAUAAUGCUACAGUGAAAUAUUUAAAUGUUUCUUUGAUGGUCCUUGAAUCUUCCUGCCAUCUGUGUGGGCUCACUCUUCUUCUUUUUGGUGAUCCCUCGUAGCCGAGUAAGAUUGUCUUCCAUAAACACGGUCUUAACAGUGGGUCCGUAAGUGACUGUGGAGGCCAAUUCUGGAUCCACACAUCCUUCCACAGUGGGGACAUUGGUUUCCAGGUGGGAGUUGUUCAUGGUUUGGAUUUGCCAAGUGUGCCUUCCUCUUAGCACAUUUCUCCCUUACGUCCUGAGUUUGAGUGUCUUCAAAGCCCAUGACAUCUUUGGGAAAGGCUGUUCUCCAACUGGAGCACUCGCAGGCCAGUGUUUCCCAGUUGUCAGUGCUUAUACUACACUUUUUAAGAUUUGCCUUGAGAGAGCCUUUAAACCUCUUUUGUUGACCACCAGUAUUACGCUUUCCAUUUUUAAGUUCAGAAUAGAGUAGUUGCUUUGGAAGGCGAUCAUCAGGCAUCCACACAACAUGACCAUUCCAACGAAGUUGAUGUUGAAGAAUCAUUGCUUUGACACGGGUGAUCUUUGCUUCUUCCAGUACACUGGCAUUAGUUCGCCUGUCUUCAUGUGUAAAUUUUUUUGAAGACACCGUUGAUGGAAUCUUUUGAGGAGUUGGAGAUGGUGUUUAUAAGUGGUCCAUGUUUCACAAGCGUACCUUUUUUUAAAAAAAUGAUAUUUAUUGAAUUUUUUUUUAAAAUUACAGAAAAAGACAAAGCAGAGAAAGAAAAAACAAAAAACAAAAAGAAAACAAGCCACAUCCAACAAUACAAAUUCAAAAAACAAAAAUACACCACAAGCAGAUAAAAAUAAAACAAUCAUUCUGAAAUCUUCAACUUUCAUUACCUUCUUUCUUUGACCUCCUCCUCCCCCCUUUUUUUGUAUCCUAGUUAAUAAUUAUCGCAGCAAAUCCUUUGGAUUUGCUGCGUACCUUACUGUAUGUUUGUGAAAGAUGGACCACUUAUAAACGCCACCUCCAACUCCUCAAAAGAUUCCAUCACCACACCCUUUGAGAACCAUGGGCUUAGAGAAAAGGCCAGUGAAAGGUGAACUCUAGCAGUUUGGAAAAUUAUACAUGCUCAAAUCCUGCUUGCGGAAGAAGAGGGUGCUGUGCUAGAUGCGCUGUGGGCCUGAUCCUGAUCUUAGCUUCUUAAGAAUACGUAAAACAUAUGAGAAGGGAGAGCUCUCAGGUGAUUUAGGGCAGCUUCCCCCAUCCUGCUGCCUUUGAGAUGUCACUGGGCCAGCGCUCAUCGCGGACAGGCAGGAUGACCAAGGACCAGGUGUGAUGGGAAUUCUGGUCCUACAACAUCUGGAGUUUUUUUGGGGAACAUCCAUGAAGCCCCCUUCCCUUGCACCACCCUGGGGCUGCUGGUCCAAACACACCCCUUUGAGUUGUUUCUAAAUGUAGCAAUGGCUGUAGGCUUGAAUGAUUGUUUGUUUAGUCGUUUAGUCCUCUGUCGUCCCCUUCUCCUUGUGCCCUCCAUCUUUCCCAACAUCAGGGUCUUUUCCAGGGAGUCUUCUCUUCUCAUGAGGUGGCCAAAGUCUUGGAGCCUCAGCUUCAGGAUCUGUCCUUCCAGUGAGCACUCAGGGCUGAUUUCCUUCAGAAUGGAGAGGUCUGAUCUUCUUGCAGUCCAUGGGACUCUCAAGAGUCUCCUCCAGCGCCAGAAUUCAAAAGCAUCCAUUCUUUGGCGAUCAGCCUUCUUUAUGGUCCAGCUCUCACUUCCAUACAUCACUACAGGGAAAACCAUAGCUUUAACUAUACGGACCUUUCUUGGCAAUGUGAUGUCUCUGCUUUUUAAGAUGCUGUCUAGGUUUGUCAUUGCUUUUCUCCCAAGAAGCAGGCGUCUUUUAAUUUCGUGACUGCAUGAUGGUAAAACAGGGGAAAGGAAUGAUCAUAUUCGUGGAUAUCUAACAAUGCUUCCUUCAUGGACUCUGCAUAGAGUCUGUAAAUAUCAGCCUGCAUCUUUCUGCAUGUAAACAAAGUGGAUGUUGGCACCAUGCCCUGCUCGCUGACUUCCCAGAAACACCUGCCAUUCCCGUCUCUUUAUUUAGAGUGCCUUUUUAUCCCACCUUUGCAACAAGGAGCUCACGGGUGGCACAAACUGUUCCCUCCGUCCUUUUUAACCUCAGAGCAACACUAGAAGGUAGCUUAGGGUGGGACACAGUGACAUUUCCAAGGUCGUUGCGUGUGCGUUGGGGUUCGGUUGGGAUGGGGGAAGGGCUCGGCAGCCUGGCGGAACACCUGCUUGCAUGCAGAAUAAUAAUAAAUAAUAAUAAAUUUUUAUUUAUACCCCGCCCUUCCCGGUUCAGAAAACCGGGCCCAGGGCGGCUAACAACAAAUUUAAAACACUUAAUUGAUGCAACAAAAAACAGCAUAAAAUGUGAAUAACAAUAAAUACAGAAUUCAAAAAUCAAUUUAGGGGGGAAAUCCAUCCAAUAAACAUUAGAUGAUCACCAGGGCUAGCUGGCUAAAUUAGUCCUAUUUGGGCCAGCGAGGAGACCAGGGGAGAAUUAGCUGUGGGAUCCCAGAGCUUCAUAAAAGGGGAGGGGGAGGGAAGGAAGGAAAGGGAAUAAAAGAUCAGACUAAUUCAAAUUGAAAGCCAGGCGGAAUAGCUCUGUCUUACAUGCCCGAUGAUAGGAGGUUGAAUCCUGCAGGGCCCUGGUCUCAUGGGACAGAGCGUUCCACCAGGUCGGAGCCACCACUGAGAAGGCCCUGGUGGAGGAUAAUCUGACUUCCUUAGGGCCCGGGACCUCUAAACUAUGAUUAUUCAUGGACCUUAAGGUCCUCUGUGGGGCAGACCAGGAGAGGCGGUCUCGUACAUAUGAGGGCCCUAAGGCACAAAGGGCUUUAAAGGUCAAAACCAGCACCUUAAACCUGACCCGAUACUCCACCAGAAUGUCCCAGAUCCUAUCACCAGAUACUCCAAGUAGGGCUGGGGAUGGCGCCCUGACUGGAAACCUGGGGAGCUGCUGCUACUCAGUGCAGGCCAUAUUGAGCUAGAUGGACUGAGUAAUGCUUUGACCUGGUAUGAGAAUCAUAUAACAAUAGAAUUAUGUACUGUAUUUUUUUCUCCAUAAGAUGCACCUAGUUUUUGGAGGAGGAAAACAAGAGAAAAAAUAUUCAGAGGAUGUCUGAUUUUUGUGGUUCAUGCUGUGGGCACAGACAUGAUAUGUGAUUUGACGGUGAGUUUGGGGUAGCCUAAUGCAAAAAUCCUAAGGAUCCAUGUGGAUCCGUGCUUUGUAACCACGUUUUUGAGCCUUUGUGGCCCCACGAAAAAGUGGAUGCAUGAUUUUUUUGGUCAGCCUGUAGCCAUGGACAUGCUAUGUGAUCUGAUGAUGAAUUUGGGGUGACCCUAUCCUGAGGAUCCAUGUGCUUUUACCUCCCCCCUCCCAGGCAGCCUCCUUUAUCACUAGUGUCCCUUAUCUCCCUCCCGAUUGCUUGCUGAUCAGCUGCUCAGCGGCUUCGUUUCAACACCCCCUUCCCUCUUUCUAAAAAAAAAAAAAAAAAAGCACAAUCUGCUUUUCGCCCCUGGGCAAUUCGGCUCCAGGGACAACACGUUCGCUCCAUAAGACACACAGACAUUUCCCCUUACUUUUUAGGAGGAAAAAAGUGCUUCUUAUGGAGCGAAAAAUAUGGUAGUUGGAAGGGACCCCCGGGUCAUCUAGUCCACCCCCCUGCAAUGUAUCUAUAACAGAUGGCCCUCUGCUUAAAACCUUCAAGGAAGGAGAGUCUACCACCUCCCAAGGGUGUCUGUUCCACUGUUAAACAGUUGUCACUGUCAGAAAGUUCUUCCAGAUGUUUAGUCGGAAUCUCCUUUGUUGCAACUUGAAGUCAUGGGUUCGAGUCCUACAAGCUUGCUCCCUCUUCCAUGGGACAGCCCUUAAGGUAUUUUAAGGUGACGCUCAUAUCCAGUGCUUCUUUUUCUGGGGGGACGCAGGGGGUAUGCCUACCCCUAAACAUUUUGCGAAUCUUCUCUAGUACGGUGAACCGUCCAUUCCGUUGCUACUCCCGAUGGCGGCUUCAAUUCCUGUCACGGUGUUUCCUGAGUCUCAGAUGGAAGCAGGCGUUUAAUGUGUGAAGUAGGAAUUGGAAUCUAGCAUGGUGAUUGGUCAGUUUUGUUGUUACCACCUCCAAUGGCAGCUUCCUUUCCUUUCCCAGUGAUUUUCUUGAGUCAAAAUGAGAGUAUCCCUAAACAUUUUUUUUAAAAGGAAAAAAGCACCGCUCAUAUCUCCUCUCAGUCUCCUCUUUUCCAGGCUAAACAUACCCAGCUCCUUGGGUAUGUUUGGUUUGGUUUCCAGACCCUUGAUCAUCUUGGUUGCACACAAUCCAGCUUGUCAAUAUCCUUAAAUUGUGGUGCCCAGAACUGGACACAAGACUCCCGGCUGGUAGAAUAAAGCCUUGCCAUUGCUUCCCUUGAUCUAGACGCUAUCCUUCUGUUGAUGCAGCCUAGAAUUGUGUCAGGUUUGCCGCUGCAUCGUACAAUCCUCUGUUCCGGUGUGAACCUGCCUCUGACACCAGCACUCUAACCACUGCACAGCACUGCAUCUUCUGAUGCAGGCAGGCUGGCAGAAAGCUCCUUGCAUUGGCUUCUUCCACUAGAUCAUGGGUAGGCAAACUAAGGCCUGGGGGCCAGAUCCGGCCCAAUCGCCUUCUAAAAGCGGCCCACGGACGGUCCAGGAAUCAGCGUGUUUUUACACGAGUAGAAUGUGUCCUUUUAUUUAAAAUGCAUCUCUGGGUUAUUUGUGGGGCAUAGGAAUUUGUUCAUUCCCCCCCUCCAAAUUAUACUCCAGCCCCCCACAAGGUGGACCAGCCCCCUGCUGAAAAAGUUUGCUCACCCCUUGAAAUAUACUUGGAGUCGAGAGUGGAUUUCAUGCUCUUUCUUCAGCCCAUAGUGGGGAGGAGGAGGAAUGGAAGUUCCCCCAGAAUGUUGCUUUAUAUACAUUAUUUACACAAUGGGCCCCACGUGAUUGGCUAAUUCCGGGAUUCACCUGUAGGCCAAUCAGGUUGCGGAUUCACUUCCACCUGGAGCUGGAUUGGGUGGCUGUUGUGGACCAAUUAGACUGCUCCAUUCUGAAUCCUAUUGUUCUACUACCAAGCAGACUGCUGCAUUUUGGAUCCUAUUCAACUCAGUCCAUAACACCCCUGUACUAGAUGCUUGUGGGAAAUGGGCACCUAGCACCAAGGAGACCGAAACCCAGCGCCUCCCACGGCCGCAUCCUGAUCCCUGGAAUCCCACCACCAGAUUUCUCGGCCUUGAGUGCGAAAGCUCUCCUGCGUCCCUCCCAAACGAUGAGGGUUGAGCACUUGUUCUUUUAAAAAGCAGGGCAGCUGAGAUUCGACCUCAUUGUGCCCUCGAGGGCUUAUUUCAUAAAUCUCCAUCCCCUGGGGGGUACUUUUGUCUUCGGUGGCAACAGCUGGGAUGGUAGGGGCAGGCAUAGUUGGCAGCAGCGGCCUCCCCUUGGCAAGGCGUCCUUCCUCUCCGAUGGCGUCCGAGCCAAUUGGGCUGUCAUCUGCUAGCUCCCAAAUGCUCCGCGAAUGUCCGGCAGAAGGUCACUUGGCCACCGAAAUCUUGUUGUUGCUCUGGCAGGGAACAAAAGCUUUCUUCUUCCAGAACAUCCAUCCCAGGAGAUGGAGAGGAUUCACACAACCUUGAUGUGUGUGUGUGUGUGUGUGUGUGUGUGUGUGUGUGUUUGUAGACUGCUUCCAGAUGGGAUGACUGCAAUGCACUCUAUAUGGGGCCUGUUUGGGGUAGGUAAACUGGUCCCAAGUUGGUAAUAAUAAUAAUUUGUUGUUUAGUCAUGUCCGACUCUUCGUGACCCCCUGGACCAGAGCACGCCAGGCCCUCCUGUCUUCCACUGCCUCCCGCAGUUUGGUCAGACUCAUGUUUGUAGCUUCAAGAACACUGUCCCACCAUCUUGUCCUCUGCCAUCCCCUUCUCCUUGUGCCCUCCAUUUUUCCCAACAUCAGGGUCUUUUCCAGGGAGUCUUCUCUUCUCAUGAGGUGGCCAGAGUCUUGGAGCCUCAGCUUCAGGAUCUGUCCUUCCAGUGAGCACUCAGGGCUGAUUUCCUUCAGAAUGCAUCGGUUUGAUCUUCUUGCAGUCCAUGGUAUUCUCAAGUCUCCUCCAGCACCAGAAUUCAAAAGCAUCAGUUCUUUGGCGAUCAGCCUUCUUUAUGGUCCAGCUCUCACUUCCAUACAUCACUACUGGGAAAACCAGAGCUUUAACUAUGUGGACCUUUGUUGGCAAGGUGAUGUCUCUGCUUUUUAAGAUGCUGUCUAGGUUUGUCAUUGCUUUUCUCCCAAGAAGCAGGCGUCUCUUAAUUUCGUGGCUGCUGUCACCAUCUGCAGUGAUCAUGGACCCCAAGAAAGUAAAAUAAUUUUUAUUUAUAUCCGACCCUCCCCAGCUGAAGCCGGGCUCAGAGCGGCUAACAACAGUAAAAAUAGCACAGUUUACAUAAAAUCACAGUCAAUUAAUUGAAAUACAUUCUAAAAUAAGUUCAGAGUCAAAUUAAUGGCAACCAUUGGGCUAGAGUUCUAUGAGGAUUACCGAAGGAGGGAGUCAGACUGUGCCUUGGCCAAAGGCCAGUCGGAACAGCUCCGUCUUGAAGGCCCUGUGGCAAGAUGUCAAGUCCUGCAGGGCCCUGGUCUCUUGUGACAGAGCGUUCCACCAGAUCGGGGCCAUGGCCAAAAAAGCCCUGUACAUCAUGAGCUUCGUGAAUUCUAGCGUUAUGAGAGAGGAAGGGAAACUUUCCUCUAUCCACUCUCCCCAUGCCAGGCAUAAUUUUAUAAACUCUUAUCGUGCCUCACUUUAAAUCUCUAGUCCCAAAGGCUGCAAACUGCCUUCACAGGUGUGUCUCUCCAUCCCUUUAAACAUUUUUUCUUUUGGGGUGUGUGCUUUCCCCUACUCUACGAUAUUCUUUUCCAGGUGAGGCAGCCAGAACUGCACACAUUAUCCCGAACGCGGUUGCACCAUAAAUUGGGAUAAGGGCAUUGUGAUAUUCCUGAUAAUGAUUUCGCUGUUCUUCGUGACCUUUUCCAUGCAGAUUUAAAUCAGACAGACAGGCUUUCUGUGGCUUUUCUCGACCGCAGGCCCAUCUCAAACCAUUUGACUUCUGCUUUUUAGACCACUCGCGUCUAGACCAUGUCUGCGUGACUUCUCUUACACUAAAUGUUUCCAUAUAAAGUGGUACCUCGGGUUAAGUACUUAAUUCGUUCCGGAGGUCCAUUCUUAACCUGAAACUGUUCUUAACCUGAAGCACCACUUUAGCUAAUGCGGCCUCCAGCUGCUGCCAUGCUGCCACUGCGUGAUUUCUGUUCUCAUCCUGAAGCACUAUUUCUGGGUUAGCAGAGUCUGUAACCUGAAGCGUCUGUAACCUGAAGCGUAUGUAACCUGAGGUACCACUGUGUGUGUGUGUGUGUGUGUGUGUGUGUGUAUGAGAUUAAGUUUUCUGAAAAAAUUAUACAUAUAAAACAAAACCAUUUCAAACAUCAAAAUACAGAGUUCUUUCGAACCCUUAGACCUGCUUCCCUUCGUGCACGGGUUCCAUCUUUAAGAUUAAAUUUACUGCAUCUGUGGUGCUGUGGGUUGAACCACAGAGCCUAGGACUUGCCGAUCAGAAGGUCGGCGGUUCGAAUCCCCGCGACGUGGUGAGCUCCCGCUGCUCGGUCCCUGCUCCUGCCAACCUAGCAGUUCAAAAGCCCGUCAAAGUGCAAGUAGAUAAAUAGGUACCGCUCCGGCGGGAAGGUAAACAGUGUUUCCGUGCGCUGCUCUGGUUUGCCAGAAGCGGCUUAGUCAUGCUAGCCACAUUACCCGGAAGCUGUACGCCGGCUCCCUCGGCCAAUAAAGUGAGAUGAGCGCCACAACCCAGAGUUGAGGAUUUAACAGUCUGAUUGGUCCUAGAACAAUAGGACCCAGAAUGCAGCAGUCUGAUUGGUCCACAGGAGCCACCCAAUCCAGCUCCAGUUGGAAGUGAAUCCGCAACAUGAUUGGCCUACAGGAGAAUCCUGGAAUUAGGCAAUCACGUGGGGCCCAUUGUGUAAAUAAUGUAUAUAAUGCAGACAUUCUGGGGGAACUUCCAUUCCUCCUCACCACUAUGAGCUGAAUAAAGAGCAUGAAAUCCACUCUCGACUCCAAGUAUAUUUCAAGGGUGAACCUGCCUAAUUUGCACUUUCCUAAACAACCUGAAAACCGAAACUAGGGCAUUCUUUGAAAUUUGCACUUCUCUGAAUUUUGCAGUGCAGUUCUCCACCCAAGCGGUGUGCACAAAAAGGCACGGACUAAGGCAAAGUGUGCAAAUAAAUGCAAGUAUUAGUGAAAAUAACAGCUAAAGAUGGAUUGCAUGAAGGGAAACUGCUUUGUGAAAACGUUAGGCAGGCAAACGAUCCGCUUACUGGGAGAAGUUCGCACUAAAUGGCUGGCAAAUUUUCAUUUUUUAAAAAAAUCAAUUCGAUGUUGAAAUGUUUAUUUAUUUAUUUAUUUAUUUUAUAAGAUUUUUAUUAAAGUUUCAACAUAUUACAAAAAUAAGUGGAAAAAAUGAAAAAAGAAAAAGAGAAAAAAGUAGAAAAUGAAAAUACAAAAUAAAAACAGUUAAAAAACAGAUUAGUAUUUCCAUAUCUUAUCUUUCAUUUACUUGUUUCCCCGACCUCCUCACACCUCCCUUUUUUGUAUUCCAGUUCAAAUUAGUUAAUUCAGCAAAUCCUUUCCCUCUUUGAUUCUAUCUUAAUCUUUUAUCUUAAUAUAUUGUAACUUUAGAUUAUCACCUGUUAACAAUCCAUUUUUACAUAUUCCUUUAUAACAUUGCUGCUAGAAACCAUUUAACUUCAAUCCAACAUCAUUCUAACAUUCAUUGAUUUUGCAGUAUUUCUGUAGAUAGUCUUUAAAUUUCUUCCAAUCUUCUUCCACCAACUCUUCUCCCUGGUCUCGGAUUCUGCCAGUCAUUUCCGCCAGUUCCAUAUAGUCCAUCACCUUCAUCUGCCAUUCUUCCAGAGUGGGUAAAUCUUGUGUCUUCCAGUACUUUGCAAUAAGAAUUCUUGCUGCUGUUGUGGCAUACAUAAAGAAAGUUCUGUCCUUCUUUGGCACCAAUUGGCCGACUAUGCCCAGGAGAAAGGCCUCUGGUUUCUUCAAGAAGGUAUAUUUAAAUACCUUUUUCAUUUCAUUAUAGAUCAUCUCCCAGAAAGCCUUAAUCCUUGGGCACGUCCACCAAAGGUGAAAGAAUGUACCUUCAGUUUCUUUACAUCUCCAACAUUUAUUAUCGGGCAAAUGAUAGAUUUUUGCAAGCUUGACUGGUGUCAUGUACCACCUGUAAAUCAUUUUCAUAAUAUUCUCUCUUAAGGCAUUACAUGCCGUAAACUUCAUACCUGUGGUCCAUAACUGUUCCCAGUCAGCCAUCAUUAUGUUAUGUCCAACAUCUUGUGCCCAUUUAAUCAUAGCAGAUUUCACCGUUUCAUCCUGAGUAUUCCAUUUCAACAGCAAGUUAUACAUCUUUGACAAAAUCUUGGUUUCGGAAUCUAACAGUUCUGUUUCCAAUUUUGAUUUUUCCACCUGGAAGCCAAUUUUCUUAUCCAAAUUAUAUGCCUCCAUUAUCUGAUAAUAAUGAAGCCAAUCUCACACUUUAUUUUUUAGUUUUUCAAAACUCUGCAGUUUCAAUUUAUCUCCCUCUUGUUCCAAAAUUUCCCAAUAUUUUGGCCAUUUGGCCUCCAUAUUGAGCUUUUUCAAAGCCUUCGCUUCCAUCGGUGACAACCAGCUUGGGGUUUUAUUUUCAAGUAGGUCCUUGUAUCUUAUCCAGACAUUAAACAAUGCUUUCCUGACAAUAUGAUUUUUAAAUGCUUUAUGUGCUUUGACCUUAUCAUACCACAAAUAUGCAUGCCAUCCAAAUACAUUAUUAAAACCUUCUAAAUCCAAAAUGUCUGUGUUUUCAAGAAGUAGCCACUCUUUCAGCCAGCAAAAAGCUGCUGAUUCAUAAUAAAGUUUAAGGUCUGGCAGGGCAAAUCCACCUCUUUCCUUUGCGUCCGUUAGUAUUUUAAAUUUUAUUCUUGGCUUCUUGCCCUGCCAGACAAAUCUAGAAAUAUCUCUCUGCCACUUCUUGAAGCAGUCCAUUUUGUCCAAAAUUUGCAAUGUUUGAAACAAAAACAACAUUCUAGGCAAUACAUUCAUUUUUAUCGCAGCAAUACGGCCUAGCUGCGUAUUGCCGUAGGCCGAAAUGUUUAUUUAUUUAUUGCAUUUAUAGCCCCACCUUUUUCCUCUAAGGAGGUCGAUCAAGGUGGUGCGCAAGAUUAUCUCCCUUCUCAUUUAGUCCAAAGAACAGCCUUGUGAGAGAGGUGAAGCUGAGAGGUAGUGACUGGCCCCCAAAGACACAUCCCGUGAGCUUCAGGGCCCAGUGGGGAUUUGAACUAUUAUUAUUAUUCCUGUUUAGGGAAGUUCUUAAUGCUUAAUGCUGUAUUGUGUUUUAAUAUUCGGUUGGAAGCCGCCCAGAGUGGCUGAGGUAUAAAUAAUAAAUUAUUAUUAUUAUUGAAUCCUUGUCUCUCCCAGGUCAUAGUCCAGCGCUCUAACCACUGCACUACACUGCCUCCUAUGCAGCGUAUGAAAUAGGCAGAGCUGAACUCAAAACAGGGGAAGUGAGAUCAAGUGAAAUGGGUGAGGCAUAAAUAAUAAAUUAUUAUUAUUAUUGAACCCUUGUCUCUCCCAGGUCAUAGGCCAGCGCUCUAACCACUGCACCACACUGCCUCCUAUGAACUUAAAACAGGGGAUGUGAGAUCAAGCGAAACGGAUGGAUUUGCUCGUCUUCACCCACCCCUAUCACCUGUAUGUUAGAGAUAGUUGGGGUGGGGAGCUGGCAGCCCCCCGGGGCAGAGAUAUUUUGAGAUGGGAGCUGGUGGGGGUGGCAGAGAAGGGGGGAAGAUCUCAGCAGCAACCUGCUCCGAUCCUCCAAGCCAUCUCAAAAGUCUAUUAAACUGAGAGGGAUUAGGGAAGAAGAGAACGAUAAUCCUGGAGGAGACUCCGAGAUCAGCUGUCAGAUCAAUGUUCCCACAACAUGUACUCAGUCGCUCGUUCCUCUUCCAAGGAGAGUUUGGAGAUAAGGGGCAACUCCAGAAAACUGUUGUGUUCUUCCCAUUAGGAGAAAAGACCCCAAAAUGUCAAGCAGGGCCAGAUUUAGGCUGGAUGAGGCCCUAAGCUCCUGAAGGUAAUGGGGCCCUUUAUAUGUCCAGCUGUCCUUUGAUGUUGUUGUUUAGUUGUUUAAUUAUGUCCUCUUCUUUGUGACCCCCUGAGCAGCUUCCAACAUAUAUAAAAACAGAAUAAAACAUUAAACAUUUAAAAAAACACCUUCUCUAUCCAGGGCUGCUUUCAGAUGUCUUCCAAAGGUUGUAUAGCUACUUAUCUCCUUAGCUCGGGGUUCAGAUUGUUGUUGUUGUUUAGUUGUUGAGUCGUGACCGACUCUUCCCAUGGACCAGAGCACGCCAGGCACUCCUGUCUUCCACUGUCUCCCGCAGUUGGGUCAAACUCAUGCUGGUAGCUUCGAAAACACUGUCCCACCAUCUCGUCCUCCGUCGUCCCCUUCUCCUUGUGCCCUCCAUCUUUCCCAACAUCAGGGUCUUUUCCAGGGAGUCUUCUCUUCUCAUGAGGUGGCCAAAGUCUUGGAGCCUCAGCUUCAGGAUCUGUCCUUCCAGUGAGCACUCAGGGCUGAUUUCCUUCAGAAUGGUGAGGUUGGAUCUUCUUGCAGUCCAUGGGACUCUCAAGAGUCUCCUCCAGCACUAUAAUUCAAAAGCAUCAAUUCUUCGGCGAUCAGCCUUCUUUAUGGUCCAGCUCUCACUUGUUGCUGUUUUUUUGUGUUGAAUAUACAGUGGUACCUCUGGUUGCGAACAGGAUCCAUUCUGGAGGCCCAUUUGCAACAUGAAAAGAGCACAAUCCGCAGCGGCGCGUCUGCGCAUGCGCGGGUUGCAAUUUGCUGCUUCUGCGCAUGCGCGUGAUGUGAUUUUGUACUUCUGCGCAUGCGCGAGCGGCGAAACACGGAAGUAACCCUUUCCAGUACUUCCGGGUCACCGCGGGACGUAAUCUGAAAGAACAUAACAUGACGCGAACGUAACAGGAGGUUUGACUGUACACUAUAUGAUGAUUUAUGGACCUCAUAGGUCUCUAAACCCAUUUGCGCAUCUUGCCAUGCAACCAGUCCAUGCAGAAUGUAGGCACCCUAUAUAUAGAAAGGAGCAAAGCAGUGAUAUUUUAGGGAGCAGGCGAGCAGGUGGGGCCCAUGACUUAUAUUUUAGAAUACAUAAGGACUUGCGGAUGGAAGAAGAGGCUGCAGGGUCAGGCCACUGGCCCUGUGGCAGUGAGUUCCAUAGACUCCCUCAGAAGGUGUUGGACUUUCCUAUGUUGGAGGUUUUUAAAGAAAGGUGGGAUGGCUGCUAGUCGUGGAAUUUUUAACUGCGAUUCUUGCGCUGGAAGGGGUUGGGCUAGAUGACCCCUGGGGUUCCUUCCAAAUCUACAAUUCUAUACAAUCCUUCAAGAUUCAGUUACAGUGUCUUAAGAGGUGUCCAUAUGCCUAGCGAACCAACAACUUUCCAAAAUGUAGGGUGGUUUUCCACAGAGUAGACUAAGUUAGGUCUGUUACUUUGAGUGGGUCAACUCUGAAUAAAGCAUAGUUGAAUAUAGCCGUUUUCUUUUAUUUAAAUUUAUUUAUUUAUUUAUUAUAUAUAAAUUUAUUAUUUAUUAUAUAUAUUUAAAUAUAAAUAAAUAAAUACAAUUUGGACUAUAACUUGAUCAUUUUCAUUUCAUUUUUUUUUAUUGAAGUAUUAUGAUUGGAUAUUUAAUUGGAUUUUUUUUAUUGGAAAAUCAAUAAAAAUGAUUUUUUAAAAAUGAAUAUAGCAGUUUUCUGCAGCCCAAUCUGUGGACGUCAUAGUAGAAAGACCACAGGGCUGCCUAACAUUUAUCAGAAACCAUCUUGCACUGUGUCGAUUAGGUGCACAAACUUCAGAUACGAGAAACAUUCACUUUGGCCCUCUGCAUGCUCCCUGAUAUGCUUGCUGCGGCUAAUAAUAAUAAUAUAUUUUAUUUAUACACCGCCCUCCCCAGCCAAGGCCGGGCUCAGGGCGGCUAACAAGCAAUAGCAAAAACAAGUUGAAUGAAUACAACUUAAAAACAAGAUUAAAAUACAACAUUAAAACAUUAAAAUGCAGCCUCCUCACAGGAGGAGAAAGGAACAAGGAAAAAGAAAGAGGGGGAGGGAAUCAAAUUGACUCCGAGCCAAAGGCCAGGCUAAGGCACUCCGUACAUGCCCAGAGGCAGGCUUUUCUAUUAAUGCUUCUCCGUUUCCAGGGCUGCAUUUAAAGCUCUGGGGCCAAAGUCCUUUGCUCAAAACUCUUGGCCUGAGACGGCUUUGGGGUUUCGCCCGGGGGGGACAUUUGGGGCUGACGCUCGCUGGCUUUGGAAUUUUUCUUUUUUCUUUUGCGGCGGGCUAAAGGGUGCUGAGUCAGACCGGGGAGAUGAGCAACGCGCACGACCCAGACUCCCUUUCGUGCUUUUUAUAGCCUCCUCUGCAUCCCUGCCUGGUGAGAUGAGCUGUCUCUGUGCUUUGCGCUUAAGCGAAUGCGAUGGGUCUCUCCCUCCCUGAAGGCAGGGGCACUGUGAGGACAGGCAGCCUGCAGGAGGGGGUGUGUGUGUGUCCUGAUAAAUAGGGGAGGAGGAAACUCUGUGCCCUGUGCCCAGAACACCCCAGGCAGAAACCGCCCCCUGCAGGCCUCAUACUUGCAUCCGCAAGGAGAUGCAAUCAGGCAGGAAGCAUUUUCUCUCCCCGGCAACUUCUAAAAACAUGUGCCGUCCUCUGCGCAGGUCAAGCGAGGACAGGAAGAGAGCAUGGAAUGGUCUGACCCUUAGGGCAGCAGGGUCCCUGCAGAAGGAAGCCAGGCCAUUUGCGCUUUGCGCAUGCCCAGGAACACUUCCUAUUCUCUUUAUUUCCCCCCCUUUUUUUACUUUGUAAAAGUGUUUUACUUUGUAAAAGUGCUAGUGAUGUAUGGAAGUGAGAGCUGGACCAUAAAGAAGGCUGAUCGCUGAAGAAUGGAUGCUUUUGAAUUAUUUUACUUUCUUGGGCUCCAGGAUCACUGCAGAUGGUGACAGCAGCCACGAAAUUAAAAGACGCCUGCUUCUUGGGAGAAAAGCAAUGGCAAACCUAGACAGCAUCUUAAAAAGCAGAGACAUCACCUUGCUGACAAAGGUCCGUAUAGUUAAAGCCAUGGUUUUCCCAGUAGUGAUGUAUGGAAGUGAGAGCUGGACCAUAAAGAAGGCUGAUCACCGAAGAAUGGAUGCUUUUGAAUUCUGGUGCUGGAGGAGACACUUGAGAGCCCCAUGGACUGCAAGAAGAUCAGACCUCUCCAUUCUGAAGGAAGUCAGCCCUGAGUGCUCACUGGAAGGACAGAUCCUGAAGCCGAGGCUCCAGUACUUUGGCCACCUCAUGAGAAGAGAAGACUCUCUGGAGAAGACCCUGAUGCUGGGAAAGAUGGAGGGCAGAAGGAGAAGGGGACGACAGAGGACGAGAUGGUUGGAUAGUGUUCUCAAAGCUACGAACAUGAGUUUGACCAAACUGCGGGAGGCCGUGGAAGACAGGAGUGCCUGGCGUGCUCUGGUCCAGGGGGUCAGGAAGGGUUGGACAGGGAUAAACGACUUAACAACAAGAAUUGCAUUAGCUUUUUUUGCCGCUGCAUCACCCUGUUGACUCGUGUUAAGCCUGUAGUUAAAUCAUUGGAGGUUUAAUCUUCCUGGGCUGCUCAUGAUCCUCCCUGGACCAUGCAAGGCAGGCAGGCAGAGGCGUCCAACAUAGGAAAACACCUUAUACCCAAUCAGCGCCUUCGUCCAUCUCGCUCAGUAUUGUCCGCUCUGGCCGACAGCAUCUCUCUGGGAUUUCAGGCAGGGAUCUCUCCCAGCCUUACCAGCAAAGGUUGGGAUUUGAACCUAGGACCUUCUGAGCGCAAGGCAGCUGCUCUACCUGUUGAGCUACGACCUGUUCCCAAUCAACGUCCAGCCCAUAUCCUCUGCCAUAAUCCACCAGCGUGAUAUUUACUUCGUGGCCAAAAGCUUCCAGUAACAAAUUGCAGGCAUUAGGUUUCAUUCUGCAAAUUUUCUUCUUUCUCUUUUGCCAGGCAAAAUCUAUUCUUAAUCUUCAGAUUAAGGAUAUUGAUGCAUAGAACCCGGCUCGUAAAACCUCCUCUCUGUUGCAUCUUGGUCUUUGUCUAUUGAUUAGUCUAAGAGUCGUGCCAAUUAUUUAGACAGCUUGACUCUUUCCAAAUAUUGGCUGCCCUUUUGUAGGGUCAGAUUUAAUUGCUUUCCUGGAGGGGUUUUGGAGUAUUCCCCAGAGUGGAUGGCACUGUCUCUGCGAUGGCAGAAACGACCAAAAAUUUAGCAUGUGCUUUCUUUAAAUGAAAUUUUCUAUGGUGAUGAGCAAAACUCCUGCAGUAUCAAAAUAUCCAGCGACGGGUUGAGUGGUACUCAGCUUAGUUAUUUAAAAUAAUGCAUCAUAGAAUCAUAGAGUUGGAAGGGGCCCUGUCAGAAGGGAUCCAGAGGGUCAUCUAGUCCAACCCCCUCCAAGGCAGGAAUCUCAGCUAAAGCAUUCAUGGCAGAUGGCCAGCCAACCUCUGCUUAAAAACCUCCAAGGAGGUCGGUCCCAAUGUCAAACAGCUCAUACCGUGCCAGAAAGUUAUUCCGUAUGGGUUCGAAUCCCCGCGACAGGGUGAGCUCCUGUUGCUCGGUCCCUGCUCCUGCCAACCUAUCAGUUCAUAAGCAUGUCAAAGUGCAAGUAGAUAAAUAGGUACCACUCCAGCAGGAAGGUAAACAGCAUUUCCGUGCACUGCUCUGGUUUGCCAGAAGCAGCUUAGUAGUAGUAGUAGUAGUAGUAAUAAUAAUAAUAAUAAUAAUAAUAAUAAAUACCCCGCCCAUCUGGCUGAGUUUCCCCAGCCACUCUGGGCGGCUUCCAAUAGAGUGUUAAAAACAAUACAGCAAUAAAUAUUAAAAACUUCCCUCAACAGGGCUGCCUUCAGAUGUCUUAAAGAUAAGAUAGCUGCUUAUUUCCUUCACAUCUGAAGGGAGGGCGUUCCACAGGGCGGGCGCCACCACCGAGAAGGCCCUCUGCCUGGUUCCCUGUAACCUCACUUCUCGCAAUGAGGCCACAUGACCCAGAAGCUGUAUGCCGGCUUCCUCGGCCAAUAAAGCGAGAUGAGCGCUGCAACCCCAGAGUCAGCCACGACUGGACCUAAUGGUCAGGGGUCCCUUUACCUUUUAAGAGCUGUUAGCCAGUGGAACAGACUUCCUUGGAAAGUGGCAGAUUCUCCUUUGUUGGAGGUUUUUAAGCAGAGGUUGGGUGUCCACCUGUUAGGUGAGAGCAUCUUUAAAUCUCCGAAGGGCUGUCACAUGAAAGGUGGAUACAGAAAUGCUUCACAAACCCAUCUAUAUGGUGAAUGGAACUGUAUAACAACAAUAGCUAUGGAACAGUGGUCAUAAAGUUAUACAAUUCCAUUCACCAUAUAGAUGGGUUUGUGAAGCAUUUCUGUAUCCUUCUGCUGUGCUGAAGAAGAAUUCUAUGAAACGGGGGAUAUAUCCGGAAUCACUGUUCACUACGUCUGUUUCCGGACUACUUUGGCAGCGUUGGAUGUCACAAAACAAAGCGUUACGGCUUGUCUUCACCAGAUAAGAAUCUGACCCAUUGCUUCUUUCAGAGACUUGCAUAGUCUACAAAGACUUUCAGAGACUUAUAAGACUUAUGUUUAUUUGGUUCUAUGUUUUGAAGAGUGCACAUUUUGUGACUUUCAGAGAUUUCUGUUUAUUGGGUUUGCAGAGAGUGCAUAUUUCAUAUUGUUCUAUGUUCCGUAUAGAUUAUAUAAAGAGUUUAUAUUGACAUUGCAUUGUUGUACUGGGUCAUCGUGUUGCCUUGGACAUUACUGAUAAUUGUUUGCAACACAGGGGUUUAAUUGUUUGGUUACUACAUGGAAGGUGGGGCAAGCUUGCUUUCUCCUGCUCCGGAGGGUAGGACUCGAACCCAUGACUUCAAGUGACGAGAAAGGAGAUUCCGACUAAACAUAGGGGGAAACUUUCUGACAGCAAGAGCUGUUCAGCAGUGGAACGGACUCUUCCAGAAGGCGAUGGACUCUCCUUCCUUGGAUGUUUUUAAGCAAAUUUUGGAUGCCAUGGGUACUUUAGCUGAAAUUCCUGCACGACAGCUCUUAGUGUCAGAAAGUUUUUCCGUAUGAUCAGAGGCAGUAAUGCUGGCCAUUGGUUGGAGCAUGGUGCUGUUACUACUAAGGUUGCAGGUUCAAAUCUCCAUAUGGGGCAGCUGCCUAGUUCUAGAUUAUCUUCUGGGUCCCUUCCAAGGUUAUGAUUCUAAGAUUCUGGCUCCCAGUUCCUGGGAAUCGCAGGCCGGCAGAGUGUUGCUUUUUGGAUUCAAGCAUCUGGUUGCCCUCCAGGAGAAUGAGGGGUUGGUCUAGAUGGGCAAUGGCCUGAUCCUGCUGUGAGGCUCACCUUAUGUCCUUGUUGUUGUUUAGUCAUUUAGUCGUGUCCGCCUCUUUGUGACCCCUGGACCAGAGCACGCCAGGCCCUCCUGUCUUCCACUGCCUCCCACAGUUUGGUCAAACUCAUGUUGGUAGCUUCUAUAACACUUCCCCACCAUCUCGUCCUCUGUCGUCCCCUUCUCCUUGUGCCCUCCAUCUUUCCCAACAGCAGGGUCUUUUCCAGGGAGCCUUCUCUUCUCAUGAGGUGGCCAAAGUACUGAAGCCUCAGCUUCACGAUCUGUCCUUCCAGUGAGCACUCAGGGCUGAUUUCCUUCAGAAUGGAGAGGUCUGAUCUUCUUGCAGUCCAUGGGACUCUCAAGAGUCUCCUCCAGCACCAGAAUUCAAAAGCAUCCAUUCUUCGGCGAUCAGCCUUCUUUAUGGUCCAGCUCUCACUUCCAUACAUCACUACUGGGAAAACCAUGGCUUUAACUAUACGGACCUUUGUCGGCAAGGUGAUGUCUCUGCUUUUUAAGAUGCUGUCUAGGUUUGCCAUUGCUUUUCUCCCACAGAGCAGGCGUCUUUUAAUUUCGUUGCUGCUGUCACCAUCUGCAGUGAUCAUGGAGCCCAAGAAAGUGAAAUCUCUCACUGCCUCCAUUUCUUCCCCUUCUAUUGCAGUGCCUUCCAUGGAGCUCUCACAUAGAGGACUCCACUUCCUCACCAGCCACCAAGCUGAGGCCUGCUGAGCUUUUAGGAAGGGGAACAGGAAAACUAGGGGGUACCCCCAUGUCAUUUGGGGGUGCAUGGCUGAGAAUGGCUGAAAAGCUCUCUCUCAGAGAGCAGGGUUCAUGCCUGAAGCAGGAUUUCAAUUAAUCUCCAUCUGGCCUGUCCCAAACCACAUGUUAAAUUAUGUUAAAAGGGCUUAUUCCUUAUAUUUCCUGGGGGAUUAUCUGCAUCUGUGUCUAAUGGAAUCGGCUAGCACAGCAAAUAGCUUGUGGGGCAUCUCCAUCCCCAUGGCUAUUUUGAAACCUAGAGACAUAGCCUUACUGGGAGAAGAACCUCCUCACAUGGAGGGCACACAGGGUUAUUUGGGGCGGGGGCACAUUCAGGAUCACUGGUGCCUCAUGACCAUAUAGUUCGCCCUUGUAGAUUGCAACAGCUACGACUGUAUAGCUCUGAAACUCCCUUUCUAAAUUGUACCAAUGGUAUGUGGUUCUCAGCACUGGGAAUUGUAUAGGUUAGAGGUCACCAAUGUCCUUAUCAUAGCAUCUUGGAGUUGUAGAACUGGAAGGGACCCCAAGCCAAGUCAUCUAGUCCAAGGCAGGAAUCCCACUUGAAGAAUCCCGAACUGGUGACCAUCCAACAUCUGCUUGAAAGCCUCCACAAAGGAGAGUCCAUCACUUUCCAAGGAAGUCUGUUCCACCGUCAAACAGCUCUUACCAUCUUCCUAAUGUUUGGUAGGAACCUCUUGCUUGCUUGCUCCAUCUACCUACUUGGCUACCAUAUCUCCUCUUAGUCUUGCAUUUCCCGUAUCCUUGUCUUGUUAACAUGCUUUUUAAAUUAUGGCGCCCAGAAUUGGACACAGUAUUCCAGGUGUGGUCUGACCAAGGCAGAAUAGAGUGGGACUAUGACUUCCCUUGAUCUGGACACUAGACUUCUGUGGACGCAGCCUAGAAUAGCAUCCAUUUGCUGCCUUCUUCUUCUUCUUCUUCUUCUUCUUCUUCUUCUUCUUCUUCUUCUAACACUUGUAGCUGAGUAAGAUGGUCUUCCACGAACACGGUCUUAACAGUGAGUCCAUAAGUGACUGUGGAGGCCAGUUGUGGAUCCACACGUCCUUCCACAGUGGGGACAUUGGUUUCCGGGUGGGAAUUGAUCACGGUGUGGAUUUGCCAAGCGUGCCUUCCUCCUAGCACGUUUCUCCCUUUUGUCCUGAGUUUGGGUGUCUUCAAAGCCCAUGACACCUUUGAUAAAUGCUGUUUUCCAAUUGGAGCGCUUAUAGGCCAGUGUUUCCCAAUUGUUGAUGUUUCUACUACAUUUUUUAAAAAGAUUUGCCUUAAGAGAGUCUUUGAACCUCUUUUGUUGACCACCAGCAUUACGCUUAUCAUCUUUAAGUUCAGAAUACAGUAGUUGUUUUGGAAGACGAUCAUCAGGCAUCCGAACAACAUGACCAGUCCAACAAAGUUGAUUGACUCAUGUUAAGCUUGUGGUCCACCAAGACCUCUAGAUCCUUUUCACAUGUACCACUGGUAAGCCAGAUGUUCCCCAUCUUAUGUUUGUGCAGCUGGUCAGACAGGCAUCUCUCCCAACCUGCCCUGGAGAUGCCAUCAGAAAUAAAACCUGAGACCUUUGCAUGCAGGGCAGAAUGCUUACCCUUGAGCUAGAGAGUCCUUCCCCAAAGUGCAUAGGUCAGCCAUUCCCGCAAGGACGGGGUGUGCCCACGUGUGACGAAAAUGGGGACAGUGUCCCUGGGGAGUGCAAACGCACUAUGCAUACAGUCAUGCCACGUGUUAUGUUUGCUUCAGGUUGAACAUUUUCAGGUUGUGUCCCGCGGCGACCCAGAAGUACCAGAAAGGGUUACUUCCGGGUUUUGCCGCUCGUGCAUGUGCAGAUGUGCAAAAUGAUGUCACGCGCAUGCACAGGAGCAGCAAAUUGCGACCCGCAGAUGCGCAGACACGGGUUGUGUUCUUCUCAUGUUGCGAACGGGCCUCCGGAAUGGAUCCCGUUCGCAACCAGAGGUACCACUGUACUCACUUCUCUCCCAACUGGAGGCCAUGUUAACUCAGCUGGGGGAGAAUUUGUAUUUUGCUUGCCAGCGCAUUGAAGGCACAUCAGGAAACAAGCAGAAAGCCAAUGCAAUUGAUGCAGAACCCGUGUAAUGUAGUAAGCAAAGCUCACUCCAGAAAGCAAUCUCCAGAAAGCAAUGAAGAGCGCAUAAGCGAGAAGCAAUUCAGGCAUGUAUCCCAGCAGUAAGAUCAGCUGCAAAUGAGAGCAAUUAUUCAAAUCUCUUGAUUUGUGGAGGGGGGGAUGGGGGAAGACAGACGGUGGUGCCGAUGAUUAAAUGGGCUGCCUUUUGCUCAGGCAAAACAUCUGUAGGAAUUUCAAGGCCCAGCAAAAUAAUCCCGGUCUGUUCAGCAGAACCGUCAGGCGUAGGGUUUGCACAACUCUUGACUUGCCCACAAUGGAGAACCUACGGCAAAUUGAUCCUAGAUCAUCCCACUUGGUGUCAAUGUCAAUGAUUGUAUUAUCAGGAACAAAUAAUUAGGGGAUUGAGUUGCUGUGAUUCAGGGAAAGGGAAAGUUAAGCAGCAGAAAUGUUUUUCCCUGGGGCUUUUUGAAGGAAACGAAUCUAGCCUGAGGCUGGCACAGGCUCCCUCUUGAGGUCCUCUUAGGUAGCUUCCUGAUGAACAUCCAUAGAUUUGUAGAGCUGGAAGGAACCCAAGGGUCAUGUAAACCAACCCUCUGCAAUGCAUUCAUCCUGGUUUGUUUGCAGGGGGGUUAGACCAGGGCUUUUUUCCCAGCUGGAACUUGCCAGAAAUCAGUUCUGGCACCUCUCAGAUGGGCGCUGUUGCCAUUCCAAGAGAAUGAGGGAGGUGUUCAUGGUGAGUUCGGCCACUUCUUUUUCUAGAAAAAUAGCUGCGUUAGACAACAUUAAGGCACAAAAUUAUUCCACACUUUCCAGUGAACUUUCCCUCCCAUCGCUUUAUGGUGCAGUCUUUUUUUUGGUCAAAUCUUUUUUAUUAAGUUUUACAUAGCAGAUUUACAUUCGAACAUUAAACAUAAAAAAAAAAUGGAUGUACCGUGCCAUAUUAGAAGCAAAAAAACUUGUUCUGAUGAAUUGGAAGAGCUGCAAAAAGGUUCCAUUGAGCACAUGGAUUGACAAUAUGGACAGACUAGCCACAUAUGAACGAAUUGCAUGUCGACGCAAAUUAAGAAUGGAUAAAUAUGAAGAAAUCUGGAAGGAAUAUUUAAGCGAUGAGGCGGACGGUGGUGGGAAGUAGGGGGAGGAGAGGUGGGGAAAUGUAGUCAUAGGUAUAUCAGUACUCAAAUCUGAAAUGUUAAAUUGUGUGCUUAGUAUUACUGCGGGUUUUGUUGUAUGUGUUUUUUGUGGUGGUUGUUAUUAUUGAAAAAAUGAUUAAAUAAAUUAAAAUAAAAAGAGGAGGAAGACUAACAACCAAAAAAACAAACAAACCAAGAAAACCACACCAAAACCCAUUGACAUUAAGGAUUGUCUGAAUCCUUCAACUCCCUUCCGUCCUUCUAUGGUUACCACUAUCAAUCUCUUUCCAACAGUUUCUCUAAUUUUUCUUAAAUAAUCCAUUUUUGCCAUUAUUUUUAGUACAUUACAAGCGUUACUCACAUCCUGCCCAAGUUUUUAGUUGUUUACAGUGUUCUCUUAAAUACAUUAUAAUUCCCCCCCAUUCCCUCUUAAAGUUCUUCGCUUCCUGGUUUCUGAUUUUCCAGUCCAUUUCGCCAUUUCGCCAUCAUCAACCAUUCAUCUCUGGUCUCUGGUCUUUUUUCCAUCUCUGGGCCAGUAGUAUCGGCACUGCUGUCGUUGCAUACACAAAUAAUCGUUUCUGCUCCCUUUAUGGUGGAACGUCUAAUCUUUUGGAGAGACGAGUUUGUUGCACGAGACCUUCAAAUCCAUUUUGAUUCUGCAACCUGGAAUUUGCUUGAAAUUCACUCGGAAGUCAUGAAAUCCCAGAAGUACCCCCUAAGUACCGAGCCAGUGUGGUGUAGUGGUUAAGAGCAGUAGACUCGUAAUCUGGGGAACCGGGUUCGCGUCUCCGCUCCUCCACCUGCAGCUGCUGGGUGACCUUGGGCCAGUCACACUUCUCUGAAGUCUCUCAGCCCCACUCACCCCACAGAGUGUUUGUUGUGGGGCAGGAAGGGAUAGGAGAAUGUUAGCCGCUUUGAGACUCCUUCGGGUAGUGAUAAAGCGGGAUAUCAAAUCCAACUCUUCUUCUUCUAAUCUUUUUUACCCUGCAAACCAGGAGGAACGCCUUUUUAUAUUUGUCGUGCUACCCUGCUGAGCCACUGAUGUUCCUGCUGCUGCCACCAUCAUCACCACAUUUCUCUCUCUCUCUCUCUCUCUCUCUCUCUCUCUCUCUCUCUCGUCAUAUUAUCCUCUUAAGGCUUUAGAACCAUCUGUAAUUAUGCCUUGCAACUCCAGGGCAAGUUGAAAGCUGAUUUCACUGCCCAGUUUUCAUUUUCACUGCUGCAGAGAUCAGUCAACGAGGAAAUUUCCCAUCAUCCACUCAGGAAGCUGCAAGAGGGUCAGUAGACAGACCACCACAUUUGGGGGCUCAGCAAGCAUCUUUGGAGCCCUCUAGUGGGAACCAGUUGCAUUUUGGGGGGACCAGCGAAGAUGGCUGCCGAGAGGAGGAUCAUGGGUAAUUCUUUGGUCACAGAUGACGAGGACAAUGCUGACAGUGGGGGCCUCUUAACUUUCACUUGUCUUAGGAAGACCUCUGUUUCGGAGCCUAUUUUUGUCUUUGUAAAGAGGUCUGCUUGUCCAAAUUAGAGGAGAAGGGAACAAACAAUUUCACUUGGCUUAAAUCUGGCAAAGGAUGCCCGAAUGCCAAUGUGUGGGAAUGUUCAGGGAUGCAGGAGAGGAUAUAUUGUUUGAUUAUAGCUUUUCCAACUUGUGUUAACAAGUUCACAAUUUAGCAGAGUAACAUUCCCCUUUUUAAACUUGCAGCGGAUGCGUUUGCUCAGGCUCGCUAAAGCCUCUAUAAUAACUGUUCUGGUAUUUCCCCCUUAUUCCCUCAUAAAAGAUAAGACACGACACGGUCUUCUAUAAAAGUAUAAAAAGAGUUUAUUCGCAUUCUGUUCACAAUCGGAUCCCAGAAGGCAGACUUAGCUUAGAAAAGUAACAUACACCUGGAAACUAUUUCGUAAGGAGACAGUCCCUUUGUCCUCUCUUGGCUGGAGCCAAGAGGGCAUCUGUGGCUAAGCAGAGGUUGCUUCUUUGAUGCAUGUAGUCAAAGAGAGAGAGGUGGCUGCCCUGCCCUGUGCUUUUGUCGUUACCUGCACAGGUGAGGCCACGCCCACCUCUAGUCACAUGCAGAGGAAGUCUGUCCCAGCCCAGAAGGAAACAGGAAGUUGACCUGCUGGCUGGACAAACAUUCCUCCCCAUGUGUAAGCAUGUUCACUCUAGGAAUGUUGUACUUGACUGCUCUUGUGUUUCACAUCCCACACAAUGGCCCACAAAAGUCCUUCCCAGCAUGUGUUCAUCAAGGUAACAUUCGGUUACUCCUUUCCUGACAGUGAUGCCAGAGUAACCAUCCUCAGAGUGUGGUGAGGGUGCAGGCUGUUCUUACUUUAUCUGUAAGCUACCUUGGUGCCCUGUCAGCUGAAAAGGCGGGGCAUAGAUUCAUCAUCAUCAUCAUCAUCAUCAUCAUCAUCAUCAUCUGUGGCUGGAUGGUUACGUGGGAGCCGGUUGAAGUUAAAUCCUUCGAAGACAGAGGUCCUCUGGCUGGGACGGGAUGAUAUGGGAUUGGGGGGGCAACUCCAAUCUCUUGCAGGGGCGCAAUUAGUGCCAGCACCAUCCGUUAAGAGUUUGGGUGUAAUCUUUGACACCUCCCUUUCCAUGGAGGCGCAGAUUGCAGCUAUAACCAAGGCGGCAUUUUUUCAUUUUCGCCAAGCUAAGCAGUUGGCUCCUUACCUCUCUCGCCCUGACCUAGCCACUGUGAUCUAUGUGACGGUCACCUCCAGACUGGAUUAUUGUAAUUCACUCUACGUGGGGCUGCCCUUGAGACUGACCCAGAAACUCCAGCGGGUGCAGAAUGCCGUGGCGAGACUCCUUAUGGGGUCCUCGCUGCCGGAUCACAUUCACCCGGUCCUAUACCAGCUGCACUGGCUCCCGGUGGAGUACAGGAUCAGGUUUAAGGUGCUGGUUUUAACCUUUAAAGCCCUAUGUGGCCUGGGACCCUCGUACCUACAGGACCGCCUCUCCUGGUAUGUCCCACGGAGGACCUUACAGUCUUCAAAUAAAAACAUCUUGGAGAUCCCGGGCCACAGGGAGGUUAGGCUGGCCUCAACUAGAGCCAGGGCUUUUUCGGCGUUGGCUCCGAUCUGGUGGAACGCUCUGUCCCAAGAGACUAGGGCCCUGCAGGACUUGACAUCUUUCCGCAGGGCCUGCAAGACAGAGCUGUUCCACCAAGCCUUUGGCCAGGGCACAGCCUGACUCCCUCCUUUGGCAAUCUUCACAGAACUCUAGCCCGAUGGUUGCCAUCAAUUUGAUUUGAAUUAAUUUUAUAAUGAAAUGAUUUUAGAAUGUUGUACUAUUUUAUUGUUGUUAGCCGCCCUGAGCCCGGCUUCGGCUGGGGAGGGCAGGAUAUAAAUAAAAUUUAUCAUCAUCAUCAUCACAAUGAAAUUCGCCCACGUUCUCUUGAAAUGGCAAUGGUACCCAUCUGAGAGGUGCCAGAACUUAGUUCCGGCGAGGUCCAGCUGAAAAAAAGGGGGAUUUGUCCAGCCCUCUUUUAAACCCAUCCCGAUUGGCGGCCAUCACUCCCUCUUGUGGCAAGGAGUUCCACAGUUGAACCCCAUGCGCUGCGCAGAAGAAGAACUCCCUUUUGCCUGCCUCGAAUCUUCCAACGCUCAGCUUCCCUGGAUGCCCGAAAGUUCUAACGUGACGAGAGGCGGAGAAAGACUUUUCUUCCUCCACUUUCUGCACGUCAUGCAUAAUUCAGGACUCCGUGCAUAAAUAUGUCAAGAGUCUCUGCCAAGAAAACUUGAAUUCUGCGCCGUUUAUGCAUUAUUUAUCAAAAUGGCACCCGCCAGCUUGUUUCUCGCACACGUGCCGAGGGAAUAGAGGUGGGAAGUGUCCCACUUUUGCAAGAGAUAGUCCUCUGCUUGAAGAAGGGAGCAGGGAUCAUAUAAUUGUAAAAUUGGGAGAGAUCCCCAAAGGCCAUCUAGUUCAACCUCCUUGCAAUGCAGGAAUGACAGCUAAAGAAUAAUCCCUGCCAGAUAUAAUAAUAAUAAUAAUAAUAAUAAUAAUAAUAAUAAUAAUACAGUGGUUGUGAAGGAGAUCCGUUCCGGAGGUCUGGCCGGAUCCUGAGGUUUUCACAACUGGAGAGACCGCUUCUGUGCAUAUACUUCCGGGUUUGCCGCUUAUGUAUCCUGAAAUUUACGUAAUUGGAGGGAUAUGUAAGCGGAGGUACGACUGUAAUAAUAAUGAUGAUAAUGAUAAUAAUAAUAAUAAUAAUAAUAAUAAUAAUUCAUUUAUACCCCGCCCAUCUGACUGGGUUUCCCCAGCCACUCUGGGCGGCUUCCAACAGUUAAUUUUUAACCUCCAAAAAGAGAGAGCUCUUCUUGCUUUUCAUAUAGCCCUGUGGAAAGCCUCCAAGUUAUGGCCUUUUCACCGUACAUUUCAGUGCAAAUUAAACCAAUUAUUCUCCAGCUCCCUCAAGCAUCCUCAUAAGGCUUGGCUUCCUUGAUCAGUCUUGGUCACCCUCCUCGACCCAUUUUCUUCUAUCACUUGUAACUAUUUAAUUUACAUGCUGCUUAAUGCCUUCUAAGCAGUGUACAAAGUGUAAAAAAAAAACCCAUUACGCAAAUCUUGAAACAGGAGCGCCCAUAAUAUAAAUCCAUCCAACUUUGAAAUUGAAACGUCAGAACGGAAAGCUCCACAAUGAGAAGACACAAUGUUGUGCUUCCAGAAAUGAGAGCUGGCUAGAAAAGUACAUGGCGGCAGGUAGAGAGACAUGGAGCUGAAUCUUCGCUAAGAAUCUGGGAGGCUCUGUUAUUAACCGCCGCUUCCGUGCAGAUUAAAUUGAGAAACAUCUUUCGGUGACCUCCCUGCCUGCAGAAGCCAGCAGCAGAGUUACUGGGGAGCUUCCUCAAACAUCAUUAAAUUCAAAUGAUUAUUUCUUUUUUAAUAGAAUGAAGUGUGUGCCCAAUUCUGGGACCCAUGUCUUACCUGUCUGUAAUGAAGUUGUGGAAAUAUAAAUAAUAAAAAUAUAAAUAAUAAAAAUGAGAAGAGAAGACUCCCUGGAAAAGACCCUGAUGUUGGGAAAGUUGGAGGGCACAAGGAGAAGGGGACGACAGAGGACGAGAUGGUGGGACAGUGUUCUCGAAGCUACCAGCAUGAGUUUGACCAAACUGCGGGAGGCAGUGGAAGACAGGAGGGCCUGGCGUGCUCUGGUCCAGGGAGUCACGAAGAGUCGGACACGACUAAACAACAACAUUAUUAUUAUUAUUAUUAUUAUUAUUAUUAUUAUUAUUAAUGAUGAUGAAGAAAUGAUACAUUCAAGAUGGAGCAAGCUUGCUUCCAUUUGCUUCAGAGGGUAGGACCUGAACCCAUGGCUUCAAGAACGAGAUUCCGACUAAACUGUAGGAAGAACUUUCUCACAAUAGGAGCUGUUUGAUUAUGGAACAGACUCUCUCAAAAGGCGGCGGAACUCUCCUUCCUUGGAGGUUUUUAAGCAGAGGUUGGAUGGCCAUUUGUCAUGGAUGCUUUAGCUGAGAUUCCUGCAUCGCAGGGGGUUGGACUAGAUGAUCCUUGGGGUCCCUUCCAACUCUAUGAUUCUGUGAUUAUUAGCUCCUACAAGUCUACAUCCUGACCUGGCUGCCAGGAGAUCCAACUGAAUGGAAUGCAGCUUACUUCUGAAAUGGGCAAGCUGGGUGGGGGGCAAAUUUCCAUGCUGUUUCUCUUUUGUCCUUCAUAUUCAUGGACGGCCUUACUGUCUUCCAUAAAUUUGUCUGAUCUCCUUAUUUGAAUUCCAUAAAGGUAAAGGUACCCCUGACUGUUAGGUCCAGUCGUGGCCGACUCUGGGGUUGUGGUGCUCAUCUUGCUUUACUGGCCGAGGGAGCCGGCGUACAGCUUCCGGGUCAUGUGGCCAGCAGGACUAAGCCGCUUCUGGAGAACCAGAGCAGCGCACGGAAACGCCGCUUACCUUUCCACCGGAGUGGUACCUAUUUAUCUAUUUGCACUGUGACGUGCUUUCGAACUGCUAGGUGGGCAGGAGCAGGGACCGAGCAACGGGAGCUCACCCCGUCGCGGGGAUUCGAACCGCCGACCUUCUGAUUAGCAAGUCCUAGGCUCUGCGGUUUAACCCACAGCGCCACCCACGUCCCUAUUUGAAUUCCAUAGCAGCCUAUAUAUUUACCCCUCUUGUUUAAUGCACACUGCCUGCCUGCUCAAUGUAAAUUGAGGAGUUGUUGUUGUUGUUUAGUCGUGUCCGACUCUUCGUGACCCCCUGGACCAGAGCACGCCAGGCCCUCCUGUCUUCCACUGCCUCCCGCAGUUUGGUCAGACUCAUGCUGGUAGCUUCGAGAACACUGUCCCACCAUCUCGUCCUCUGUCGUCCCCUUCUCCUUCUGCCCUCCAUCUUUCCCAACAUCAGGGUCUUUUCCAGGGAGUCUUCUCUUCUCAUGAGGUGGCCAAAGUCUUGGAGCCACAGCUUCAGGAUCUGUCCUUCCACUGAGCACUCAGGGCUGAUUUCCUUCAGAAUGGAGAGGUUGGAUCUUCUUGCAGUCCAUGGGACUCUCAAGAGUCUCCUCCAGCACCAGAAUUCAAAAGCAUCAAUUCUUCGGCGAUCAGCCUUCUUUAUGGUCCAGCUCUCACUUCCAUACAUCACUACAUCAUUUUUUUAAGGGGAUGUAAAUAAUAUUUUUAAUAUUUCCUUUAUCUGCCCUCUUAAAUGCAUGACCUGCCAGCUUCAUCGGAUAACGAUACUUGUGAGUUUCCUUUGCUUUUCGAAAGUUUGUGGCUAAUUCCCUCUUCAUGUUCCUGUGUAAAUAAUUCAACGGGUUUUUGUGUGCAAAUAAUAGAAAAGGGCUGCUCAGGUUUACUUAUUGGUCCGAAAAAUGGGUGCAAGAUAAUUCAAGAUGAUCCCAAGAAAUAUGCCCCUCCUGUGGGUCGUUGUGCUUGACUUGGAUGGGGUUGAAGAACUGGCCUGACAUACAUAAUCUCUCCUGUAUCUUCUUGAUAUGGUCUUGGAAAAUAAUUUUUUUUGCUGCCUCAGUUCUCCAUCUGUUAUAAUACUUCUUAGUAUUACACUUAAAAUGCUUCUUAAGAUUGCUGAGAGGGUAGUUGAAAAAACACACACCAUAUUUUUAAAUUAAAUUAAAUUUACAAUGAUGUGUCUGGAUAGCUCAGUUGGCUAGAGCGUGGUGCAGAUCUGAUCUCCAUAUGGGACAACUGCAUAUUCCUGCAUUGCAGGCGGUUGGACUAGAUGAUCCUUGGGGUCCCUUAUAACUCUACGAUUCUCUGUUUACCUGUGAGAUCAUUUAACCCUACGUGCACCAACACAACCUCUUCAAUCGGGAACCUCUUCGAUCGGUGCCAUUCCACAUUUGCAAGAACUCAAUUGUUCGGUGUGGCAGCACCUGCAACUCUGCGAAAUUGCCCAGAGUUCUUGAGCUUUUUUUAGGGAGGAUUGCCAAAAAUCGCUCACCCGCAUGCCCUGCUGCUCGCAUGCGUCGCGAUAGCUGCUUGCCUGCUUGUCAUCUGUCCCAUCGCAGGCACAAGCCUCCAAACGCCCGCCCAAUUAACGCAGCGACAGCCAAUCAACACCACCCCUUGCCGCAGCCAUCAAUAACAUGCCUAAUAGCCGCUGACAACCUCCAGGUCGCGGCAACAGCCAAUCACACGUCACCCCUAUGCACUAUCCGUGUAUAGGACAACCCUGAAUUUUAAAGCUUUUUUUAAAAUUAAAAACCGCCAUCUAAUACAUGGAAAAGUACGGUAAUUGUUGCUGGUUUUUCUUGACAUCCGCCUGUCUUGGGAGACAAGGGAAGGCUGUGCUUUUGUGGGCAGAGUCAAACAGCUGGGAGGUUGCAGCACCAGUUGUGGCUGCAGAGACUGAUGCAGGAGAGACAUGUUUUGUUGCAACCGGGGCAGAGGAAGGCGUCCAGUUGUGCUGCUGAAGAUGCACAAUUCUUCUCUCUGCGCUCCUGCAAUUUUUUUCUUAGUGAUCAUUUUACGGCUUUAUCUUUUUUGUAAACUGCUUCAAGGUUUGUUUGUUUUUCUCUUCCUACAGUCAGUGGUCUAUGAAAUAAAACAAGCCCAUAAAUGGUGGCAGCAUCCUCUGGCUGGUUUGGGAGUAAGAAUGCCUCCUUCUGUACAAACCACUCUCCUGUGCCAGAAGGUCUUCUGAGUUGAUGCUCUUUGAUUCCUGGACAGAGAAUCGCCAGCUGUGAAGAAUUGUGGCUGUGUGUUUUCCUUUUGAUGUGCAACUGGGCUGCACCAAAGAGAUUGCCACAGUUCAAAAUGUGCCGCGGGGAUCUCAAAGUUUUCUCAUCCUCUCCCCCAGCUCAUUAUCUGAGUCCACAACUUGACUUAAGUUCAAGCCUGGCUCGUCAUGGGUUAACUGCCAGCGAGCUCUUCCCACUAGCCCUCUCUUCCCCGUUACAAAGGACCAGGGCUGGAUUGAGGUUGGAUGAGGUCCUAAGCUCCUGAAGGGAAUGGGGCCCUUUCUAUGUCCAGCUGUCCUUUGCCAACAACAAAUUGUCCCUGUUUUUGUGUUGAAUAGAUGCUAUAUGGUCAUUUAUGGACCUCACAGGUAUCUCAAGCCAUUUGCACAUGUUGCCCUGCAACCAGUCCAUGCAGAAUGUAGGCACCCUAUAUAUAGAAAUGAGCAAACCAGUGAUAUUAGAGGGAGCAGGCGAGCAGGCGGGGCCCAUGACUUACAUCUUAGGAGCCUACACAACACAAAACAGGUUUUAUUUUAUUUGUUUUUUAUCUUAUAUUUUGGAAAUAUACAUCCAAUUUGUCCCCUUUAAAUUUUUUUGGGGCCCCCACAUAAAUCCAGGACUGCAAAGGGCCAGCAAUGGGGAGUAACCUAGCUGUCUAGUUUGUCUCGAAGGCCUGGCUUCUCCUGCCCAGUAACAAUCAAGGCCGCUGAGAUUUACGGCUAUUGUCAUUUCCUGUAUCUGAUUUAACAAGGGAUGGAAGGACAGGACCUGUCAAUUCAUGAUCUCUCACUUUCUCAUUUCCCCCCAGUCUUAAACACAGUCCUCUGCAUCUGGUGGCAAUUUGUGAUUACCAAUGAAAAUUUGUCAGGAUUUCAGUGCAAAUCUGUCCUGAUAAACACAUAUUUAUAUGCAGCCUUAUCAUUUUUUGCAAGCCAUUUCCCCUAUUUUUUUGGUACGUUAUUUGCACUAAUACCUUCAUUCUUAUGCACAUGCUCCUGUAAUGUUUGCAUUUAUGCAAGCGUUGCUUGGUUGGAUCACUGCAUUGCAAAAUUCGGCUAAGUGAGACUUUUGAAGGACGUCUGAGUCUCAAUCUGCAUAUCGCCUUGGAAAGUGUGGAUUGGGUAGAGCUGGUUUUGAACAUGUUCUGCAUUGGAUUUCUCCCCCAAUCCUAGAUUCGACCGGCUGAAAUUUCUGUCUCAUUUGGCUGUUGGACUUCUGUGCCAACACAGAGUGUGCGCAGCGACUGGGGCAAAGAAAUAAAUAUCUUUGCUUAGUUUUAUUUCAAAUACUUAACAGUCAAACGCUGUAAGCCAUCACUCAUCACCAGCAUACAAAACAUUUGAUUAACUUAAAUACAGUUUUCAAAUAACCAAUUACCCUAUCACAUCCCUUCAUUCGGUGCAGAAAGUAAACUCCCCCUUCAAUUAGUCACAUUGUCAAGAGACCACAGGUGUGCUGCCAAGCCUCUGAGUAGCACCAUUGACCAUCUCAAGAUAAAGAAAAACCCAACACAAGCAGGCUUCCAAUUUGAAAUGGGGGUGGGGGGGACAGAAGCUGUGACCCCACCCCAAACGGCAGUAGCCUGUUAUGCAAGCCCCCUGGGAAACCUGACCUUUAACACCUUUGUCUGAAACUGGAACAAGAGUUUUUGCUUUCCAGUUCCGUACAUCCCAGCUGGCAAAUCAACCACGCUUUGUGAGGGAGAACCAAAAGGUGAAAUAUCAAGAGGUUUGCCUCCUUCACUGCAGUGGGGGCUGAAAUCAGCAGAGGGGGCUCUCUUUGUAGUUCCUCCAUCCUCAGAGGCUCAGGGGUAGUUCUGGUCCAGCAGGAUAUGGUCUUCUCAGUGGUGGCCCCUAAGCUAUGUCACCUUCGUUGUAUGGCUUCCAAAGGUUGCAGAAGAAACACCUCUUUUCUCUUGACACUGGAGUGGUAUGUUCUUAGGACCCACCUUGUUUUUAGGGUCUAAAGUUGUUUCAGCCGUUGAAAGGCGGUUGGAGGAUGGAUGGCGGCUAACAUAUUGAGGUUGAAUCCUGACAAGGCAGAAGUACUAUUUUUUGGGGGGACAGGGGGGCUGGUGGGUGUGGAGGACUCCCUGGUCCUGAAUGGGGUAACUGUGACCCUGAAGGACCAGGUGCGCAGCCUGGGAGUCAUUUUGGACUCACAGCUGUCCAUGGAGGUGCAGGUUAAUUCUGUGUCCAGGGCAGCUGUCUAGCAGCUCCAUCUGGUACGCAGGAUGAGACCCUCCCUGCCCGCAGACUGUCUCGCCAGAGUGGUGCAUGCUCUGGUUAUCUCCUGCUUGGACUACUGCAAUGCGCUCUACGUGGGGCUACCUUUGAAGGUGACCCGGAAACUACAAUUAAUCCAGAAUGUGGCAGCCAGACUGGUGACUGGGAGCGGCCGCGAGACCGUAUAACACCAGUCCUGAAAGACCUACAUUGGCUCCCGGUAUGUUUCCGAGCACAAUUCAAAGUGUUGGUGCUGACCUUUAAAGCCCUAAACAGCCUCAAAGGCCCAGUAUACCUGAGGGAGUGUCUCCAUCCCAAUCGUUCAAUCAGGAUACUGAGGUCCAGCGCCAAGCGACACCUUUCAACUUCCUACUAAAUAGAUGGAUUUUGUCAGGGGACUGAUUAGUAAAUCCAGGGAAACGGGGUUGUCUGGUAACCUUAACCAAGGGCCUUCUGGAGGUUCCCUCCCUGUGAGAAGUGAGCUUACAGGGAACCAGGCAGAGGGCCUUCUCGGUGGUGGCGCCCACCCUGUGGAACACCCUCCCAUCAGAUGUCAAGGAAAUAAACAACUAUCUGACUUUUAGAAGACAUCUGUUUAGGGAAGUUUUUAAUGUUUAAUGUUUUAUUGUGCUUUUAAUUCUGUUGGGAGUCGCCCAGAGGGGCGGGAUAUAGAUAAUACAUUGUUGCUGUUGUUUAUUUUUAAUGCUGUUUUGUAAUGUCAAAGAGAUAAACAACUACCUGACAUUUAGAAGACAUCUGAAGGCAGUGCUGCUCAGGGAAGUUUUUAAUGUGUGACAUUUUGAUGUAUUUUUAAUCUUUGUUGGAAGCAGCCCAGAGUGGCUGGGGAAACCCAGCCAGAUGGGUGGGGUACAAAUAAAUUAUUAUUAUUAUUAUUAUUUGCUGUAAUCUGCCCUAGUGUCAGGCACUGGCUGGAUGAAAAGGAAUGGUGGAAGCACAUAGGAAGACAAUUUGAAUUCUGGAUUCUAGUGGUGGGAAUAGUGGUUUAGGCCCACACCCCAGAGGAGGGGAAGAGCUGAGAAGUGCUAGAAGCUGGGAUCUUGGAGGAGGAGAAAAAGGAGGAAACAGGCAGGUGGCCCAGCGCAAGGCAGAGACAGGAAUCUGACCUGGCAGCUCCAUCACAGAGCCACCCUAACAGCUUCUCCUCUGACAGCUGGCAAGCCCCCUCCACUCCCAGAACAAGGCGUCUGAGCAGAGAGCCAGGCAGACACAGAGAGGGUCCCUUGGGAGUUGCGUAGACAGAGUGAAGGGCUGGACACAGAGGGAUAAGGAGAGGAGGGGGCGGCGGCGUUACAAGCCAGUCCGGGCAACUGCUUCAUCUAGACAGGAUCAACCCUGAGAAGUCUCUGUUCUGCUUCCUUAAUGGAAAAAAACAAAAACCAAUUAAUUGUACGUUAGCUGGUGUUUCCCUGUCUUUCUCUGAUCUGUGAACGACCUGUUCUUCUUGUCAGCUCCCUGACGGUUGGACUUUAAGGUGAAGAGUACAGUGGAUGCUCAGGUUGCGAACGCGAUCUGUGCAGGAUGAAUGUUCGCAACCCGCAGCGUUCACAACACGCACGGGUUGCAACUUGGCACUUCUGCACAUGCGCAAAGCACGAUUUAGUGCUUCUGUGCAUGCGCGACUGCUGAAACAUGGAAGUAACCUGUUCUGGUACUUCUGUGUUUCAGCAGUCCGCAACCCAAAAAAACACAACCUGAAGCGGAUGCAACAUGAGGUAUGACUGUACUUAACAAUAAAUAACGAAAUAUACCGGUCUGUGGGGGAAGCACACCUUGGGCACUUUGCAUAGCCACACCACACUCCGUGACUUUGUUCCCCUCCGAUUCCCCCCUCCAUCCUUCCAUGUUUCCGUUUGCCCAUCCCUUUAUCCUCCCCACACAGCCCUCCAUGACCCAUAAGGUGAGCCCUACGACAAGGCCAACCCCCCACGUCCCUGACCCUCACUUUCCCCCCUUUGCCCCCUCGCUUUGCUUGAGGUGGGCGCUGCUCCUGCCUGCAGACAUGGUGGUGUGGCUCUGCUGCGUGCCCAGGCUGGAGGGAUGGGGUGGCGGCGGCAUUGGCGGCAACAACAUCAUCAUGGCGAUGGAGCCUUGUGGCUUCUCCGGGCUCUUGUACCAGAAGCAGGAGCACAUGGACCGGAAGAGGAGGACCGUGGCCCAGACACACCACCACCGAGUUUGCAGGCCAGAGCGGCGCCCAUCCCGACUCCCCUCCCGUCUCUCCGGCUGCCAUUUUGGACGAGGAGGAGGAGGCAACUCCCAGCACGCCUGCCUGCCGAGCCCAGACGAGGAGGUGGGAGGCCCUUCUCUCCACCUUCCUCCCCGCCAGCGACCGGUCCCCGUAACCCGCGAGGCGCUACUGACCGGGCUUGCCUCUGCUUUGUGUCUUUGUUCCGCAGGGUACGGCCAUGCGGCCCCGAGCACCGAUGGUGGGAAGGUCUUCUGCAUGUUCUACGCCCUGCUGGGGAUCCCGCUCACCCUGGUCAUGUUCCAGAGCCUCGGGGAGAGGAUUAACACGCUGGUGAGGUACCUCCUGCACCGCAUCAAGAAGUGCCUUGGGAUGAGGCGGCCGGAGGUCUCGAUGGCCAACAUGGUGACCAUCGGCUUCUUCUCCUGCAUCAGCACCCUCUGCAUCGGGGCCGCCGCCUUCUCCUACUACGAAAACUGGACCUUCUUCCAGGCCUACUACUACUGCUUCAUCACGCUCACCACCAUCGGCUUCGGAGACUAUGUGGCCCUGCAGAAGGAGCAGGCCCUGCAGACUCAGCCCCAGUACGUGGCCUUCAGCUUCAUCUACAUCCUCACCGGCCUGACCGUGAUCGGCGCCUUCCUCAACCUGGUGGUGCUGCGUUUCAUGACCAUGAACGCUGAGGAUGAGAAGAGGGACGCCGAGCACCGGGCGCUGCUCAGCCGCAACGGCCAAGCCAGCAGCGUCCACACCACGGACACCACGGCGUCCUCCACGGCCGCCGCACUGGGGGGCGUGGGGGUGGGCAGCGGGGCCGGGGGCCGGGGGGGCCUCCGGAACGUCUAUGCCGAGGUCCUGCACUUCCAGUCCAUGUGCUCCUGCCUCUGGUACAAGAGCCGGGAGAAGCUGCAGUACUCCAUUCCCAUGAUCAUCCCCAGGGACCUCUCCACCUCAGACACCUGCAUGGAACAGAGCCACUCGUCUCCGGGGCGGUACCCCGAGACGCCGCCCAACCGGUGCUUCUGCAACGCCCAGCGAUCGGCCAUCAGCUCUGUAUCCACAGGCCUGCACAGCCUGUCCGCCUUCCAGGGACUCAUGAAGCGGCGCAGCUCGGUCUGAAGGCUGGCGAGACCCUCUCCGGGAC
Messenger RNA from Podarcis lilfordi (Lilford's wall lizard), 95161 nucleotides. The record is from the annotation of a GenBank genome assembly. Lineage: Eukaryota; Metazoa; Chordata; Lepidosauria; Squamata; Lacertidae.